Molecule: messenger RNA, 91198 nt
Organism: Pundamilia nyererei
Lineage: Eukaryota; Metazoa; Chordata; Actinopteri; Cichliformes; Cichlidae
Gene: ttn.2
Product: titin, tandem duplicate 2
Exons: 250
Coding region: 234-90158 (29974 amino acids)
Biological process (GO): protein phosphorylation
Molecular function (GO): ATP binding; protein binding; protein kinase activity
Source: RefSeq, a predicted model, not a curated record
GUUCCCAGCCUGGACGCCUCGGCUGGAGGGACUGCUGUUACGAGGAAAACUACAAAACUACACGGCGGCAUAGGCCUGUAGUUUUGUUUUUUUCUUUGGGGUUCCUUUGAGGCUCAACUGUUCCCCUUUUGGAUUUUCUGACUCCGUUUUCUGGAUAAAGAUUUUAGAUUUCCUGCUGAGCGCCCAAAUCUGGGCUUCCCAGGCAUCCUUGUCCAGACAAGGUGCCAGCCAACAUGUCAACACAAGCACCGACAUUCACACAGCCGCUACAGAGCGUCGUGGCACUUGAGGGUAGUGCCGCGACGUUUGAGGCUCAAAUUAGUGGUUCUCCAGUUCCUGAGGUGAGCUGGUUCCGCGAUGGCCAGGUUCUUUCCACCACCACUCUGCCAGGUAUACAGAUCUUGUUCAGCGAUGGCCGCGCUGUUCUGAGGAUUCCUGCUGUGACGGCUGCACACAGCGGAAGGUUUUCUGUUAGAGCCACGAACGGAGCUGGACAAGCCACAAGCACCGCUGAACUCCUCGUUACAGUGGAGACGGCGCCUCCAAAUUUCCUUCAAAGACUUCAGAGUUUAACAGUGAGACAAGGCAGCCAGGUGAGGCUGGAUGUGCGAGUGACAGGAAUCCCAACACCAGCUGUGAAGUUCUACAGAGAAGGGGCCGAGAUUCAGAGCUCGGCCGACUUCAGGAUCCUCCAAGAUGGAGACCUGUAUACUUUGUUGAUCGCUGAAGCCUUCCCAGAGGACUCUGGGACAUAUUCUGUGACUGCCACCAACAACAGCGGACGGGCCACCUCCACUGCCGAAUUGCUAGUUCAGGGUGAGGAAGCUGUGCCAGCUAAGAAACUGAAGACUGUUUCCACAUCCCAAAUAUCGGCUUCCCAGAGCAGAGUACAGAGGGUGGAGACUAGUUUCCAGGCCUCCACUAAGAGGGAGAUCCAUGUAGGAGAAGGAAUGAUCACUCAGCAUUUGGCUCACAAAACCCCCCCACGGGUUCCUCCAAAGCCGACCUCCAAGUCCCCGCCGUCCUAUGUUUCCAAGGUGACGGCAGGACGUCAGCAGUCCCCUUCGCCUGUCAGACAUGUGAAAGGGCCAACACCGACACCUGUCAGACCAGUGUCUCCAUCCACCAAACUGUCUGUUUCUCCCAUCCGACCAGUCAAGUCUCCCAUCAUGACCAGGAAACAGGUCAGAGCAUCUAUCUGGAGUCCACUUUCACUGUCAAGAUGCUGUAACAGUGACUUAGUGUACAUGCCUCGGUUUGUUUGGCUUUUCAGUUUGCUCAUCAGCAAAUACCAAAAAAACAUGAAAUGCUGCAUAUUCCAUGUAUUUAACUGUAUUAGUGCCAUCUUCAGGUGUGCGGUAGCAACACAAUUAGUGACUCUGAUUUUCAAUACCAGCUACGUAACCUCAAUCGACUACUUGCAGGUAUCUACCUCUGCAGAGGUUCUGCCGCCCUGGAAACAGGGAGACUACGCGACUGAGGCGAGCUAUACCAGCAUGGCAAGCAUGACCGCUGUCAGCAGCACCACUCAGCUUCACAUGGAGAAGCACUGGGAGCAGCAGGUGGCUGCCACCAGAGAGGAUGAGGGAGAAAAAAAGGCUGAGGCAGUGGCUACAGUGGUGGCCGCUGUUGACCUUGCUCGUGUCCUCAAGCCUGUGCAUGGGGAGGGUGUUCGGAAAGAGGAAGAGGAGGAUGUGGAGUUGAGGAUAAAGCAACAGGCGGCAGCAACUGCAGAGAAACAAGUUAUUGCAACAAAAACACUUCCUACUGAGCCUGCUGUGUCUGCAGAGCAGCACAGAGUCCAGGUCUCUCAGAUUCAGAGAACAACAGAAAUCUUCUCCUGUGUGGACACUGGUGUCGUCCAGCCCCCAGUUCCACAUUUCACAGUUUCUAAAGUUUCUGUUCCUAAACAUGAACCUAGACAUGAGGUGUCCCUUGCUGGCUCUGCCAUCGCUACACUGCACAAAGAGCUAUCCUCCCCUUCAACUCCCAGAAAGAUCAUCAAGCCAGUCAAAUCUCCCAGUCCGUCUCGACAGGCGGCGGUGGAGGUUCAUGUGAUACCUGAGCCCUUCCCACCACCGUUCAGAGAUGUGCGAUAUAAGACUCAACUUGACAGCAGAGGCGCUUAUGCGUUUAGUGAGGAAGAAUUUGAGGAAUGGGAGCCUCAGGAGGUGGCUGCAGUGCCUACAAGAUCCCAGGAGCCUGUUGUUCCACCCACUCUUAUUGCUGGACUGAAGAACCUGACUGUGACCGAAGGUGAGUCAGUGACCUUGGAGUGCAAAAUCAGCAGUCACCCUUCCCCGGUCAUAAUCUGGUUCAGGGAGGACUACAAGAUCGAGAGCUCCAUUGACUUCCAGAUCAGCUACGAGCACGGAUUUGCCAGGUUGAUUAUUCGUGAGGCAUUUGCUGAAGACAGUGGCCGGUUUACCUGCACUGCCACCAAUGAAGCAGGAACUGUGAGCACCUCCUGCUACCUGCUUGUGAAAGUUUCAGAAGAAAUCGAAAGCAGAGAGGAAACAGCUGUCACAGACAUUGCAAUCACACAAGAAAAAACUGUUGCAGCUGAAACAAAGCUGCAGACAGUGACAGAGUUGAGCGCAGGAGAACCUGCAGCUCCGUUCUUCAUCAAGAAACCCACUGUGCAGAAGCUAGUGGAGGGAGGAAGUGUUGUGUUUGAAUGCCAGGUUGGAGGAAAUCCAAGACCUCACAUUAUCUGGAAAAAGAAUGGCGUGCUGCUUACCACUGGAUACAGAUACAAAGUUGCCUACAAGGAAACUGGAGAAUGUAAACUGGAGAUCUCGAUGACCUUUGCUGACGAUGCCGGAGAAUACUCCAUCUUUGCUAAAAAUCCCCACGGAGAAGCUUCAGCUUCCACCAGCCUGUUGGAGGAAGAGGAAUAUGAAGCACAUAUGAAGCAGCACGAUGUAACAUAUAAAACUGAAGUGACUACGUCAGUGGUUCAGGAACCCUCCGUGGUCGUGAGUCAGUAUGAAUUGGAACAGAGGAGGACAAUAACCCCGAUGAGCUUUGUCUCAGAAACGGAAUUCCUCAUUUCAGCCUUUGAGGAGAGGAUAAUACAGAAGAUCGAACUGUGUAUCAUGAGAAUUACUUACAGAGAGCUUGUGGCAGAGGACGGAGAGCUGGUAGUGACUAUAGCAGAUGAGGAGGCAGUGCAGCCAGCCUUUGACACACCAGUGAAAAACUACAGGAUCAUGGAGGGAGUGGGAGUCACUUUCCACUGCAAGAUGGUUGGAAAACCACUGCCAAAGAUUGCCUGGUACAAAGAUGGCCAGCGCAUCAGGCCCAGUGCGCGUUACCAAAUUGAAGUUCUUCAAGAUGGGCGAGCCAGUCUUCGUAUGCCUGUGGUGCUGCCAGAGGAUGAAGGCGUGUACACUGCUUUUGCCACAAACAUGAAGGGAAAUGCAGUCAGCUCUGGAAAGCUUUAUGUGGAGCCAUCCGAAGCUGUAACGCCGCAGAGAUACACACCACAGCCAGCAGUACAGAGGAUAAGAUCGACAUCUCCUCGUUCUCUGAGCCGCUCCCCAGGGCGUUCUUCCAGCCGAUCUCCUCGCCAGUCUCCUGCCCGUCGAUUUGACGAAACAGAUGAGGCUCAGCUUGAAAGACUAUACAAACCUGUAUUUGUCAUGAAGCCCUCCUCAAUAAAAUGUUCUGAGGGGCAAACUGCCCGAUUUGAUUUGAAAGUUGUUGGCAGGCCAAUGCCUGACACAUACUGGUUCCACAAUGGACAACAAGUGAUCAAUGAUAACACACACAAGAUAGUGAUUAAAGAGGAUGGUACUCAGUCCCUGAUCAUUGUCCCAGCCCUACCACAAGACUCUGGAGAGUGGACGGUUGUUGCUCAGAAUAGAGCUGGACGGGCAUCUCUCAAUGUAACUCUUACUGUUGAUGCUCAAGAAACCCUGGCACGUCCUCAAUUUGUUGAAAAGCUGAAAAACAUCACUGUAAAGCAGGGCACUCUGGUUGAGUUGGCUGUCAAAGCCAUUGGAAACCCCCUGCCAGACAUUGUGUGGCUGAAAAACAGUGACAUCAUCACCCCACACAAGCAUCCACAGAUAAAGAUUGAUGGCACCAAAGGAGAAGCCAAAUUCCAGAUUCCAUCUGCUUCAGGCUCAGACAGCGCCUGGUACACUGCUACAGCCAUCAACAAGGCUGGUAGAGACACCACUCGUUGCAGAGUCAAUGUUGAGGUGGACUUUGCUGCCCCUCAAACCGAGAGGAAGCUCAUUAUUCCUAGAGGAACCUACAAAGCUAAAGAGAUUGCAGCACCCGAGUUGGAGCCGCUUCAUUUGCGAUACGGCCAAGAGCAGUGGGAGGAGGGUGAUCUUUAUGACAAGGAGAAGCAACAGAAACCACAAUUCAAGAAGAAGUUGACAUCUAUCAGAAUGAAGUGUUUUGGACCAGCCCAUUUUGAGUGUAGACUCACUCCUAUUGGUGACCCCAAUAUGGUAGUGGAGUGGCUGCAUGAUGGCAAACCUCUGGCUGCUGCUAAUAGGUUGCAUAUGGUCAAUGAAUUUGGAUACUGCAGCCUUGAUUAUGAAGUUGCUUAUGCUAGGGACAGUGGUGUUAUUACUUGCAGAGCCACAAACAAAUGUGGAGUUGACCAGACCUCAGCCACCCUGAUUGUCAAGGAUGAGAAGGGACUUGUUGAGGAAACACAACUUCCUGAAGGCAGGAAAGGAGCAUAUAGGAUGGAUGAGAUUGAGCGCAUGGCUCAUGAGGGAGGACCUGCAGGAGUCGGCGCUGAUGAAGAAUCUGAAAAGACAAAACCUGAUAUUGUCUUGCUUCCUGAACCAGCAAGAGUGCUGGAAGGCAACAUUGCACGAUUCCGCUGCAGAGUAACUGGUUAUCCAGCACCAAAGGUUAAUUGGUACCUCAACGGACAACUUAUCCGCAAAAGCAAGAGAUAUAGACUCCGUUAUGAUGGUAUUUACUAUUUAGAGAUUGUUGACAUCAAGUCCUAUGACUCAGGAGAGGUUAGGGUGGUUGCUGACAAUCCUUUAGGAACAGCUGAGCACACAGUAAAGCUAGAGAUCCAGCAGAGGGAAGACUUUAGAUCUGUCCUGCGUCGUGCACCAGAACCAAAACUUGCAGAGGCUACACACGAGCCUGGCAAGAUUGGAUUUGAUAUUGUGAAGAUGGACCGACCUAGUGAGGCUUCACAAGACAGGGAAGUGGUUAAGCUGCGUAAGACACAGAGAAUUCUUCAUGAGAAAACUUCAGAGGAGUCUGAAGAACUGAAGAGCAAGUUCAAGCGCAGAACAGAGGAGGGUUUCUAUGAGUCUAUCUCGGCUGUAGAGCUUAAGUCUCGCAGGAGGGAUGACUCUUAUGAAGACCUAUUGAAGAAGACUAAAGAGGAGCUGCUCCAUCACAUGAAAGAGAAAGAAGAAGCUGAAAGGAAGAGGAUGGAGGAAGAGGGUAAACUCACUAUCCCCACAAUAAAACCUGAACGGGUCCUGCUCUCUCCCAGCAUGGAAGCACCCAAGAUCCUGGAACGCAUUGCAAGCAAGACUGUUGCUCCAAUGGAUGAGGUUCGUUUCAGAGUCAGAGUAGUUGGUAGACCAGAACCUGAGUGUCAGUGGUUCAAGAAUGGCAUUCAGCUGGAAAAGUCUGACCGUAUUUACUGGUACUGGCCUGAGGACAAUGUAUGUGAAUUGGUCAUAAGAGAUGUCGAAACACAAGAUUCUGCUAGCAUCAUGGUUAAGGCCAUUAAUAUUGCUGGGGAGUCCUCAAGUCAUGCCUUCCUGCUUGUACAAGCCAAGACAGCAGUUAGCUUUACCCAAAACUUGGAGGAUACGAGUGCCAAGGAGAAGGAUACCAUGGUGACCUUUGAGUGUGAAACCAAUGAACCCUUCGUCAGAGUCAAAUGGUUUAAGAACAACACGGAGAUCUUCUCAGGAGACAAAUACAGAAUGCACUCUGACAGAAAAGUCCACUUCCUAUCUGUGCUAAUGAUUGAAAUGAGGGAUGACGCAGAAUACACCUGUGUGAUUGCAGAUGAUGAAAACAUAAGAACGAGUGCAAGGCUUCACGUGGAAGGUGCUGCUCUCGAGCUCAUCAAACAAAUGGAGAACAUUGAGGUACCAGAAUCCUAUGCUGGCGAGUUUGAGGUCGAGUUAUCUCGUGAAGAUGCUGAGGGCAGCUGGCUCUUUGGAGACAAAGUUCUCUCACCCAGCAAUAAAUACAUCAUAUCGUCACGUCGAGGAAGACACACUUUGUCUGUCAAGGAUGUCAGGAAAGAGGACCAGGGAAAAUACACCUUUGUAUGCGGUGAUCUGAAGACCAGUGCCUCACUAAAAAUGAAACUGCGUCCAGUGACACUGAUGCAGCCCCUGACUGAUCUGAUAGUCUGUGAGGGUGAUAUUGCUCAGCUGGAGGUCAGGUUUUCCCAAGAGAAUGUUGAGGGAACCUGGAUGAAGAACGGCCAGGCCAUUUCUGCCUCGGAACGUAUCCACAUUGUCAUUGACAAGAUGGUUCACAAGCUGCUGGUGGAGAAUAUCAGCACAGAAGAUGCUGCCUUGUACUCUUUUGUGGUUCCUGCCCAGGACAUCUCCACCUCAGGCAAACUCAGUGUUCAAACUAUUGACAUUGUAGUGCCACUGAAGGAUGUAUCCUCUAUUGAAGGCACAAAGGCUGUCCUGGAGGCUAAGAUCUCUGCCCAGGACAUCAGCUCUGUCAAAUGGUACCAUAAUGACAAACUGUUGACGCCCAGUGACCGAAUCCAAAUGGUGGCAAAGGGCGCAAAGCAGCGGCUGGUCUUCACCAGAACCUUUGCAUCUGAUCAGGGUCACUAUAAACUAGUUGUUGGCAAGGUUGACACCAGCUGUAGCCUGACGGUUGAAGAGGUACACAUUGUGAAACACAUGGAGGACAAAGUGUGUUCAGAGUCCCAGAAUGUGACGUUUAAUGUUGAAGUCUCUCACCCUGGAAUUGACUCAGUCUGGACAUUCAGGAACCAGCAAAUCAAACCUGGACCCAAAUCCAAGAUUGAGUCAAAGGGAAAGGCUCACUCUCUGACAGUCAUUGACGCCAUGAAAGAUGAGGAGGGCCAGUACAUGUUUCAUGCUGGUGAAAAGACAUCUAGUGCCAAGCUUACUGUCUCUGGUGGAGCCAUUACACGGCCCCUGCAGGAUGUGACAGUGGCGGAGUCUCAGACUGCUGAGCUUGAGUGUGAAGUUGCAAAUGCCAAUGCUGAGGGCAAGUGGCUUAAGGAGGGCCAGCCCAUUGACUUCAAUGAGAAUGUGGUGAGUGAGGUGAACGGAGCCAUCAGGCGCCUCAUCAUCAACAUUACCAGGCCACAGGAUGUCGGAGAGUAUACCUACCAGGUGGCCAACUCCAAAACUACAGCUAAUCUCAGGGUGGAGGGAGUGAAGAUCAAGAAAACUCUGAGGAACCAGACCGUGACGGAGACCCAGGAAGCAGUGUUCACACUGGAGCUCACACACCCCGAUGUGAAAGGAUCCCAGUGGAUUAAGAACGGGGUGGAACUGCAAAACAGCGAAAAGUACGAGAUCGUCUCCAGUGGCGUGGUCCAAACGCUGAAGGUCAAGGACUGCAACAUACAGGACGAGUCUGUUUACUCCUUCAAACUUGGAAAACUUUCUGCCAAUGCCAGACUCAACGUAGAGAAAAUCAAAAUUGUGAAGAAGAUAAAAGAUGCGACGUCUCUGUUGGAUGGCACAGCCUCCUUUGAGAUGAGCCUCUCACAUGACAACAUCCCUGUUAGGUGGAUGUUUAAAGGUUUGGAGCUGAAGUCAAGUGAGAAGUGCAAGAUUCUGUCUGAGAGGAAAGCACACAAACUGAUCCUGAAGAAUCUGGACAGCAGCGAUGCAGGAGAGUACGUGGCUGUGGUUGGACACUUGCAGUGCAGUGCUGUACUCACCGUGGAGGCUCUGCAGGUCACUAAACCCAUGAAAAGUGUGGAGGUACCAGAGACUCAAGUGGCCACAUUCGAGUGUGAAGUCUCCCACUUCAAUGUGCCGUCCACCUGGCUGAAGAACGGAGUGGAGAUUGAGAUGAGUGACAAGUUCAGGAUUGUGGUUCAGGGAAAACUCCAUCAGCUGAAGAUCAUGAACACCAGCAGGGACGACUCUGCAGAGUACACCUUCAUUUGUGGCAACGACCAAGUGUCUGCAACACUCACCGUCAACCCGGUUCUGAUCACCUCCAUGCUGAAGGACCUGAAUGCCCAAGAGAGAGACACUAUCACCUUUGAGGUCACCGUCAACUAUGAAGGCAUCACGUACAAAUGGCUGAAGAACGGCGUGGAAAUGAAGUCGUCGGACAGGUGCCAGGUCCGCAGUCGGCAGCUUACGCACUCCCUCACCAUCCGAAACGUUCACUUUGGAGACGGAGGAGAGUACAAGUUUGUGGCCGGCUCUGCUGCCACCACUGCUAAUCUCUUUGUCGAAGCUCGUGUGAUUGAAUUCACCAAGAAGAUCAAGGACAUAAAGAUCACAGAGAAGAAGAAGGCGAUUUUUGAGUGUGAGGUUUCUGAGCCAAACAUCCAGGUGAUGUGGAUGAAGGACGGUCAGGAGAUGGACAUGUCUGAGGAAAGGUAUAUUGUGACAGCAGAGAAGUAUGUUCACCGCCUCGUGAUCCAGACGGUUCGAAUGUCUGAUGCUGGGGAAUAUUCAGUGGUAGCUGGAUCAAGCGUCUCCAAGGCCCGGCUCACAGUGGAGGGUCGCGACAUUCGGAUCUCGGAACCUCCUGAGCGGGAAAUUACGGUUCUGGAGAAACACCGUGCAACCUUUGAGUUUGAAGUGAAUGAAGAAGAUGUGGAGGGUCACUGGCUGAAGAACGGUGUGGAGAUCCAGUUCUCGAUGGAAGAACGAUUUAACUACGUGACCAUCAGGAAGCUGCAUCGCCUCACCAUCUCAGAGACCUACAGGAGUGAUGCUGGGGAGUACACCUUCAUCGCUGGCAAAAAUAGAAGCACCAUGCAGCUUCGAAUAAACAUCCCCGAGCCUCCUCAGAUCCUUCGCCACAUGGAGCCCCAGUCGGUGGAGGCUGGAAAACCAGCUCGCUUCUCAGUCCAGGUGAGCGGUGUUCCCCAGCCUCAGGUCUUCUGGUACAAAAACUCCCAGGCUCUCUCCGCUGGCUUCAAGUGCAAGUUCCUGCACGAUGGCAACGAGCACACACUGCUGCUCAUCGAGGUCUUUCCUGAAGACGCUGCUGUCUACACCUGUGAGGCCAAGAACGAGUAUGGCACUGCCACAAGCACUGCAACACUCAAUGUUGAAGUUUCAGAGGUGGUUUCUCCAGACUCCCCCGCCACUGUUGCUCCCCCUGUCAUCAUCUCACCCAUGGCCAGCACUUCAGCCUGCGAGGGCGCACCAGCUUGCUUCCAGUGCAAAGUCCGUGGAGAUGAUGUGAAGAUAAGCUGGUUCCACAAGAAAAAGGAAAUCAAACAGUCCGAAUUCUUCAGGAUAUCUCAGUUUGAUGACAGCUGUCAGCUGGAGAUCUCCAGGGUUUAUCCAGAGGACGAGGGCGAGUAUACCUGCAUGGCCACAAACAAUGGAGGGACGGUGUCCUGCUCUGCAACUCUUACAUUAGACGUGACUCACGUGAGAGAGCAGGCUGAAACCAAGACUGAGCUGGAAGUCAAAGUGCCCCCUGUCUUUAGGCAGAAAAUCACACCUCUGGAGAUAAAUGUCGGCAGUCACACCAAGUUUGAAUGUGAGAUUGAAGAAGCUCCGGACGUGGCGUUCAAAUGGUACAAAUCUGGCACCGAAAUCAGACAGAGUGAAAAGUAUCGGAUCGUCAGCCACCACACUAGUUCCUCUUUAGAGCUCCUGAACCCUGUCAAAGCUGAUAGUGGAGAAUACACCUGCAAAGCUUCAAAUCAACACGGCACAGACAGCUGCACUGCCUCGCUCAUUGUCACCGAGAUGUACCCACCAGUAUUUGUAUCAAAACCAGACCCAAUGACUUUAUAUGUGGGAAAACAAGCUGUGUUCCAGUGCUCACUUACUGGAUCCUCGCCUAUGGAAGUUGUCUGGCACAAGGACAACAUAACAAUUUCCUCUGAAGGGAACUAUGUCAUGAAAUGUGAAAAGAACAAGUAUUCCCUUCACAUUAAAAGUCUUGAACUGACUGAUCAGGGAGUGUACCUGUGCAAGGCUUCCAACAGUGUUGGUGUAGCUACUUUUGCAGUAGAACUCAAGGUUAUUGACAAGCCCCGGUUUGUUACGGUCAUUGAGCCAGUAUCUGCAGCUGUUAAUGACCCACUGAGGCUGGAGUGCCACGUGAAUGAGGACACUGGUGUGGCUGUCACCUGGACCAGGGAUGGCAAAAAAGUCCACCAGAGUAUGGAGUGUAAACUGUCCUUUGAGGACAAGGUCGCUGUUCUGGAGAUCCCCAAGUCCAAACUAAAGGACUCUGGGAAAUAUGUGUGCACAGCUGCAAACGAGGCUGGCAGCUCCUCCUGUGAGGCUGUGGUAACAGUUCAAGAGCGCCCUGCCUUUGUGAAGAAAAUGGAAUCUAAGCUCACGUGGAAACAGGGCAUAGCUGCACGCUUACAGUGCACAAUCAAAGGAUCGCCUGAACUUCACAUCCACUGGUUCUGGAAUGAAAGAGAGCUGAGUAAUGGAGACAAAUAUAAAAUAUCUUUCAAGAGUGGAGUUGCUACUGUGGAGAUCAUGAACCUUCUGGUCACAGACAGUGGCAGAUACACCUGUGAGGUGUCAAAUAAUGCUGGGAGUGAAAGCUGCAGUACUCUUUUAGCUGUUAAAGAGCCACCGUGCAUUAGAAAAGACCUGCAGACAGUAGAGGCAGUGAAGGGAGCAGCUGCUCACCUGGAGUGCGAGGUCACAGGAACAGCUCCUUUUGAAAUCACUUGGGUAAAAAAUAAGAAACCCAUCACCAGUGAUCAGAAAUAUAAAUUGAUUUCCCAAGACUCAAUAGCAAGGCUGGAGAUUCAAACAUUUGACACUACAGAUAUUGGAGAUUAUCAGUGUGUCAUAUCAAAUGAUGUGGGAAAAGUCACCACUAAGGCUAUGGCUAAACUUAAAGAUCCACCAACUUUCUCAAAAAGGGUUGAGAGUGUUACAGCAGUCUUGGGAAAUACAGUAAAACUACAAGGAAUGAUUAAAGGUUCAACUCCCAUCACUGUGAAAUGGAUGAAAGACUCCAAGAUGCUAAGAGAUGAUGAUCCAAAUAUCAAGAUGGUUUUUGAGAACGGUGUUGUGAGUUUGUCGAUAACAACAGUUGCCAUCAGCCAUGGUGGCAAGUAUUCAUGCCAAGCGGAGAACGAGGCUGGGCAACAAAAGUGUGAAGCGAUCUUGACUGUGCAAGAACCUGCCAGGAUUGUAGAACCUGCAGAGUCCAUUAGUGUGACGGCAGGGGACUCAGCCGCAUUGGAGUGCACGGUCUCUGGAAGCCCAGAUCUCAAAGUGAAAUGGUUUAAAGAUGGGAAGGAGAUCAUUAGUGGCCGUAAAUAUAAGAUGACUCUGAAGGAUAAUAUUGCCACCCUGAAAAUUCUUACUGCAGAAAAAGGAGAUACUUCAGAGUAUAAAAUGGAAGUGGCAAAUAAAGUCGGGAAAGACCAGUGCACAUGCUCAGUCACUGUUUUAGAUCGGAUAAUGCCUCCAGCUUUCACCAAGUCGCUGAAAAGAGUUGACGGUAACAUUGAUAAUCCUGUCUCCAUGGAUUGCAAGGUGUCUGGGUCACAGCCCAUGACCGUGACUUGGUUCAAAGACGACCAGGAGAUUGUUUCUGGAGACAAAUUCCAGCCUGAAUUUAAAGACAGCUCUGCUAUACUGAGAAUCAUGUGGCUAGAAAAGGCUGACUCUGGUGUUUACAAAUGCAGAGCCACCAACUCAGCUGGCUUUAAAGAAACCAGUGGCACGCUCUAUGUGAAAGAACCCCCAGCGUUCACAGUGAAACCACACGACCAGGAUGUUAUUCCAGGAACUACAGUUUCCUUAAGAACAGCAUUCACUGGAACAGCUCCUUUAACUGUGAAGUGGUUCAGGGAAGAAAAAGAGAUAAUUACAGGAGGCACUUAUUUCAUUAAAAAAGAUGCCUCUUCAAGCUCUUUGGAGCUUCACUCUGUAAAGCCCACUGAUACCUCGAAAUACACGUGCGAAGUGUCCAACGACGCUGGGAAGGUAGACUGCACGGUAGUCCUCUUUGUGAAAGAACCUCCCGUGUUUGUGAGGAAACCCGAGGCAACCAAGCUCAUCACCAGUGGUGACUCUGCCAGGCUGGAGUGCAAAGUAACUGGCAGCCCAGUCAUCAGUUUCAAAUGGUUCAAGGAUGAAAUGGAGAUCAGUGGCAGUACUAAAUACACAAUGAGCUUGAUCGACUUGAUGGCAACUCUAGAAAUAGCUAAUUGUACAGUAGAGGACACUGGAGAUUAUGUGUGUGUGGCAUCAAGUGAGGCUGGAAGUGACCGUUGCACCUGCACAGUUAUAGUCAAAGAACCGCCAUUGUUUCUGCGUAGCUUGGAGCACAAGGACGUGGUGAAAGGUUCUGAGCUGAUGCUAGAGUGCCAAGUCUCUGGUUCUGCUCCUUUUACUGUGUCAUUUCAUAAAAACUCCAAAUUGAUUCGGAACGACAAAAGACACAGGAUUACUGUGAAAGAUGACCUGCUGGCACUUCAGGUUCUGGCAGUAGAAACAGGAGAUGUUGGUUUGUACCAGUGUAGUGUUGAGAAUGAAGUGGGAAGGGCCUCCUGUGAUUGUCACGUAACGCUAAAAGAACCACCAUCAUUUGUUCGAAAGCUGGAGAACCUCAGCUCAUUGGCUGGCAGCGAGGUUUCUCUCAUUUGCAGUCUGAAAGGUUCUGAGCCCAUAACUGUGGCCUGGCUAAAAGACAACCAUGAGCUCAAAGAGGCUGAAAACAUUCAGAUUACAUAUGAGAACAAGACUGCGCUACUGCAGAUCACCAACUUACAGAGCAGUCACUGUGGUAAAUACUCUUGCCAGGUGCAGAAUCAGGCUGGCAGCCAGACAUGCUCUGCUGUGCUGACAGUCAAAGAACCAGCAAAAAUCACAGAAGAGGUAAAGUCUAUCAGUGUGACUCAGGGGGAUCCGGCUACUCUGGAAGCCAGGUUCUCAGGCACAAAACCCCUGAAGGUCAGAUGGCUAAAGGCUGGCAAGGAGCUGACCUCAGGCCAGAGAUAUAAAGUACAGAGCAAAGAUACCAGUUCUGUGUUGAAGAUUAUUAAAACUCAGAAAAGUGAUGGUGGUGAAUAUGUCUUUGAGGUUUCAAACGAUGUUGGACAAAGUUCGUGUGAUGCCACACUCACCAUUCUCGAUCAAAUAAUUCCUCCGUCUUUUACAAGAAAACUGAAACAGACAGAGGGUGUCAAAGGAUCAUUUGCGCAUCUGGAGUGUCUCGUGUCUGGUUCUCUUCCAAUAACCAUACAGUGGUACAAAGAUGAGAAAGAGAUCCAAACCGAUGACAAACACAAAUGCACAUUCUUUGAAAAUGUUCCGUUUCUAGAAAUCUCCAAUCUUGACACUAAAGACAGUGGCAAUUAUACCUGCAUUGCUACAAAUAAAGCAGGAACGGUCCAGUGCUCUGGAGUCUUAUUUGUGAAAGAAUCCCCGUGCAUUCUUGAAAAACCUGAAUCCAUAAAUGUUUUGCCUGGCUCAAAAGUCCAAUUUAGUGUACUGUUCUCUGGCACACCACCACUCACCACCAAAUGGUUUAAAAGCAGUAAAGAGAUCCUGUCCAGUGCUGACUGGUCAGUGAUCAAAGAUAACACCUCGAGCACACUGGAACUCUUCUUCGCAAAAACCACAGAUUCUGGAGACUAUGUCUGCCAAAUACAGAACGAUGUUGGCUCCGCUUCAUGCCAAGCAACACUCUUUGUCAAAGUGCCUCCAAAGUUUACACAGAUCCCAGCCCGUGUGUCUGUAGUUUGUCCUGGUCAGAGUAAGGUUUUUGAGUGCCAGGUGACCGGCACACCUGAGAUUGACAUCUACUGGUUCAAAGAAGGCUCUGAAAUCAGCCCCACUGAUCACUAUAAGAUGGCCUUUGUCAACUCUGUGGCAACACUGGAAGUCUGUGGGGCUGAAGUUAAACAUAGUGGGCUUUACUACUGCGAAGCUCGUAAUGAAGCUGGCAGUGAGAGCUGCAGCAUGGAGUUGAAGGUCAAAGAACCGCCAUCAUUUAUUAGAGAACUGGCUCGAGCUGAUGUUGUGAAGGGCUCCACUGCCAUGUUAGAGUGUCAAGUUGCUGGGACGGGUCCCUUUGAGAUAACAUGGCACAAAGAUGGAAAGGAGCUCAAACCCAGUGCUAAACAUGCCUUCUCUCAGUUAAAUGACACUGUGUGUCUUGAAGUGCACAAAUGUGAUGCUGUAGAUAUUGGUGAAUAUCAAUGCACUGUUGCUAACGAGGUGGAAAGCUGUACUUGUAAGACUACACUAAGCCUCAAAGAACCACCAACAUUCAUCAAGACAAUUGAGAACACUGCUACUGUUCUGGGUAAAAUGGCAGAGUUUCAGUGCAUUGUGAAAGGCUCUCCCAUCACCUCUGUACAGUGGAAAAAAGAUGAGAAUUGGAUAUUGGAGGAUCCAAAGAUUCAGAGAACAUUUGAAAGCAAUGUGGCUACACUCCGGAUCCCUGCCUGUGAGGCGAUACACAGUGGCAAAUACACCUGCCAGGUGGUAAAUGAGGCUGGGCAGGAUAAGUGUUUUGCCGCCCUCACAGUGCAAGUGCCUCCGCAGAUCACAGAGAAACCUGAGGUGGUAAAGGUUACAGUUGGAGAUCCAGUCAGUCUGGACUGUAAGGUUACAGGCUCCCCUGAACUCAGGGUGAAAUGGAUGAAAGAUGGCAGGGAGCUCAAGUCCAUCAGGCAGCACAAGCUGAUCUUUGAGAACAAUAUCAGCAGCUUAAAGAUUCAGGCUGCGCAGACAGAGGAUGAAGGAGAGUAUGUCUUUGAGGUGGUAAACUACAUCAGUAGCUGUACCUGCAAAGUCAAGCUAAUUGUAUUAGAGCAAGUAAUUGCCCCAAGCUUCAUCAAACCCCUGGUAGACAUGCACGAGAUAUUGGGGUCCUUUGUUCAGAUAUGUUGCAAAAUAUCUGGUUCUCUCCCCAUCUCUGUGGAAUGGAAGAAAGAUGGAACCAAAAUCUCUAGUGGUCUAAAGCACAAGCUCAUUCAGCAGGACAACUCUGUGUCCAUUGAAAUUGAACAGCUAGAGAGAGCUGACGCAGGGUUAUACUCUUGCAAACUGACUAACGCAGCAGGAAGCUGUGAAUGCAGUGGGUCCAUCGUGAUCAAAGAACCUCCAAGCUUUGUGACAGUGCCCGAGUCGCAGACAGCUCUACCCAAAGCCACUGCACGUUUCAAAGGCACUUUUAAGGGAACUCCUCCCUUCACAGUCAAAUGGUUUAAGGACGACACAGAGCUUAUGACUGGGCCUACUUGUUUAAUAGGGCUUGAUGGGCUGUCCUGUUUCUUAGAGCUCUAUUCAGUGGGCGUCACACAGAGUGGAGUCUACUCUUGCCAAGUCAGCAAUGAUGCUGGCUCCGUACACUGUAGUGCAAACCUGACAGUAAAAGAACCACCUGAAUUUCUACUGAAACUCCCUGCCAAUAAGUUUUUGAAGCAGGGUGAGUCACUCCGCCUGGAGUGCAAAGUCAGUGGCACAGUCCCUCUGAAAAUUACCUGGUUCAAAAACGACACCAAAGUUACAGACGGUGGCAACUACAGGACGUCGUUUGUUGACUCAGUAGCAGUGCUAGAACUGGUCUCCACUAGUUUUGAGGAUGAUGGAGUUUACACCUGUGAGGCUCAGAAUGAUGCUGGCAGUGUGAGCUGCAGCACUACACUUACCAUUAAAGACCCCCCAUCUUUUGUCAAAAUACCCCAGCCUGUUGAAGGGCUGAAGGGUAAGGACGUAAGUUUGUACUGCGAGAUCAGUGGUACAGCUCCAUUCCAGAUCACCUGGUUUAAAGACAGAAAACCUCUCAUGGAGAGCAGGAAGUUUAAGCUGGUGAGCGAGGGCAGCUCAGCCACACUGCAUGUCAUUGGAAUAGAGCCCUCAGACGCCGGCGAAUACGAGUGCAAAGUGUCAAACAGUGUAGGAAGCGAUACCUGCCAGACAUCAAUUAAACUCAGAGAGCCACCAUCAUUUGUGAAGAGACUGUCAAACAUUACAGUGAUACUGGGAGGGGAGGUGACCCUUGUGGCCACUGUUAAAGGCUCUGAACCCAUUACUGUGUCCUGGGUUCAAGACAAGGAUCACAUUCUCAGGGACAGUGACAACAGGAAAAUCACCUAUGAAAACAACCAGGUGGCAGUUAAAAUCUUUAACGCUGAUGCAACUACGGCAGGCAAAUAUACCUGCCAACUCAGAAACGAUGCUGGGAGUGUGGAGUGUUUCGCUAACUUGACUGUUCUAGAGCCUGCUAAAAUAGUGGACAAGCCGGAUGCUCUGAGUGUGACGGCAGGUGAUAUGGCUGCCCUGGAGGUCAAAGUGUGUGGAACCCCAGAGCUCAUACCCAAGUGGUUCAAAGAUGGUGCUGAGCUGGCUUCUGGGAGAAAAUACAAAAUCUCAUUUUCCCGGAUGAUUUCGAGCCUGAAUGUGCUGUCUGCUGAGAAAGUUGACUCUGGAGAAUACACAUUUGAGAUUAUGAAUGAAGUUGGGAAGGACCUGAGUAAAAUCAAUCUCACUGUUUUAGAUAAGACGAUUCCUCCAACAUUCUCACGGAAACUGAAAGACUAUACCACUGUUGUUGGAAAACCUUUAGAAAUAGAGUGCAAAGUGUCAGGCUCAUCUCCUUUUACCAUUUCAUGGUACCACAAUGACGAGGAGAUAAAGAGUGGGCCAAAUUAUGAGAUUUCAUUCAGUGACAACAACUGUACACUAAGGGUGCUCACGCUGAAGCUGGCUGACUCUGGAGCAUACAAAUGUAAGGCUGUCAACAAGGCGGGAACCACAGAAACUACAGCCUUCCUGGUUGUUCGAGAACCUCCAACGUUUGUGGUGCCACCGCAGCCAGUGGAGGCCAUGCCAGGCUCUAAUGUGACGUUCUCAGCCAUGGUGAAAGGCAGCGCCCCUCUCAAACUCAAGUGGUUCAGAGGGACGAAAGAGAUCGUAGCUGGACAUGGCUACGAUUUCUCCCUGGAUGAUAACAAAGUUCUAUUAGAGCUUUACAACGUGGACAAAUCUCAUGCUGGAGAGUACACCUGUCAGAUCAUUAAUGACGCAGGAAAAGAAAGCUAUCCAGUGAAUCUCACUGUCAAAGAGCCAGCAACUUUCUCAAAGAAGCUGAAGGACAUAUCAGUUGAGAAGGGCAAACCAUUAACCCUGGAGUGUACAUACACGGGCACCCCCAUGAUCACUGUGAGCUGGUACAAAGAUGGCCAGCAGAUCUUUGCUUCAUACAAAUACAACAUUACCACAACAGAAAGCUCCUGUAUCUUAGAGUGUCUCAGCACUGAUGACAAGGAGGCUGCAGGAAAAUACUGCUGCCAAGUGUGCAACGAUGCUGGGAAAGACACGUGUGAGGCAGUGGUUUCUAUCCUCGAGCCACCAUAUUUUACUGAGUCACUGGAGCCCAUGGAGGUGACAGCUGGAGAUGCUGUCUGUCUGAAAUGUCAGGUUGCAGGCACACCUGAGAUCAAGGUGUCCUGGUUCAAGGCUGAUGGCAAAGUCAGGUCUAGCCCCACCUGCAAGCUGGAGUACACAAAGGGUGUUGCCUGUUUGAAGCUAAGUAAAGCCACCAAGUCCGAUAUCGGAGAGUACACCUGCAAGGCAGAGAACAGGAUUGGCUCUGCUUCCUCCAGCUGCAGACUCAAUGUGCAAGAAGCUAAAACGCCACCAUCAUUCCCAAAGAAGAUCACCAGCCUGCAGCAAACUGAGGGCCAGCCAGUGCGCUUUGAGUGCCGCGUGGCUGGCUCAUUGCCCAUUGAGGUGUCCUGGCUGAAAGACAGCAAACCUCUGAGUCAGGGGGAGGAGUUUUCCAUGCUGUACGAUGAUAACACAGCUGUUCUGCAGAUCAACAACAGUGAGAUGAGGCACUCUGGGGAGUACACUUGCGUGGCCACCAACAGUGUGGGCUCAGCUUCAUGCAGAGCCAAGCUCACUCUGCAAGAACCCAGAUACCCUCCGGUAUUUGACAGGAAAUUGUCACUACAGGAGGUGACAGUGGGUGACAGCAUUGAGCUGGAAUGUCACAUGACUGGUUCUACCCCCAUUAAAGUCACUUGGUCCAAAGACCACAAAGAUAUUCGCUCUGGGGGGAAUUAUAAGAUUAGCUGUGUGGAUAAUACACCUCACCUGACCAUUCUGAAGGCAGAUAAAUCAGAUACAGGGAGGUACUUCUGCCACGCCUCUAAUGACAUGGGGAAGGACUCUUGUUCCUCUGAUAUCACUGUCAAAGAGCGCAAAAAUCCUCCAGUGUUCACCAAAAAGCCCUCAGAGCACAUCGAGGACAUGGAGGGCAAACUGGUGAAGAUUGAGGGCAGAGUCUCCGGGUCGCAGCCCAUUUCAGUCAGCUGGUUCAAAGAUGACAUGGAGAUACAGAGUUCUGACAAGUAUGACAUCAGCUUUAAGAGUAAUGUGGCAGUGCUGUGCAUUAAAAACAGCCAAGUGAUUGACAGCGGAAGGUACUCGUGCCAGGCCUCUAAUGAAGCUGGGAAAGCCUCCUGUGAUGUCACUGUUGGCAUCUCAGAGGCCAAGAAGCCCCCAGUGUUUGAUGUACCUCUCAAACCAGCAACUGUGGAUGACGGCGAAAAGCUAAUUCUCAGGUGCCAUGUCUGUGGAUCUUCCCCUCUGAAGAUCCAGUGGAUGAAGGACAGGAAGGAGUUGACACCAUCCAGCAGCACUAGAAUCAGCUUUUCUGAUGGCACAGCAUGUCUGGAGAUCAGCACAGUCUCUAAACUCAAUGCUGGUGACUACCUCUGCAAGGCUACCAAUGAGGCUGGCAGCGAAUUCUGCAAAGCCAAAGUCACUGUCAAAGAGAAACCUGGAGCAGCUCUGUCUCCUGCUGAAGCUCCAGCAGCUUCUCCAUCCAAAAAAAUGGACAAUCUGUUCUUCAUUGAAGAGCCUAAAACUGCACACGUUACCGAGAAGGGAACCGCCACCUUCAUCGCAAAGGUGGGUGGUGACCCCAUUCCCAGUGUGAAGUGGAUGAAAGGGAAGUGGAGGCAAGUGACCCAUGGUGGCCGGAUCUCCAUUGAACAGAAGGGCCAAGAGGCCAAACUGGAGAUCAAAGAAGUGACGAAAUCGGACUCUGGUCAGUACAGGUGUGUCGCCUCCAACAAACAUGGCGAGAUCGAGUGCAGUACUGACAUGCACGUAGAGGAAAAGAAGGACGUAGUGAUGCUUGAAGGAGACCUCCGCGCUAAACUGAAGAAAACUCCAUCAAAGCAAAAGAGCCCACAGGAGGAAAAAGACAUUGACAUAGUUGAGCUGUUGAGAAACGUGGACCCGAAAGAGUAUGAGAAAUACGCCCGGAUGUACGGUAUCACUGACUACCGAGGUCUACUGCAUGCAAUUGAGCAGCUCAAAAAAGAGAGAGCUGAAGAAAGUGGAAGACAAGAGGUAGACCGUGGAGACAGAGAGUCUGAUGAGGACAUGGCCAGGCUGGUGGCUGACCUGCAGAAGAGGAUGGAACGGACUGAGCCUGUCACUGUGGUGAAGGACAUUUCCAAUCAAUCUGUCUUCAUUAAUGAAGAAGCAAUGUUCGAGUGUGAGAUCAAGAUCAACUACCUAGAGAUCACGCUGUCCUGGUACAAAGGCACACAGAAACUUGAUACUAGUGACAAGUACAAUAUCACCAUCAGCGGCGACCGCCAUCUGCUCAGGAUCAAGAACUGCCAGUCAUCUGACCAGGGCAACUACAGGGUGGUGUGCGGGCCCCACAUAUCCAGUGCCAAGCUCAGUGUCAUGGAGGUGGAGGUUGAGAAACAUCUACAGGACACAAUGGGUAAGGAAGGCCAGUCAUGUACUAUGUCUUGUCAGAUGUCCAUCCCUAAUGUAGAGGCUCAGUGGUUUAAAAAUGGAAAGCAGUUAGAAAUGAAGGACAGGUACACAUCUGAGGUGAAACACAAGGUUCAGAAGCUACUGAUCAGAGACCUGAAGCCUGAAGACCAAGGAAGAUACACCUGCAAGUACCAACAGCUGGAGUCUUCAGCAGACCUCUGGGUGGAAGCUGAACAAAUUCAUUUCACCAAACGCAUCCACAACAUCGAAGUCAAUGAGCGACAGUCAGCCACCUUUGAGUGUGAAGUGUCCUUUGACAAUGCCAUUGUUUCAUGGUACAAAGACACCUGGGAACUGAAAGAGAGCCCUAAGUACAACUUCAGAAGCGAGGGCCGAAGACAUUUCAUGGUCAUUCAAAACGUGACCGUUGAAGACGAAGGCGUGUACUCAGUAAUUGUGAGGUUGGAACCCAGGGGAGAGGCUAAGAGCACAGCUGAGCUUUAUUUGUCUGGCAAAGAAAUUGAAUUAGCAAUGGUCCCCAUUGGUAGGUAUUUUAUUUUCAAGACCCUCGAUGACUUUAAUCAUUCAGGAACAUCUUUGGAAAACCUCUUUCUGCCCUCUUUAUCACAGUCAGAUAUGGACACAGUCCACCACUCUAGUUCACCACUGCAGGGUUUUACGAAUUCAGACACAAUCAAAAAUGAUCUGACUCUUACCAGGAAGGAGACCUUGGGGAAGACCAAGGACAAAUUGCCUGUCUUUAAGACGCCUCAGUCACCCACCCGAAGAGCUGGAGAUAUGCCAGAUUCCUCUGUUCAGAGGCCUGAAGUGCCUACGUCAGUUGCAAUUCAAGAAUCUUAUGAAUUCUAUCAUUAUGAAGAAGAGAUUGAAGCAGUUGUAAGAGUUGCCAUUGAGGAGACAAUGGAGACCAAACAAGUUCAAAUGAGAGAGGAAAUCCCAACAAAAGUUGAGGAAAGGCCUGAAGAGAAACCAACACCAGCAUCACCACAGAGAGAGCCUGAAGCCAGAAAGCAAGUGGAGGAAAAGAUUGCUGUGGUUUCAGUCCCAGAAAAGGAUGUUCCUGUUCCCAGAGAAACAGAGGAAGUUAAAAGGCCGACUGCUUCCCCACCUCCACCUACUGAGAAGCCUGGAGUGCCAAAGAAAGAUGAACCCAAGCCUCAGGUGCCAGCAGACUCCAAAGUAGUGGCCCCUAAAGCUAAGCCUGAAGCUGAGCCCAAGCCCAAACCCAAAGCAGAACCAGAAGCAAAGCCAGUGCCUACACCCAAAGCAGAACCAGAAGCAAAGCCAGUGCCUACACCCAAAGCAGAACCCAAGGUUAAACCUGAACAAAUCCCCGAGCAGGAGCCUGAAGCUAAACCAGUACCAGUAAAGAAAAUGGUGACGCCACCAUCCAAAGUCCCUGAAGAAGCUGCAAAACCAGAUCCAUCAAAGACCAGGCGCAAGCCAGCUGAAACCAGGCUAGAACCAGACAAACCUAAACCAGAAGCUCAUAAACCCGAGCCUUCUCUAACAAAACCAGAACCAAAAGAACCUGCAGUGGUUCCCAAGCCUGAACCUGAGGUGAAAAAAUCAGCAGAAAUAACAGCACCAAAGCCUGUGAAGCCAAAACCGGAACCCCCAGUGACCAAACCAGAACCAACUCCUGCACCAAAGGAACCUGCAAAAAAAGCAUCAGAAGAACCAGCAAAGAAGGAGGUUUCAUCUCCAAUCCAACCACCCCAACCUUCACUUGCACAACCAGAAAAGUUUGAGACAGAGGAACAAGCGCCACAGAAGAAACCUGUGGCAGUUAAAGUUCCUGUGGAGGAAAAAAUAACUGAGCUUCCAAAAGCAGCCAAGAAAGCAGAGCCUGCUGUCGUUCCACCAAAGGAAGAACCAACAAGGAAAGAGAAAGUACUUGUAAAGGAGAAGGAGUUGGUGCCAGAAAUCAAAGAAUCACUGGUAAAGCCAGCUGCUCCACAAAAAGUGAGCAAACCACAAGCUGCUGUUAAAGAUCAAGAAGCUGCCAAAAAGCCUGAAGUCACUGAUAAUGCCAAGUUGAAAAAGACAAUUACUCCACCAGAAGAAAAGCCAGUGGUCGUGACAAAGCCCGUUAUGGUGGCUGAAGAACCAACUAAGAUGAUUGCAGAGGAGGAAAAACCACUAACAAAAAAGAUAUCACCUGGAACAGAUGAAUCCAAGGGGCCAGUCCAAGCACCAGGAGGAGUCAAGAAAGAAACAGUUCUACACAAAAAAGGUCAAAAGGUCAAAUUGGAAGAGGAUGUGACGUUUGAGAUCCCCACGUUGAGAAAGACAACCAGGGUCAUGAGAGAGGUGGAAGAAGAACAAGAGAUUAUCAUAUUGAAGAAGAUCCCAUCAGUUCCACAAAAAGAGCCUGAACAAGAGGAAUUACCUCUGGUCACCAAGACCACAGUUGUUAAUGUUGAGGAGAUGGUACAUAAAGAAGAAGCUGCUGAGAUUAUGUUUGUCACCACGAGAUAUGAGGAGGAGAAGAAGCUAAAAGAGAAAGCAGAUGUGGUGAAAAAGCCAAAAGUUAUUCAACCUAAAGAAGCAAAGGAACAAAAAGAGACUCCUAAAGAUGCGUGGACCCGGCAGAAGCCUGGCCCAAAAGAUGAGAAACCCAAAGAUACCAUUUCUCUGAAGAAAACUCCCAAGACACCUAAGGAGGAGGAAAGUGCCCCACCCAGUACAGCCCUAAAGAAAGUUAAAAAAUUGCCUUUGGAUGAAGUGGAACCAGAAGUAGUCAAACUGAAACCCUUCGAGAAGCCUCUUAAACCAGCAGAGGAUCCAGAGAAAGACAAGAAGGAGAGGCCAGAGAAGGACACGUCACCUUUUCAGAAGGCGGAAAGGCUUCCCAGACAGGUGGAAACCACAGAACCUCCAAAGCAAUCUGAGAAAGAACCUGUUGAAUUAAAAGAGCCACCAGCCAAGGUGCCAAAACCAGGAGACCAAAAGAAAUCUCCAGAGAAGGAGCCUGAAGAGGACAAAAGGCCAAAAAAGGUGAAGAAGAUUCCAACAGUGGAACCAGAGAUAGAAACAGUCAAGUUGAAGCCCUUUGACAGGCUGGCCAAACAGGCUACAGAGCCUGAGAAGAAACCCGCAGAGGAGAAAGAAAGGAGGCCAACUGAUGAUCUGCCAAAACGUCACACAAGUCCAGCUGAGACCCCUGAAGAACGGAAACAACAGGCUAAACCAAAGAAACCUGAGAUCCCAGAAGCUCCAGAGAAGAAGCCGGUGAAACCGGAGAAGGUAGAUGUAGCUCCGUUGGAAAAGACCAUACUUCCUGUUCCAGCCCCCGCUGAGAAACCUGAAAAGGUUCUCGAGGAGAAAAAACCUCUGCAAGUGAAGAAAAAAGUGUUAUCAAAGGAAAAAGAGGAAGUAUCUCUAAAACCUGUAGAGCAGCUCAAGAAGGUAGAGCUCAAAAAGACUCCCUCCCCGAAAGUUGAGAAACUUAAAGAAGCAGAGACAGUUGCAGCUGAGAGAAGGCCAAGUCUUGACAAACUCAAAAAGCUUCCUAAAACUGUUUCACCCAAAGAAUCUAUUGAGGAUGUGAUUCUAAAAAAAGUCCCAAAGAAGCCUUUGGAAGAGGAAGCCAAGGUUAAGGAACCGGCAAAGCCUGAUGAAGGAAAGCUUCCCUUGGUAAAGGAAGUCUCUCCUGGAGCCGUGGAGAUGAAGAAGGUUGCCACUCAGGCAGAGGAGGAAGUAUUUGAAGAGGAGUUUGAAGCUGAGAAUGAGGCUGUGCCAGAGGGAGAGGAGGCAUGGGGCUGGGAGCUGGUUCCAGAGGAGAGUUACGAGCUAGAGGACUGGGAAGGUGAAGCAGAGGAAGGUGCUGUGAAGGUUCCAGGGGUGGCCAGGAGAGAGGGACAACCAACAGAGGAAGCAGGAAGAGGUAGAGGUAGAGGGCUGAAACCUAAGCAGACCCCAUCUCCUGGAGAGGGCAGGGGUCGGGGGCUGAGGCCUGGUGGGAAAGGACCACCACCACCAGAGGAACCUUUUGCAGGGUUCAAGCUCAAAGCUGUCCCGCUGAAGUUUAUCAAAAAGCUUCAGAACAUUGUUCUGCAGGAAGCAGAGUCUAUCGGCUCAUCUGCUGUCUUUGAAUGUGAGGUCUCACCUUCCACUGCUGUUACUUCUUGGAUGAAAGAUGGUAGCAAUCUCCGUGAGAGCCCCAAGCACAAGUUCACUUCGGAUGGCAAAGAUCGCAAAUUGAACAUCAUUGAUGUCCAGCUGUCUGACACUGGGGAAUAUACGUGCGUGGCCAAGAACGCUGGCAAAGAGAUAUCUUGCACCGCCAAGCUUAUCGUUGAAGAGCUACCUGUGAAAUGGAUCAAAGAACUGGGAGAGGAGACAUCAGCAAUCAAGGGUCAGCCUCUGUAUAUGACCUGCGAGCUGAACAAAGAGAGGGAUGUGAUAUGGAAGAAGAAUGGUGAGGUCCUCAAGAAAAAGGAGGGCAAGAUUCAGAUCAAUAUCAUUGGUAUGCAGCACGCGGUGACCAUCCAGAACUCCACGGAGGAGGACGCCGGUGUUUUCUCAUGUGAAGUGGCUGGACAGGAAGACGUUAAGACUACAACAAACGUCAAAGUGAUUGAAAUUGUCAAAGACUGGAUAGUGAAACCACUGAGAGAUCAGCAUGUAAAACCAAAGGCUGCUGCAACAUUUAAAUGCGAGCUUUUCAAGGAAACUCCCAACUGGAAGUGGCUCAAAGGAGAGAAUGAAGUCCAGCCAUCUGACAAGAUUGAGAUCAAGAAGGAAGGAAAGGAGCUGACGCUCAUCAUCAAGAACUGCCAGCCUGAUGACGUAGCAGAAUAUGCGCUGGAGGUGGAAGGACGCAUCUACACUGCCAAGCUAACACUUGGAGAGCGGGAGGCUGAGAUCCUAAAGCCUUUGGUCAGCGUCGAGGUGGUUGAGAAGGAAGAUGCCAUGUUUGAGACUGAGAUUUCUGAGGACGACAUUCCUGGGGAAUGGAAGCUCAAAGGAGAGGUUUUGACCAGAUCCCCGACAUGCGACAUCCAAAUGGAGGGUACAGUGCGUAGACUCAAGCUAAAAAACUGCCAGCUGGACCAGGCGGGAGAAGUGACCUACACGGCUCUGAACGCCAUAACCAGCGCCAUGCUUAAUGUCAAAGAAGUCGAAAUGGACUUUGUUGUCCCGCUGAAGGAUGUUUCUGUGCCAGAAAAGAAACAAGCUAAGUUUGAAUGCACCAUCACAAAAGAUGUUUUUAAAGUCAUGUGGUAUAAAGGGGCUGACAUCAUCACCCAAGACCAAAAAUAUGACAUCAUCGAUGACGGAAAGAAGCACAUGCUGAUUAUAAACUGCUGUGAGUUUGAUGACGAGGACGAAUACAUGAUUGAAGUUUUAGGCAAAACCUCAAAAGCUAGACUCACAGUGGAGGGUAUCAGGCUGAAAUUUAUCUCACCAAUAAAGGAUCAAACUGUAAAGGAAGGCAAAACAGCUCGCUUUGAGCUGGAGCUUUCUCACGAGAACAUCCCCAUCACCUGGUACAAGAACGACAACAAAAUUCAUCCGAGCAGAACUGUUGUCAUUCAUGUGGAUGGAAAGAAGCACGCACUAGAAAUGAGAGAAGUGACUCUAGAUGAUAUCUGCCAAAUUAAGGCUGAGGCCAAAGGAAUUCUUUCCAUGGCCAACCUGACAGUUAUAGAGGGAGAUCCGUACUUCACAGUUAAGCUGCAGGACUAUACUGCAGUGGAGAAAGAUGAGGUGGUUCUAGAUUGCGAGCUCAGCAAAGAUGUCGAUGUCAUGUGGUACCACAAUGAGGCCGAGAUCAAAGCUUCUAAGACGGUGAACAUUAAAGCUGAAGGCAAACGCAGAGUCCUCAUAAUCAAGAGAGUUGGGGACAAAGACAAAGGACAGUACCUAUGUGACUGUGGAACAGACAAGACGACAGCGACUCUUCACAUUGAAGCUCGUCACAUAAAGGUGGUUCGGCCGAUGUAUGGCGCUGAGGUGUUUGACGGAGAGACAGCUCGAUUUGAGGUUGAGCUCAGUGAAGACGAUGUCCAUGGCCAGUGGAAACUGAAUGGGGAACUCCUCAGUCCAUCCACUGAUGUUGAAAUCGUGGAGGACGGUGCCAAACAUACUCUGGUCUUGUACAACUGCAGAGUACCUCAGACCGGCGAGGUCAUGUUCACUGCUGCUAAUGCCAAAUGUUCUGCUAACCUGAAAGUGAAGGAGGUCCCAGUGUCAUUCAUUACACCUCUGGCUGAUGUACAUGUGUAUGAAAAGGAUGAAGCGAAAUUUGAACUAGAAAUUUCCCGGGAGCCCAAAAGCUUCCGUUGGCUGAAGGGAUCUCAAGAGUUGUCAACAGAUGACAAGUUUGAACUCCACGUGGAAGGAAAGAGACACAGUCUUUUUGUAAAAUCUGCCAGAUAUGAAGAUGAAGGUAAAUACAUGUUCGAGGCUGAAGAUAAGAGGACAUCCGGAAAGUUGAUUAUCAAAGGUAUUCGCCUUGCAUUUAUCAAGCCAAUAAGAGAUGUGACCGUAAAGGAACGUGAAACUGCAGAGUUCAGCGUUGAACUCUCUCAUGAAAAAAUCCCAGUCGUCUGGUACAAAAAUGACGUCCGUUUGCACCCCAGCAAAGUGGUGCACAUGUCCGAGGAAGGAAAAGUGCACACGCUGGCCUUCAAGGAGGUCACAAUUGAUGACACGUCUAUGAUCAAAGUGGAGGCGAUGGCCAAGACUUCAGAGGCCAUGCUCACCGUUCUGGAGGGCGACCUGUACUUCACAGUGAAGCUCCAGAAUUACACCGCUGUUGAGAAAGAUGAGGUGAUUUUGUCCUGCGAGUUGAGUAAGGCCGCUGCUGAGGUCAAAUGGUUCAAAGAUGGCGAAGAAAUCUUUCCCUCCAAGAACAUUUCCUUCAAAUCUGAUGGCAAGAAACAUAUGCUGGUCAUCAAGAAGGCAGCAAAGAGCAACAUGGGCGCUUACAGCUGCGACUGUGGAACUGACAAAACUACCGCUGACCUUAACAUCGAAGAACGUGACAUCAAGGUCGUCCGCCCACUGUACAGCGUGGAAGUUAUAGAGACCGAGACGGCGAAGUUUGAGACAGAGAUUUCUGAGGAGGACCUUCAUGCCACCUGGAAACUGAAGGGCGAGACACUUCAUCCGUCUGCUAAUGUGGAGAUCAAGGAGGAAGGAACCCGGCACUUAUUGAUCCUCUAUAACUGCAAAAUGGACAUGGCUGGAAGUGUUGACUUUGCAGCAGCGAAUGCCAAAUCCUCAGCUCAGCUCAGGGUCAAAGCCCGAGUGAUUGGCCUCCAGAGGCCUCUGAAGGAUGUCACCGUGACUGCUGGGGAGACUGCCACCUUUGAGUGCGAGCUGUCAUACGAAGGCAUCGCUGUCGAGUGGUUCCUGGGGGGUACAAAGCUGGAGCCAAGCGAUAGAGUGGUGUUGAAGGCGGAGGGUAAAGUCCACACCCUGACUCUACGCAAUGUCGAGCAAAACGAAGCCGGACAAAUCAAACUCGCAGCCAAAGACUUCCAGACUGAGGCCAGUCUUACUGUCAAAGAACCACCAGUGGAGUUCACUAAGCCUCUGGAGGACCAGACAGUGGAAGAGGAGGCCACGGCCACACUCGAAUGUGAAGUUUCCAGGGAAAAUGCAGAAGUGCGAUGGUUCAGGGAUGGACAGGAGAUCCGCAAGACAAAGAAAUAUGAGAUGAUCGUUGACGGCUGCAAGCGAGCGCUGGUCAUCCACGACUGCACUUUGGACGACUCAAAAACAUAUGCUUGUGAUGCUAAAGACUUCAAAACCUCAUGCUUCCUCAAUGUUGAACCUCCACACAUUGAGUUCUCAAAGCCACUCCACGACGUCGAGGUUGUAGAGAAGGAAUCGGCCAGGUUUGAAUGUGAAGUGUCCAGAGAAGACGUCAAAGUCCGCUGGUUUAAGGACGGAAAUGAAAUCAGAAAGGGAAAGAAAUACGAAAUUAUUGCACAAGGUCGCCAGCACAUCCUCAUCAUCCACAAGUCUGUGUUUGACGAUGAGGCUGAAUACGAAUGUGAUGCAAAGACCUCAAAGUCCUCUGGCAUGCUCACUGUCGUUGAGGAGGAGACAAGGUUCACCAAGAACCUGUUCAAUGUGGAGGGAACUGAGACCGACAGUGUAAAACUUAUUUGUGAAGUCUCCAAACCCAGCGCAGACGUUAUCUGGUACAAAGGAGACACGGAGCUGCCAGAGGGUGGCCGCUAUGAGCAAAUUGUAGAUGGGAAGAGAAGGAUACUCCUGAUCAAGGAUCUGAACAUGUCUGAUGCUGGAGAGUACAACUGCAGGCUAAGUUCCAGCAACAAAACUUCAGGAAACCUCAAGAUUAAUGAAUUAGCUGCUGAGUUCAUCUCAAGGCCACAAAGCCUAGAAGUGGUGGAAGGAGAGAAGGCAGCGUUCACGUGCUCCGUAUCCAAGGAGACCUAUGAAGUCAAAUGGAUGAAGGAUGACGUGGAGCUCGAGGCCGGAGAGAAAUACCAGAUAGUCACCGAUGGCAAGAAACGAAUCCUUGAAAUCAAGGACUGUGAACUUAAAGAUGAGGGUGGAUACAUAGUUAUGAUUGGACCAACUAGAGCCAGCGCCGACCUUACUGUGCUCGAGAGACUGAAAAUCAUCACUCCUCUAAAAGACACAGAGGGCAAGGAAGGUCAGGAGGUCGUCCUGAACUGUGAGGUCAACACAGAGGGAGCAAAGGCCAAGUGGCUGAAGAACGACGACACCAUAUUUGAGAGCAGCAAGUACGUAAUAACCCAGAGAGACAAUGUCUUCUCCCUGAGAAUCAAAGAUGUCCAGAAGGGAGACGAAUCCAACUACAGCAUCAACUUGACCAAUCAGAGAGGAGAGCAUGCCAAGAGCAACUGCAGCCUGACCAUCAGGGAGGAGAGUCUAAGAAUAGUGGUUCCCCCAGAGGACAUUGACACUCAGGAGAAGAAGACCAUCAGCUUCUCCUGUAAGGUCAACAGGCCCAAUGCCACUCUGAAGUGGAUGAAGGCCGGUGAGGAGAUUACCCUCAGCAAACGCAUUGUCUACAGAGUUGACAAAGACAAGCAUACGCUUACCAUCAAAGACUGCACCCUGGCCGAUGAGGGUGAAUACACAGCUGUAGCCGGAGAUGACAAAGCCACAGCAGAGCUCAUCAUCAGCGAGGCACCGACGGAUUUCAACGUGCACCUAAAAGACCAAACAAUCACCGAGUUCGAGGACGCAGAAUUUACAUGCAAGUUGACCAAAGAGAAAGCUGAAGUCAAGUGGUACAGAAAUGGCCGAGAGAUCAGAGAAGGACCCAGAUACAUAUUUGAACGAGAUGGAAAGAUUUGCACUUUGCGCAUCAAGGAAUGCAGACCUGAUGAUGAAUGUGAAUAUGCCUGUGGUGUGGAGGAGAAGAAAUCCAGAGCCAGGCUUUUUGUUGAAGAGACCCCAGUGGAAAUCAUCAGACCCCCGCAGAACGUGUUUGAACCUCCAGGCUCGGACGUUGUAUUUGAGGUGGAGCUCAACAAAGACAGAGUGGAGGUGAAGUGGUUGAGGAACAAUAUGACCGUUGUCCAGGGAGACAAAUACCAGAUGAUGAGCGAGGGUAAAGUCCACAGAUUGCAGGUCUGUGAGAUCAGACCUCGGGACCAGGGAGAGUACAGAGUCAUUGCCAAGGAUAAAGAUGCAAAGGCCAGGCUGGAACUGGCAGCUGUGCCUCAGAUAAAGACCACUGACCAGAACUACGUCACAGAUGUUGGAAAGCCUGUUAUCAUGGUCGUCCCCUACAGUGCCUAUCCACAAGCUGAAGCUGACUGGCUGUACAACAACCUGAGUCUGCAAAAAGACAACAUCUACACCUCAGCCGAGCACACAGAGUACCAAUUAAAGAACCCCAAGAAGGUCGACGAGGGCUCCUACAAGAUCAUCAUCAAAAACAAACAUGGAGCGGGAGAAGCUUUCAUCAACCUGAAUGUCAUUGAUGUCCCAGGACCUGUGAAGAACCUCCAGGUGACUGACACUGCAGAUGGUGAGAUCAGCCUCGCAUGGGAGGAGCCUGAGAGCGAUGGCGGCAGUAAAGUCAUCGGCUACGUAGUGGAGAGACGUGAUGAGAAACGUAAGACCUGGACACUGGCCACCGACCAUGCCGAAAGUCCUGAAUACACAGUGACCGGCCUCCAGAAGGAGUCCAAGUACCUAUUCAGAGUCUGUGCCCGAAACCGGGUUGGCAGCGGACCCACUGUGGAGACUGACGAAGCUGUGCAAGCUAAGAACAAGUUUGAUGUUCCUGAAGCUCCUCUGAAUGUGAUCGUGGGAAACGUCACCAAGUUUGGCUGCACUCUGUCUUGGGAGCCUCCCACGUCAGAUGGAGGCUCUCCCAUUACCUCUUAUAUCAUUGAGCUCCGCGACAGGACGUCAGUGAAGUGGUCUCCUGUCCUGGUGGCCAAACCUGAUGACCUCAGUGCCAUCAUUAAUGAUGUCAUUGAGAAUAAAGAGUACAUUUUUAGAGUGAAAGCUGAGAACAGAGCCGGUGUCGGCAAACCCAGUGCUGCCUCACAGCCCGUCAAAAUCAUGGAUCCAAUCGAGCGUCCCAGCCCCCCUCUGAACCUGUCCUGGCAGGACCAGAACAAGAGCUCAGUGCAGCUCACCUGGGAGACUCCACUGAAGAACGGAGGCAGCAUGAUCACCGGAUACAUCAUUGAACGCUGUGAGGACGGUUCUGACAAGUGGCUCCGCUGCAACGCCCGUCUCUGCCCUGACCUCUUCUACAAGGUGUCAGGUCUGAAAUAUGGGACUAAGUACAACUACAGAGUGUUUGCUGAAAACGCUGCCGGAGUCUCUGAGCCUUCAAACAUCAUCGGACCUCUGCUAGCUGACGACCCACAUGUUGGUCCAAGCUUUGACCUGAGUGCUUUUAAAGAUGGCCUGGAAGUGAUUGUUCCCCAGCCUCUCACCAUCAGAGUCCCCAUAACUGGAUAUCCAAUACCUGUUGCUAAGUGGACCUUCGGAGAGAAGGAGCUAUCCAGCAUGCAUGAUGAGCGGGUUUUCCUCAUGACAAAGUCAACAUUUACAGAGCUAAUGGUCACACCGAGUGUCCGUCCAGACAAAGGCAUCUACACGCUACAUCUGGAGAAUGAUGUCACAUCGGUCUCUGGAGAGAUUGAAGUCAAUGUUAUUGCUGCACCCAGUGCUCCAAAGGACUUCAAGGUCCUUGAGGUGACUCGGCAGCAUGUCCACCUGAGCUGGGAGGCUCCAGAGCAUGAUGGAGGAAGUCCUCUGAUUGGCUACCAGGUGGAGAAACGAGACGUGUCCCGCAAGACCUGGGUCAAGGUGACCACAGGGAUCCAGGAUCUGGAGUUCACCGUUACUGACGUGGUUGAAGGGAAGGAGUAUUUGUUCAGAGUCACCGCCUGCAACAAAUGUGGACCGGGAGAGCCAGCGUAUAUUGACGAGCCAGUUAACGUCUCCUCUCCUGCAACUGUCCCCGACCCUCCAGAAAACCUGAGGUGGAGGGACAAGUCAGCCAGUGGCAUCUUCCUGACCUGGGAGCCGCCAAAGUAUGAUGGCGGAAGCGGCAUCCGGGGCUACAAUGUUGAACGCUGUCAGAGAGGAACGGAUAAGUGGGAGCCCUGUGGGGACUUGGUACCUGAGCUGAAGUGCCAGGUGACGAAUCUUAUUGAGGGUCAGUGGUACUCUUACAGAAUCAGAGCCCUGAACCGACUUGGAGCCAGCCGGCCCUGCAAAGCCACUGAUGAGAUCCAGGCUGUUGAUCCUAAAGAGCCUCCAGAGAUCCAGCUGGAUGCCAAGCUUCUGGCUGGUCUGACUGCUAAGGCUGGCAGCAAGAUUGAACUUCCUGCUGAUGUGACAGGUAAGCCUGAGCCACGAGUCAAGUGGACCAAAGCCGACCUGGUCCUCAAACCAGACGACAGGGUGUCCAUCGACACCAAGCCAGGACACUCCAUGGUCACCAUCGCCAAGACAAAGAGAGAUGACAGUUCCACUUAUAUCAUCGAAGCCACCAACAGCAGCGGUCGUGCCACUGCCACUGUGGAUGUCAACAUCCUUGAUAAGCCUGGUCCCCCUGCUGCUUUUGACAUUUCUGAAAUCACCAAUGAGUCCUGCUUUCUGGCUUGGAACCCUCCACGUGAUGAUGGUGGCUCCAAAGUUACCAACUAUAUUGUUGAACGGCGAGCUGCUGAUAGUGAGAUCUGGCACAGACUGUCCUCCACUGUGAAGCAGACCACAUACAAAGCUACCAGUCUGAUCAAGUUCAAGGACUAUAUCUUCAGAGUAUUUGCUGAAAACCAGUUUGGUGUUGGUCCAGCUGCUGAACACCCAUCAAUCACUGCUAAAUACCCCUUUGAUACUCCCGGGGCUCCUUACAAGCUGGAGGCUUCAGAUAUUGCAAAGGACUCUCUGAAUCUGAACUGGUAUGAGCCCGAUGAGGAUGGAGGAAGCCCAAUUACUGGAUACUGGGUGGAGAGAUACGAAGCUGACCAUGACAAGUGGAUAAGAUGCAACAAGCUGCCAGUCAAAGACACAAACUACAGGGUCAAAGGUCUUCCAACCAGGAAGAAGUAUAAGUUCCGAGUCCUUGCUGAGAAUCUGGCCGGAACUGGAAAACCCAGCAAGGAGACAGAUCCAAUCCUUGUUAAAGAUCCUAUUGACCCUCCAUGGCCCCCUGGCAAACCCACAGUGAAGGACGUAGCUAAGACGUCAUGCUUCCUAAUGUGGACCAAACCAGAGCAUGAUGGCGGAGCAAAGAUUGAUAGCUAUGUCAUUGAGAUGCUAAAGACCGGCACCACGGACUGGAUCCGCGUGGCAGAGAACAUCCCCAUGCUGGAAUAUUUCCUAAAGGGCCUGAUGGAGAAGCAGGAGUACUCGUUCAGAGUGCGAGCUGUUAACGUGGCUGGAGAGAGCGAACCCAGUGAACCCAGUGACCCAGUGCUCUGCAAAGAGAGACUCAACCCUCCCUCAGCUCCACGCUGGCUAGAGGUUGUCAACAUCAGCAGGAACAGUGCUGAGCUGAAAUGGGCGGUUCCUGAGCGCAAUGGAGGUUCAGCCAUCACCAACUACAUUGUGGAGAAACGUGAUGUGAGGCGUAAAGGUUGGCAGACUGUGGACACCACAGUCAAAGAGCUGAAGUGCGACGUGAAACCGCUCAAUGAAGGGUCGCUUUAUGUGUUCCGUGUUGCUGCUGAGAACGCUGUGGGUGUCGGACCCUUCUGUGAGAUGGAGGACUCUGUGCUGGCAAAAGACACUUUCAGUACUCCUGGCCCACCCUACGCUCUCGCUGUCAGUGCUGUGACCAAAAGAUAUGUGGACUUGCAGUGGGAGGCACCGAAAAAUGAUGGUGGAAGACCCAUCCUCAGGUAUUCCAUUGAGAAAAAAGAGAAGCUUGGAACUCGCUGGGUGAAAUGUGGGAAGACCUCGGGUCCAGACUGUAAGUACAGGGUAACAGACGUCAUUGAGGGAACAGAGGUUCAGUUCCAGGUCCGAGCUGAGAACGAGGCUGGCAGUGGACACCCAAGUGAACCCACCGAGAUUCUCACCAUAGAAGAUCCAACAGGCAUCCCAUCACCACCCAUUGAAUUACACGUGACUGGAGCCAGCCGAGACUUCCUGGCAAUUGCCUGGAAACCUCCACAAACAGAUGGCGGUGCCCCUGUCAGAGGAUACCACAUUGAGAUGUGCGAGGCUGGAACGGAGAAGUGGAUGAGGGUGAACUCCCGUCCAGUGAAGGAGCUCAAGUACCGUGUAGAGGAGGGUGUGACCCCUGAAAAGGAGUACAUUCUGAGAGUGAGGGCCGUUAACGCUAUCGGAGAGAGCGAACCGUCGGACAUCUCUGAAAAUGUCUUUGCCAAAGACUCUGACUGCAACCCAACUCUGGAAUUCCAGACUCUGGAUCUAGUUGUUGUGGAAACAGAAAAGCUGCACAUUCCAGUUCCCUUUAGAGCAGUCCCCUUACCUAAAAUCACCUGGCACAAAGAUGGCAAAGAGCUGAAGGCGGAUGAACGCCUUGGCUUUAGGAAGGAGUAUACCUCCUGUCACCUGGAGACUGACAGCAGUCUUCAUGCCGAUGCUGGAGUGUACAAAGUGACACUAGAAAACAAGCUGGGAAGUGCCAGUGCCACCAUCAAUGUCAAAGUCAUCGGGCUUCCUGGUCCUUGCAAGGAAAUUGUGGCUUCUGAGAUCACAAAGAGCUCCUGUAAAGUUUCAUGGGAUCCACCAGAUUAUGAUGGUGGUAGUCCAAUUCUUCACUAUGUCUUGCAGCGGCGUGAGGCCGGCAGGAGGACAUACGUCAACAUAAUGUCAGGAGAGUGCAAGGUGAGCUGGGUGGUCAAAGAUCUCAUCCACAAUGGAGAGUACUACUUCAGGGUCCAGGCCGUUAACAAGAUUGGAGGAGGAGAGUUCAUCGAGCUCCGCAACCCAGUCAUCGCCGAGGACCAGAAACAUGCCCCUGACCCACCAGUGGAUGUGGAGACCCACAACCCCACAUCCAGUACUGUUACUCUAACCUGGAAGCCUCCCAUGUAUGAUGGUGGCUCCAAAAUCAUGGGCUACAUCCUAGAGAAGCAGCAGAAAGGAGAGGACAAGUGGGAGAGGUGCAAUGACUUCCUGGUGCCUGUACUAUCCUACACCGUCAGAGGAUUGAUAGAAGGAAAGAACUUCACCUUUAGAGUCAGAGCUGAAAAUGCUGCUGGGAUCAGUGAGCCAUCACGCAACACGCCAUUUAUCAAGGCCGCUGAUACCAUUGAUCCUCCAAAGGUUUUCCUGAGUGGCAGCUUGCAGUCUGGUCUUGCCGUGAAGCGAGGCUACGAGAUCUGCCUGGAUGCCAACAUUUCAGGAUCUCCGUACCCUCAGAUCACCUGGUACUGGAACAACCAAUCAAUUCAGCCUGAGCCACUCCGGAAGAGACCUGAAAAACCCCUGAAGAAGAAGGAGGAGGAAGUUCCACAACCAGAGGUCGAGGAGCCAGACUACCCCACCAUAAAUGAACGCCUGGCCAUCGACAAUAGCCACAAGGGUGUAUCCUCUAUCGUUAUCAGGGACUCGAUUCGCCCUGAUCAUGGUGUCUACAUGGUGAAGGUGGAGAACGACCAUGGCAUUGCCUCGGCAACCUGCGAGGUCAACAUACUCGAUACUCCCGGGCCUCCCGUAAACUUUAGAUUCGAGGAGGUGAGGAAGAACUCUGUGAUCUGCAAGUGGGAUCCCCCUCUGGAUGAUGGUGGCAGCGAGAUUCUCAACUACACCCUGGAACAGAAAGACAACUCCAAGCUGGAGAUUGGUUGGAGCACCGUUACCGCAAUAUUGAAAGGAUGUCGUUACUUGGUGCCCAAACUCAUUGAAAAGAAGGAGUACAUCUUUAGGGUCGUGGCUGAGAACAAGUAUGGUGCAGGCCCACCCUGUGUCUCCAAACCGGUCAUUGCCAAGAAUCCUUUUGAACCUCCCGAAGCACCUGAUAAACCACAAGUUGAUGACAUCACAGCCAAUAGCAUGCUGGUCACAUGGAAUGAACCAAAUGAUAAUGGCAGCCCCAUCUUGGGAUACUGGGUGGAGCGCCGUGAGAUCAACAGCUCACACUGGGCACGUGUAAAUAGGAACAUCAUCCCUGUCCCUGAGCUAAAUGUUGAAGGUCUGAUCGAGGGGCUGACUUACAUCUUUAGAGUUGCUGCCGAAAACCAGGCCGGCCCUGGAAAGUUCAGUGUUCCCUCUGAACCCAAGACUGCUCAGCCAGCGAUUUUGCCUCCAGGUCCUCCAGUUGCCCGAGUGGCAGCAACUACUGACCACUCCAUCGAAGUUGAGUGGGACCCGCCUGCUGACAAUGGAGGUGGGGAAAUCCUGGGAUAUCAUGUGGAUAAGGCUAUGGCUGGUACCAAGGACUGGUCAAGAUCUACGGAACGUCCGUGGAAGACUCGGAACUUCACUGUUUAUGGAGUCAGAGAGGGAGCAAAGUACAUGGUCAGAGUCAUUGCCUGUAAUGCUGCUGGAGAGGGAACACCAGGAUUCACAGAGUCUGUAUUCGUCAGAAAUCCUGCAGAGAUCCCAGUAAUUGAAUUGGAUCUGUCUGUCAAGAAUGGCGUCGUGAUCAGAGCUGGAGAAAACCUCCUUAUACCUGCUACAGUCACAGGUAAACCCUACCCAGCCAUCACCUGGACCAAGGAUGAUGGCAAACCCGACAAAGACCGUGCGGAGAUCCUCACUGAGGACAACAACAGCAUCUUUUCAGUCAAGAAUGUCCAGAGGAAAGACUGCGGAAAAUAUCAAAUCUCCGCUUGCAACCCCAGUGGCAUCAAGUCUGCAUGGACCAGAGUGGAGGUCAUGGAUGUCCCGGGACCUGUCACAGACCUGAAGCCUGUUGUUGUCACUCGUAAGAUGAUCUUUCUGAACUGGGAUGACCCUGAAGACGAUGGAGGCAGUGACUUGACCGGCUUCCUCGUGGAGCGAAGAGAUCCCAAGAUGCACACAUGGAGGCAACCUGUUGAAACCGCCUCGUCCAAGUGUGAGUGUGUGGGCAUUAUGGAGGGACAAGAAUACCUGUUCCGUGUCAUCGCCAAGAACAAAUACGGCCUGGGCCCACCUGUUGAGCUAGGACCCAUCAAGGCUGUAGACCCACAGGGCCCGCCAUCAUAUCCUGAGAAGUUCCACUACACUGAACGCACAAAGAACUCCAUCACGUUCGCCUGGAAACCACCACGUAAUGAUGGCGGCAGCCCUAUCAUUGGUUACUUUGUUGAGAAAAAGAGACAGGACCAGCAGGCCUUUGAGCCCUGCAACACUGAGAUCUGUCCCAACAUGACUAUGACUGUGGAGGGCCUGGAUGAUGCCUGGAUGUACGAGUUCAGAAUCAAGUGUGCCAACCUUAUUGGAGAGAGUGAGCCAUCCAUCCCACUGACUGUGGUUAUCCAAGAUGAUGAAGUGUCUCCUGAGAUUCACAUGCUGAAGCAGUUCAAAGGGGAUACCAUUACUGUGAAGAAGGGUGAAUCCAUCGAGAUCCCAGCUGAUGUCCUGGGACUCCCCAUCCCUAAGAUUGAGUGGUCUAAGGAUGACGUAGUGAUCGAGAAGCCUACUGAGACUCUACUGAUGGAGACAAAUGUGACUGGCAGAAUGAAUUGCAAGACCAUGCUGUCCAUCCCAGCAGCCAACAGGAGGGACCGUGGCAGUUACACUGUGGCUGCCUCCAACAACAUGGGUUCAGCCACGCACACGGUCUAUGUCAUGGUGCUUGACCGACCAACUCCACCAAGGAAUGUGACAGUAACCAAUAUCAGAGGUGAGUCCUGCUACCUCAACUGGGACGCACCACUUGAUAAUGGCGGAAGUGAACUGACCAACUACAUCAUUGAGAAGAAGGAAGUGGUAACAGAGGUGCCUGAGGUGGAAGAGGGACAGGAAGCUCCACCUGAACCGCAGUGGGAGGAGGUUACAAAUAGUAUAAUUGAGAGAAAAUAUGGGGUCUGGAACCUGGAAGACAAAAAGACCUACCUUUUCCGGGUACGUGCUGAGAACCGCUACGGUAAAUCUGAUCCCUGCACAACUGAGGAAGUUCAAAUUAUAGACCCCUUCGGCCUUCCUGGCCCUCCAGAGAAACCAACAAUUGCAGAGUACUGCAAGACCUCCAUGACUCUAACCUGGGAACCUCCCAGAGAUAAUGGAGGCUCCACGAUUAUUGGUUACUGGCUGGAAAAAAGCGAGAAAGGUACUGCUUACUGGGCUAAAGUCAAUAAGAUGCCCAUCACAAAGAGGGGCAUGAAAGGCUGGGAGUACCAGGUGACACGUCUGUUUGAAGGAACAGAGUACGAGUUUAGGGUCGCAGCCUGUAAUUCAGCAGGAACCGGACCUUUCAGUGGACCAUCUGACUCUGCCUUUGCUGUUGACCCUCUCACUCCUCCAAGCAUGCCUGCUGCUCCCGAGGUGGCCGAUAAGACAAAACACAAUGUCACACUCUCCUGGAAACCACCAGAGAGUGAUGGUGGCAGUCCCAUCAAGGGCUACAUUAUCCAGAUACAGGAUGAGGGGACAUCAGAGUGGGUGAGAGUAAAUGAUCCUGAAACCCUGCACCCCACUACUGAGUUUACAGUGCCAAGCCUCCGCGAGCUGAAGCGCUACCGCUUCAGGAUCAUUGCUGUCAAUGACAUUGGAGAGUCUGAUCCCAGCCCCCGCACUAGUGAAGUUCUUAUUGAGGAUGUCCAACUUCCACCUUCAAUCACACUUGAUGUGAUGGCAGAUGACCUGGUUUCCAUCCGUGCUGGAGAUCCCAUUAGAAUCCCCACCACCAUCAAAGGCCGGCCCACUCCUAAGGUAACCUGGGACUUUGACGGCAAAGCCAAGUCGCACAAGAAAAACAAACUCCACACACUGCCUGUGGACUCUGAGGUGGAGUCCACAGACACCACUUCUGUUGUGACUAUACCUGUCAGUCUGAGGACUCACUCUGGACGUUACACCAUCACAGCUAAGAACAAGUCUGGACAGAAACACCUCAACAUCAGGGUCAUUGUCCUCGAUGUUCCCGGACCUCCAAAGGACUUAAAGAUUACUGACAUCACCCGAUCAACCAUGAGGCUGAUCUGGAAGCUCCCCGAUACAGAUGGAGGAGAGCGAAUCAAGAGUUACUUUAUUGAGAAGAAAUCUGUGACCGACAAGGCCUGGACCAAGGUUAAUGUAGCCUGUGCUAGCCAGGCCUACGUGGUGCCAGGACUGCUAGAGGGUCAGGACUACCUGUUCAGAGUGCGAGCAGAGAACCGAUUGGGAUUCGGCCCGUUCACUGUCACCACUGAACCUGUCCGGGCCAGAGACCCCAUCUACCCACCUGACCCCCCCACCAAGCUGAAGGUUAACCUGGUGACAAAGAACACUGUCACCUUGAGCUGGGAGGCUCCCAAAAAUAAUGGUGGCUCUCCUGUGAAGCAUUACAUCAUUGAACGAUUGAGCUGGGACACCACCGGCAAGGAGAAAGAGACCUGGAAACAGUGCAACAAGAGAGAUGUGGAAGAGCUCACCUUCGUGGUGGAGGAUCUCAAAGAGGGAGGAGAAUAUGAGUUCAGAGUAAAAGCUGUAAAUGCUGCUGGACCCAGCCGACCCUCUGCCACCAUUGGACCCAUGGUCAUCAAGGAUCAGACAUGUCCGCCCACUAUUGAACUACGUGAGGCUAUGGAGGGAGAGGAGGGCUGUGACAUCAGCAUUGUUGCAAAAGUUAGCGGCUGUCCGUUCCCCAGCCUCGUUUGGCACAAAGCCAGUCUGGACAAACCUGAGGAGAAGUCUGCCAUUCAGUAUGACCAACACAUCAACAAACUAGUAACCCAGGAUAAGUGCACCCUUCUAAUACAGCAAGCCAGCAGGCAUGACAGCUCACUCUACAGCCUGACCGCCACUAAUAGUCUGGGCACUGUUUGCAAGGGCAUCAAGCUCUCAGUGUUUGGGCCUCCCGGUCCCCCAGUCGGACCAGUCAAGUUCACGGAGGUGUUUGCAGAAAGAAUAGGCCUCGCCUGGAACCCUCCCAUCGAUGACGGUGGAUCUAAGAUCACCAACUACGUGGUUGAGAAGCGUGAGGAGAACAGGAAAUCGUGGGUCCAUGUCUCCAAUGAUCCCAAAGAGUGUACCUAUGUGGUAACCCGGCUGACCGAGAACCAUGAGUAUGAGUUCAGAGUCAUGGCUCAAAACAAGUUUGGAGUAGGCCCACCACUGGUCAGUGAUCCAGAGAAGGCCAGAAAUCUCUUCACUGUCCCCGGUCAGUGUGAGAAGCCCACUGUGACCGAAGUCUGUCUGGAGUCAAUGACUGUCAACUGGGAAGAACCCAAGUACGAUGGUGGGUCCCCCGUCACUGGCUACAUCAUCGAGAAGAAGGAGACCACUGCCAAGCGCUGGAUCCGUGUCAACCGUGAGCCCAUUAGGGCACUGCCACUGGGCAACAACUGGGAUGUCACUGGGCUACUGGAAGGGGCCCUAUACCAGUUCAGGGUCAUUGCUGUCAAUGCUGCUGGCUGUGGACUGCCCAGUAUACCUUCUGACCCCAUACUCUGCAGAGACCCCAUCAAGCCUCCUGGACCGCCCACUCCAAAGGUAACAGACUGGACAAAGUCUACAGUUGAGCUCGAGUGGAUACCGCCUCUGGUGGACGGAGGGUCAAAAGUCACAGGCUACAUUGUGGAGUUCAAGGAGGUGAACAAGGAGGAAGAGGAGAAGAAAGCUCAGAGGAGGCUACUCCUGAGUGUAGCUGAAGAGGAGAAGGAAACAGAAACUGAAGAGGCCUGGGAGAAGGCAAAGGACACUGAGAUCAGAGGAACUAAAUUUGUGGUGGCUGGCCUUAAGGAAGGUGGUCUGUACCGCUUCAGAGUCCGAGCUGUGAAUGCUGCUGGAGUAGGAGACCCUGGAUUAGUGUCUGAGCUAAUUGAGGUCAAAGACAGAACAAUUCCUCCUGAGAUGGAUCUUGACGCCUCAGUGAAGGAGAAAAUUGUAGUCCAUGCCGGUGGCACCAUCCGCAUUAUCGCCUACGUGUCCGGCAAACCUGCCCCACAGAUCACUUGGUGCCGGGAUGACAGUGAGGUGCCCAAAGAGGCCGUGGUGGAGACGACAGGCAUCUCUAAUUCACUGGUCAUUAAGAACUGCAGACGCCAACACCAGGGCAUUUAUACACUAAGUGCAAAGAACGAGGGCGGAGAGAGGAAGAAGGCGGUCAUUGUUGAGGUCCUGGACGUUCCUGGACCAGUUGGUCUUCCCUUCGCUGGAGAGAACCUGACCAAUGACUCCUGCAAGCUGACCUGGUACUCCCCUGAGGAUGAUGGCGGCUCAGCCAUUACCAACUAUAUUAUUGAGAAGAGAGAGUCAGACCGCAUGGGUUGGACCUCUGUAUCUUACACAGUGACAAGAAACAAUGCUGUAGUACAAGGACUCAUCGAUGGCAAGGGCUACUUCUUCAGGAUUGCAGCUGAGAACAUCAUAGGCAUGGGACCUUUCAUCGAGACCGACAAGAUGGUUCUCAUCAAAGAUCCCAUCUCUGUCCCAGAGCGUCCUGAGGAUCUAAUCAUCACAGCUAUUACCAAAGACUCCAUCUCCGUCACCUGGAGACCACCCAAAUAUGAUGGUGGUGCAGAUGUGACCAGCUAUGUCCUUGAGUCCCGAAUGAUAGGCCAUGACAGCUUUGUGAGAGUAGGCGGAGAGGACAAGCUGAUGGACAGACGGUUCACACUAACUGGGCUAAAGGAAGGCUCAAGCCAUGAGUUCAGAGUCUCAGCUGUCAACCAGGUGGGACAAGGCAAACCAUCUUUUGCCACCAAACCUGUGCAGUGCAAGGAUGAACUUGAGCCACCGACUCUGGACCUGGACUUCAGGGAAAAGCUCAUGGUAAAGGUGGGAGACACCUGCAUGCUGUCGGGACGCUACAGUGGCAAACCGGCCCCUGCUAUCACCUGGGCAAAGAAUGAUGAGGACCUGAAGGCAGAUGAGGAAAUCAGCCUCCACAGCACCACCCAUCACCUCAGCCUCAACAUCAGCAAGGCCAAGAGAGAACACAGCGGCCGCUAUUGUGUCAGCGUGGAGAAUGCUGCUGGCACUCGCUCGGGAAUCUGCACCAUCACUGUGGUCGACCGUCCUCAGCCACCAGAGGGACCCGUAGAGUUCAACGAAGUCUACAGGAAUUACAUGGUAAUCACCUGGAAGCCGCCUCUGGAUGACGGAGGCUGUGCUGUCUCCAACUACAUCAUUGAGAAGAGAGAUACCAACAGAGACCUAUGGAUGCCUGUCACCUCAUCCUGUACCAGAACCACCUGCAGAGUGCCAAAGCUAAUCGAGGGCCGGGAGUACAUCAUUCGUAUAAUGGCUCAAAACAUCUAUGGCAUCAGUGACCCUCUUCUGUCUACAGAGACUAAAGCUAGAGACAUUUUCAAGACACCAGAUGCUCCCAAGCAGCCUCUGGUGAAGGAAGUUUACCAUGACUCUGCCCUAAUCAGCUGGGAGCCGCCUGCUGAUGGAGGGAAACCAAUCACAGGCUACAUUGUGGAGAGGAAGGAGACCAUGGCCAACAGGUGGGUUCGCUGCAACACAGAAAGAAUCCAUCCUAAGGUGGAGUAUUGGGUGACCGACCUCCUGAAAGGCUGCGAGUAUGAGUUCAGGGUCAGUGCUGAGAAUGAAGUGGGAGCUGGAGACCCAAGCCCACCAUCUAAACCGGUCUUUGCCAAAGAUCCCAUUGUGAAACCUAGUCCGCCAGUGAAUCUAAAGGCUAUCGACUUUACCAAAGAGUCAGUUACCCUGUCAUGGGAGCCACCCACCGACACUGGCAGAGGAAAAAUCUUUGGAUACUUGCUGGAGUUCCAGGCAGCUGGAAAGGAGGAAUGGCUCAAGGUGAACCAGACUCCAGACUCCUGCAAAGAAACCAAGUUUAAGGUUAUCAACUUGGAAGAUGGUGUUUUGUACCGCUUCAGAGUCAUGGCUGUGAACGCUGCUGGGGAGUCCAACCCAGCCAACCUUACUGAGCCGAUUAGAGUACAGGACAGACUUGAGCCUCCAGAGUUGAUUCUGGAUGCCGGAAUGACCCGAGAAAUUAAAGCCAUGGCUGGCACUCAUAUUGCUCUGAUAGCCGGCAUCAAAGGUGUCCCGUUUCCCACUGUCACCUGGAAGAAGAAUGACGCAGAAGUUCCCCCUCGGGCAGAUAUCGAAACCAACCAGACAGGCACCAAGCUGGAGAUGAGGUUCUGCCAUCGUGGUGACUGUGGAGAUUACACCCUAACUGUGGAGAAUCCAGCAGGAACCAAGACUGUCACCUGCACUGUGCUAGUUCUUGACAAACCUGGUCCUGUACAGCACCUCCGUGUGUCUGAUGUCAGGAGUGACUCUGCCUACCUGUCCUGGAAAGAUCCAGAGGAUAAUGGUGGUACUCGCAUCACUAACUUUGUGGUAGAGAAGAAAGACACAGCUUCCACUCAGUGGGUCCCUGUCUGCUCUACAUCAAAGAAACGCAGUAUGAUGUUGAAGCACCUGAUGGAGGGCACGUCCUACUCGUUUAGAGUUGCCGCUGAAAACCAGUUCGGCCGGAGCGAAUAUGUCGAGACACCAAAGGCCAUCAAGGCAAUGAACCCACUCUUCCCUCCUGGUCCUCCCAAAGACCUGCAUCAUGUUGAUGUGGACAAGACUGAGGUAUGGUUAGCAUGGAACUGGCCUGAUCGCAAUGGAGGAAGUGAAAUCAUAGGCUUUCUGGUUGAGUACCAGGAAGAGGGAGAGAAAGAGUGGUAUGAAUGGAAAACUGUCAGCAUCCCUGAGAGUCAUGUGACUGGUCUGGAGGAAGGAAAAACCUACCGCUUCAGAGUGAGGGCUGAGAAUGCCAUUGGCCUCAGCAGACCUGAUACCACAGUGCCUAUCCUCUGCCAGGAGAAACUAGUGCCCCCAAUUGUUGAAGUUGAUGUUAAACUCACUGAAGGCAUCAUUGUGAAGGCCGGGACUACCAUCAGACUGCCAGCUAUAAUGAGAGGAAUCCCUGUCCCAACUGCCAAGUGGUCCAUCGAAGGAGAGGAGAUCACCAGCCAGGGCAACAUUAAGAUUGACACUGAUAAUUUCUCCACUAUUCUCAGCAUUAAUGAGUGCACCAGAAACCACACUGGAACCUACCUGCUCACUGUGUCCAACCCAGCAGGAACCAAGACGGUGGCCUUAAAUGUCACUGUACUCGAUGUUCCAGCUGCUCCGAUUGGACCUGUCAACAUAUUGGAGGUCAUGCCAGAUUCCAUGACAAUUGAAUGGCGUCCUCCUAAAGAUGAUGGUGGGAGCCCUAUAACCAAUUACAUUGUGGAGAAAAGAGAGUCCAACAAAGAGACAUGGGGAGGUGUGAGUUCUGGUAGUCUUGCAACUCAGCUCCGGAUCGCUCGCCUUCAGAAAGGAGUAGAAUAUGUAGUCCGCAUUCGUGCUGAGAACAAGAUGGGCAUUGGUGCUCCUCUGGAGAGCAAGCCCACUGUUGCUGAGCACUCAUUCAUGCCCCCUAGUGCACCUGGUAAGCCACAAUCCUAUGAUACCUCAGAGGAUGCUGUUACACUUGGCUGGACUAUGCCCCUAACUGAUGGUGGCAGUCAGAUUACUGGCUACAUCAUUGAGCGCAGACACAAGGGAGGAAAGUGGAUCCGUGUCAACAAGACACCUUGCAAGGACCUGAGGUACCGAGUCCUGGGCCUCUUCGAGGGCAGCGAGUAUGAGUUCAGAGUGUUUGCUGAAAAUAUUGCUGGAUUUAGUGGCCCCUCCCCCGUCUCCGACCCCUGCAAGCCCUGCAGGCCCAUCACUGUCCCGAGUCCCCCUGUCAAUCCUAAAGUUAAAGAUUACAGCAGGGCCACUGCUGACCUGGUGUGGACCAAACCUACCAAAGAUGGAGGCAGCCCAAUCCUUGGUUACACUGUGGAGAUGAAGAAAGCUAGCGCUGAAGAAUGGAAAAAAGUCAACCUGGAUGACUUGAUCAAGCAGUGUGCCUACAGGGUGAAGGGUCUGGAAGAGGGUGUGACCUAUAGAUUCAGAGUCUUUGCUUCAAACAUGAUUGGAGACGGGGAGCCAAGAGAAAUCCCAGAAUCAGUCACUGCUCAGGAUAUUCUUAUACCUCCAGAGAUUGAGAUGGAGGCCACUUGUCGAGAUUGUGUUACUGUGCGUGUUGGACACAACAUCAACAUCAUUGGUUACAUCAAGGCUCGCCCUGAUCCUGAAGUUUUUUGGUCAAAAGAAGAGACUAUUCUAGAGAACAGCAAACGUGUUACCAUCCUGCAGAAUCUUCCUUUAGUCCACCUAAAGAUCAAGGAAGCUACAAGGAAUGACCAUGGCAAAUAUAUUCUGAAAGCUUCAAAUGAAGGUGGUGAGGCUUCCCGCACAAUCACAGUUAAUGUUCUAGACCGACCCAGCCACUGCCAGAAUCUGAAUGUGACCUAUGUCACUAAGGGCUCAUGCAUGAUCAACUGGGAGAGCCCUAAGGACAAUGGUGGAUCCGAGAUCACCAACUACAUUGUGGAGUGCAGAGAGCCUAGUAUUAGCAUGUGGUCUAUGAUCUCUUCCCACUGCACUAAUCGUAAGAUCAAGGCAAAGCUGAUGGAAGGCCAUGAGUACCUGUUCCGUGUCUGUGCUGAGAACAAAAUAGGACCAGGACCCUCCGUGGAGAUCAAAACUCCUACAUUGGCCAUUGACCCUAUUGACAAGCCCGGCGAGCCUGAGAACUUCAGAGCAAUUGACAUUGGUAAGAACUAUGUCAAUUUGAGGUGGCGGAAGCCUGACUAUGAUGGUGGAAGCCCCCAUCUCUCCUACAACCUGGAGUGUAAAACUAAAGAUGCGGAGGAGUGGGAAAAACUCAACACCACUACUCUCACAGACACCUUCUUUUUGGCUGAUAAAUGUGUGGAAAAUCAGACGUACACCUUCAGAGUGCAGACUGUCAGUGAAGGAGGUGAGAGUGCCUGGGUAAAACUUGCAGAUAUUCUGGUGAGGGAGGAGAUCCAGAAGCCUGUCAUUGACCUGAAGUUGGCUGGAACACUGACAGUAAAAGCUGGAGAGUCAGUCAGGAUGGAGGCUGCUCUGAGAGGAAAGCCCCAGCCUGAGGUUAAAUGGAUGAAAGAUAAGGCUACUGGAGACAAUCCCAGAAUAAGCUAUGAAACUGGCCCAGACUACUCAAAAUUUCUGAUGACUAAGUCCAAGCGUAGUGACACAGGAAAAUACAUUAUCACUGCCACCAACUCGGGUGGGACUUUCACAGCAUAUGCCAAUGUUAAUGUCCUGGACGUUCCCGGCCCAGUGAGAGACCUGAGGAUUACUGGCAUUGGAGCUGACAAGUGCAGAGUGGUUUGGGAUGCUCCAGAGGAUGAUGGAGGUUGUGAGGUGGACAGCUACAUUCUAGAGAAAUGUGAAACCAGGAGGAUGGUUUGGUCCACAUAUUCAGCCUCUGUGGUCACACCAUACUGCAACGUCACUCGUUUGGUGGAGGGCAAUGAAUACAUAUUCAGAGUGCGGGCAGAAAACAAGAUGGGAACUGGCCCUGCCAUGGACAGUAAGCCUAUAACUGUCAAGACUCAGUUCAACAAACCUGGACCCCCUGAUGCCCCUGAAGUCACCAAGGUGAGCAAAGAUGAGAUGACUGUGGUCUGGGCUCCUCCUGAGAAUGAUGGAGGAAAGUCAAUCACUGGCUACAUCCUUGAAAGGAAGGAGAAGAGGGCAGUGCGCUGGGUGCCCUGCACUAAGAGCCCAAUCUCUGAGAGGCGCAUGAAAGUCACCAACCUGAUUCCAAACCAUGAGUACCAGUUCAGAGUGAGAGCUGAGAAUGAUGUCGGUCUGGGAGAUCCCAGUAAACCCUGCAGACCAGUUGCAGCCAAAGAUCCUAUUGAGCCACCUGGUCCCCCUGCAGCCCUGAAGGUGGCCGACAGCACAAAAACCUCUAUCACUCUGUCCUGGUCUAAACCUGUCUAUGACGGUGGCGCCCCCAUUAUUGGCUAUAGCUUGGACAUGAGGCUGAAAAGUGAGGCGGACCCUGAGAAUCCCACAGUGGGCUGGAAGAGAAUUGAUACUCAUGGACCACUGGUGCUCACAGAAUUUACUAUUGGCCAGCUUGAUGAAAAGCAGGAGUAUGAGUUCAAGGUGUCAGCCCAAAACCAGGUGGGCUGGGGACGCCAUGCUUAUUUGAAGGAGGCAGUGUCUCCCAAGGAGAUCCUGGAGGCUCCAGAAAUUGAGCUGGAUGCCAGUCUGAGGAAAGGCCUUUCUGUGAGGGCUGGUUGUCCUAUAAGGCUUUUCGCCGUGAUCAGAGGAAGGCCUGCCCCCAAGGUUACGUGGAAGCGGUUGGGUGUGGACAAUGUAAUCCGCCGAGGUCACGUGGACCAGGUUGACACCAUGUCCUUCCUUGUUAUCCCUGAGAGCACCAGAGAGGAUUCUGGAAAAUAUUCACUCACUCUGUCCAACUCAGCUGGAGAGAAAGCAAUAUUUGUCCGUGUCAAAGUCCUUGACACACCUGGUCCGGUUGGCAGCCUGGAUGCCACUGACAUCACCAAAACAACAGCUCAACUCUCCUGGUUGCCACCAGAGAAUGACGGAGGCAGCCCCAUCCUCAAUUACGUUGUGGAGAAACGAGAGGUUGAUAGGAAGACCUGGACCAAGUGCAUAGAGGACCUGAAGAAGACUAGCUUCAAGGUCACCAACCUUACACUUGGCAUUGAGUAUUACUUCAGAGUCAUGGCCUGCAACAAGUAUGGCAUUGGAGUUCCUCAGGACUCACCCAGGUCCUACUUGGCUGUUGACCCAAUCAGUGAGCCAGACCCUCCAAAGAAGAUGGACGUGUUAGAGAUCACCAAGAAUAGUGCUACACUGGGCUGGCUAAAACCACUCAGGGAUGGAGGUGCCAAAAUCAAUGGUUAUGUGGUGGAUUACCAGGAGGAGGGUGCACCUGAGGACAAAUGGACACCAUAUUCUGUGGUCAAAGACCUGACUAUCGUGGUAGUUGGUCUGAAAGAAGGAAAGAAGUAUAAGUUCAGAGUGGCUGCUAGGAACUCAGUGGGAGUCAGUUUGGCUCGAGAGGCUGAGGGAAUGUUUGAAGUUAAGGAGCAGCUCAUGGCUCCGAAGAUAAUCAUGCCUGACAUUGUGACAGUCAGAGCUGGAUCCAAGAUGACGAUUGAGGCUAUUGUGGCAGGUAAACCUGCUCCUGUCUGCAAGUGGAAGCAGGGCAAUGAGGAUGUGCUAACCUCUGAUCGCCUGUCCAUUGUAAAGACGCUGACAACUACCUCACUUAUUAUAAAGAAUGUAACAAGAAAGGAUAGUGGUUACUACAGCCUGUCAGCUGAGAACAGUACUGCCAAGAUUAAUCAGAUCCUCAAAGUCAUCGUCAUGGACAUCCCUGGACCCCCUGAAGCUCCUUUGGAGAUCACUGAACUGGACAUGGAUGCGUGCACACUGCUCUGGAACUCGCCACAGGAGGAUGGUGGUAGCAACAUCACCAACUACAUUGUAGAGAAGUGUGAUGUUAGCCAGGGUGAUUGGAUCACCGUUUCUACAUCUUGCACAAAGACGAGCUUCAGAAUGACCAAACUGACACCUGGCAAAGAGUACAGCUUCCGUGUUCGUGCUGAAAACAGGUUUGGCGUCUCUGGGCCUACCUACUCUGAGAAGAUGAUUGCCAGAUAUCCAUUUGAUCCUCCGAGUGAACCCAGAAACCUGCAGAUAAACAAGAUCAACAAGGAUUUCGUCAUCCUAUCAUGGGAGCGUCCCAGCUCUGAUGGUGGGAGCCCCAUCAGUGGAUAUUGCAUUGAAAAGAAGGAGAGGAAUAGCCUUCUGUGGGUGAAGGCUAAUGAGACUCUGGUCAAAGCCACUCAGUACACCUGCACAGGCCUGAUCGAUGGCCUGGAGUACACCUUCAGGGUGUCAGCACAAAACCAGGCCGGACAGGGCAAACCUUGUAAACAGACAGACUUCAUCACUGCCAGGACUGCUGUCGACCCACCAGGAAAACCCGAGCCCAUGGAUGUGACCAAGAGCACUGUAUCAUUAGUGUGGGGCCGUCCAAAGCAUGACGGUGGCAGCAAGUUGAUUGGCUACUACGUGGAAUAUACAAAGCUUCCAGAAGAGAAGUGGACUCGCUGCAAUGCCAACUGCAUGAACAUACAGACAGAGAACUAUGUGGUGACUAACCUACAGGAGGGUCAACAAUACCAGUUUAGAAUCAUCGCCAAGACCGCAAUUAACAGCAGCCUUCCAUCUGAGCUGUCUGACCCUAUUCCUGUCAUCGCAGAGAAUGUUGCUCCUCGUGUGGAAUUAGGUGUUAACAUGAAGAACCUGAUUGUGGUGAAAGCUGGAGAAAAUGUCUUCCUGGAUGCUGAGGUCUUUGGCAAACCACUUCCCAAAGUGAGCUGGAAGAAGGAUGGAGUACCUCUGGUCCUUGCUGAGGGAAUGAAGAUGUCCCAAAAGAAACAUCUUCAUCUGCUGGAGCUAUACUCUGUCACCAGGAAAGAGACUGGGGACUACACUAUCACAGCUGAAAAUGUCAAUGGCACCAAGUACGCCACCAUAAAGGUCAAAGUACUCGACAAACCAGGCCCUCCAGCCUCAGUGAAAAUUUCUAAGGUGUUUGCUGACCGUGUUAAGCUGCGAUGGGUGCCACCACUUGCAGAUGGCGGUUCUGAAAUCACUAACUACAUCAUUGAGAAGCGUGAGACUAGCAGGGCCAACUGGGCAUUGGUCACCUCAAACAUCCAUGGACACAUCACUGACUGUUCAGUGGAGAAACUUAUUGAAGGACACGAAUAUCAGUUCCGAGUCAGUGCUGAGAACCAGUAUGGUGUGGGAGAUCCCAUUAUGACUGAUGCCGUCACGGUCAAGAAUCCGUAUGAUGUUCCUGGUCCAUGUGAGCCACCUGUCAUCACCAACAUCACACAGAACUCCAUGACAGUCAGCUGGAAGGCCCCAGCCAAUGACGGCAAAUCUCCCAUCCUUGGCUACAUGGUGGAGAAACGUGAGGCCACUGAGCUGAGCUGGGCUAAGGUUAACCGCCGACCAGUCAUUGAUAGGACCAUCAAGGCCAUUCAACUGACUGAGGGCUCUGAGUAUGAGUUCAGAGUAAUUGCUAUAAACAAGGCUGGUCUUGGGAAACCCAGCGACGCUUCAAAUGGUGCCCUGGCUGUUGACCCUGUCUAUCCUCCCGGGCCACCUGCCUUCCCCAAGGUGGUGGACUCUACCAAGACGUCAGUUAGCCUUAGCUGGACCAAACCAGCAUACGAUGGUGGCUGUGAGAUCAUUGGAUACUUGGUUGAGUGCAAGCGAGUUGAUGGAGAGAGCUGGACAAGAUGCAAUGUGCCGAAGAAACUCCAGGCCACGAAAUUCCUGCUGACAGGCCUGAUGGACAACACUGAGUACCAGUUCAGAGUCACGGCUGUUAACAAGAUUGGCUACAGUGAGCCCAGCGAGGUGCCUGGAAACUACAUGCCUAAGGAUAUUCUAAUUGCUCCUGAUGCUGAGCUUGACGCUGACCUGAGAAAAGCUUUGGUUCUGCGAGCUGGAGUAACCAUGAGGCUCUAUGUACCACUGAGAGGACGCCCAGCACCGAAGGUGACAUGGACUAAAGUUGAUGCUAAUUUGAAGGAAAGACAAGGACUACUGAUCAAGACAUCAGACUGGGACACCCUACUGAUGAUUGAGGAUGUUAACAGAUGUGAUUCUGGCAAAUAUGUUCUGUCACUGGAGAACAGCAGCGGCUCUAAGAGCUACACCAUCGUAGUAAAGGUCCUUGAUUCUCCGGGCCCACCCUUAAACCUGACUGUGAAGGAAACCUCCAGAACCCAUGCCUGCAUCACCUGGGAUGCCCCACUGAUUGAUGGUGGUAGUCCAGUUAAGAACUACAUCGUAGAGAAACGUUUGGCUGAGAGGAAAGCCUGGACCUGUGUGUCAGCAGAUUGUCCUAAGAUUUCCUUCAGGAUCACCAACCUGGAGGCAGGACAGGCCUACUGCUUCAGAGUUCUAGCUGAAAAUGCAUACGGCAUUGGAGAAGGCUGUGAGACCCCAGGCAGCAUCAGGGCCUCUGAGCAACCUGGUCCAGUGACAGACUUCAAAGCUCAGAAGACUACAAAGAACUCUAUCACCCUGUCCUGGAAGAAGCCCAUCAAUGAUGGUGGGAGUUUUAUUACUGCAUACAUCUUGGAGCAGGGUGAAGGCGAGGAGAAGUGGAAGCAGAUCCUGAAAGGCAAGAAUACCUCACACACUAUUGGAGAACUGACAGAAAGCAAGGAGUAUUCUUUCAGGGUCAAGGCACUCAACGAGUCUGGAGAGGGACCACCCACUGAGCUCACUGCUGUUGCAAAGGACCAAUUUGUGCUACCCGACUGCAACUUAAGUGAUCUGCACGAUGGCUGCUGUGUGGUUAAGGAGGGCAGCACAACACGCAUUAACAUCCCCAUCACUGGAGUUCCAAACCCCACUGCUACCUGGAAGAAGGGCGAUAUGGGAGUGGGUGAUACUGGCCGGAUGUGUGUUGAAGCAUCUCAGGGCAUCACCACCUUACUGAUUAGAGACUGCCAGAGAGGAGAUGCUGACACCUACACUAUAAAUGUCAGGAACAGUGCUGGCUCAAAGGACUGCAAGUUCCAGCUGAAGGUGGUUGGCAAACCCGGUAUCUGCACUGGACCCAUUACGUUUGAUGAGAUAACUGCCGAUGCCAUCACACUAGAGUGGGGACCACCCAAAGAUGAUGGUGGUGCAGAGGUGUCUAAUUACAUUGUGGAGAAGAGGAGAACAACAGAUAACAAGUGGACUACAGUGGCUUCUGCCAUCCAGAAGACCACCAUGAGAGUGAUCAGACUCCAUGACGGGAUAGAAUACAUCUUUAGAGUGUUUGCUGAGAACAAGUAUGGGGUUGGAGAACAUCUGAGGUCUGACCCAGUCGUUGCCCAGCAUCCUUUCAAUGUUCCCGGGGCACCUGCUCCACCAGAAAUUGUGAGCAUCAGGCAUGAAUCAGCCAUCCUGACUUGGGUUGAUCCAAAGGACACUGGUGGUGCCCCAGUUACUGGAUAUCACAUAGAGUAUAAGGAAAAGAACAGUCUGAUGUGGAAACGGGCGAGUAAGACUCCUCUGAGAGUAAAAGAAUGUAGAGUCACUGGACUGACAGAAGGAUUAGAAUAUGAGUUCAGGGUAAUGGCCAUGAACAUGGCUGGCCUGGGAAAGGCUAGCAAAGUAACUGAGGCCGUAGUUGCUCUGGAUCCUAUUGAUCCUCCUGGCAAGCCUGAAGUAAUCAGUGUCACCAGGAGCACAGUCACUCUGAUGUGGACAGCUCCCAAAUAUGACGGUGGCUACAAGCUUACUGGUUAUAUCAUAGAGAAACUUGAGGCCAGUGGUAAGGCCUGGAUGAAAGCAAAUCAUGUCAACAUUCAGGGCUGUGCUUUUACCGUCACUGACCUGACUGAAGGAUCCCAGUAUGAAUUUAGAGUCAGAGCUAGGAAUGCUGCAGGUGCCAUCAGUAUUCCUUCAGAGCCUACUCCGCUUUUGACCUGCAAGGAUGAAUAUGAGCCCCCAACCAUCACUAUUGACCCAGAAAUGAAAGAUGGUAUAGCCAUCAGAGCAGGAGACACAAUUGUAAUCUCAGCUUCUAAAAUUGUGGGCAAACCUCCACCUACUGCAGCGUGGUCCAAGGGAGGACGUGAGUUGAAGACUUCUGACAUUGUCACCAUCACCAGUACCCCAACCUCCUCUACUCUGGCUAUUAAGUACGCAAGUCGGAAGAACACAGGGGAGUACACUAUCACUGCCAGCAACCCCUUUGGCAUUAAGGAAGAACAUGUUAAGGUGAAGGUCUUAGAUGUUCCUGGACCUCCAGGCCCAGUUGAAGCCAGUAACAUUUCAGCCGAAAAGUGUACCCUGACCUGGCUUCCACCAGAGGAGGAUGGAGGCUCUACUAUCAAAUCCUACAUCCUUGAGAAGAGAGAAACCAGCCGACUACAGUGGACCAAGCUAGCUGAAAAUGUCAUGGAUUGCAGACACGUAGUCAGCAAACUGAUUAAAGGCAAUGAAUACAUUUUCAGAGUGUCUGCUGUGAACCAGUAUGGCACAGGAGAUUCAACCCAGUCUGCUCCAGUCAAAAUGGUUGAUAGUUUCUCACCACCAGGUCCGCCCUCAACCCCAGAGAUUGAUAAUGUUAGUAGGAAUGCUGUCACCAUUUCAUGGAAGAGACCAGUACGAGAUGGGGGAAGUGACAUUAGGGGAUACUGUGUUGAGAGGAAAGAGAGAAAAGGACUGAGAUGGGUCAGAGCCUGUAAGCGGACUAUCCCUGACCUGCGGUUUAAGGUGCAAGGCCUGAGUGAGGGAGUAGAGUACGAGUUUAGAGUCACUGCUGAGAACAAGGCUGGAUUUGGGGAGCCAAGUGAACCAUCGCGCCCUGUCAUGACAAAAGAUAUUGUGUAUCCACCCGGUCCCCCAUCCAACCCUAGAAUUACAGAAACCACCAAAACCUCAGCCACAUUCACCUGGGGCCGACCCCACUAUGAUGGUGGUCUUGAAGUAGAGGGCUACAUUGUUGAAUAUAAAAAGGAAGGACAUGAUGAUUGGGAGACAGAGACACAGUACCCACUGAAAGCUUCAGAAUACGUGAUUGGUAAACUACAAAAAGGAGGCAAAUACCACUUCAGGGUUAGUGCUGUAAACUCUGAGGGAAUAGGCGAGCCUGCAGAGGUUGAGAAAGUGACUGAAUUGGUGGACCAGGAGAUGUUGCCAGACUUUGAGCUGGAUGCUGAACUCAGAAGAACUCUGGUAGUUAGAGUUCGUGCUUCAAUCCGUAUGUUUGUUCCUAUCAAGGGUCGUCCUGUCCCUGAAGUCACAUGGAGUAAAGAUGAUGCUAACCUGAAAACACGUGCACAUAUUGACAACACAGAGUCGUACACUCUUCUGGUUAUUCCUGACUGCACAAGAUAUGAUGCUGGAAAAUACCACCUUUCUCUAGAGAAUGUUGCUGGAAAGAAGACUGGGUUUGUUAAUGUGAAAGUUCUGGAUACACCGGGACCACCAGUCAAUCUCAAACCUAGAGAGAUCACGAAGAACAGCAUCACCCUACAGUGGGAAAUUCCCAUUAUUGACGGUGGUUCUAAGAUUCGUAACUACAUUAUUGAGAAAAGAGCAGCCACUAAGAAGGCCUACACAGUGCUUAGCACCACAUGGCAGAAGUGUUCCUUCAAGAUUCCAGACCUCGAGGAGGGAGCUUACUACUAUUUCCGUGUCUCAGCUGAGAAUGACCUGGGUGUGGGUGAGCCAGCUGAAACCCCAGAGCCAAUCAGGGUAUCCCAGGCCCCCUCUGCCCCAGAAAAUUUGUAUGUCACCGAUGUUACCUCUGAUAGUGCCAGCCUUGCAUGGACCAAGCCUUUGCAUGAUGGUGGCAGCUUGAUCACUGGGUAUGUCAUUGAGGCUCAAAAGAAGGACACUGAUCAGUGGGUCCAUGUGGCCACCAUUAAGGCUCUGGAUUAUACUGUUACAGAUCUAAUUGAGGGUGCUGAAUAUACCUUCCGUAUAAUGGCAGUCAAUGCAUCAGGCAGGAGUGAUCCCCGUGAGAGCAGACCAGCUGUUAUCAAAGAGCAGACUUCUGCUCCUUCAUUUGACCUGCGUGGGGUCUACCAGAAAACGAUCAUUGCUAAGGCAGGAGAUCGGUUGAAGGUGGAGAUUCCAGUGUUGGGCAAACCAAGGCCUGUGGUUUCAUGGAAGAAAGGAGAUACAGUGCUCAAGGAGACACAAAGACUCAACAUUGAAACCACACCAACAUCAACUAUUCUCAACAUCAGUGAGAUAAAAAAGAAAGAUGGAGGCCAGUAUUCUAUGACUGGUAAAAACAUGCUGGGGGCAAUGACAGAGACAAUCACAAUCCUGGUUCAUGACAUUCCUGGACCUCCAACUGGUCCUAUUAAGCUGGAAGAAAUUUCAUGUGAUUAUGUGCUGAUGUCCUGGGACCCACCAGAAAAUGAUGGAGGUGUUCCUAUUAACAACUAUAUUGUUGAGAUGCGGGAGACCACUGGUACUUCAUGGGUAGAGCUGGCAGCUACAGUCAUCCGCACCACAUUUAAGGCAGCCAGACUCACUACAGGAACUCAGUAUCAGUUCCGCAUCAAGGCCCAGAACAGAUAUGGGAUUGGACCAAGCAUUAUCUCUGAACCAGUGGUAGCUGUCUAUCCAUUUGAUGUACCAAGCCAGCCUGGCACUCCCGUGGUCACCUCUUUCAACAAGGAUGCUAUGACCCUUAGUUGGAAUGAGCCAUCCUCUGAUGGAGGUAGUGCCAUUCUGGGCUAUCAUGUGGAAAGGAAAGAGAAAAACAGUAUUCUGUGGCAGAGGAUCAGCAAAGCCCUUGUUGUUGGAAAUCUGUUUAAAUCAACGGGCCUUAUUGAUGGAAUUGCAUAUGAACACCGUGUUAUUGCUGAAAAUAUGGCUGGUCUCAGCAAAGCCAGCAAACCCUCUGAGCCCAUGUAUGCUUUGGACCCAGUUGAUCCACCAGGCAGGCCAGUAGCACUAAAUAUUACUAGGCAUGAAGUGACCUUGUCAUGGACCAAGCCAGAGGGAGAUGGAGGAUUUUCUAUUACUGGAUACACCGUAGAGAGGAGGGAGAUGCCCAAUGGACGUUGGCUCAAAGCAAACUUCAACAACAUUCUGGAAACUAUCUACACAGUCAGUGGUCUAACUGAAGAUGCAACCUAUGAAUUCCGUGUGUUUGCUAGGAACUCAGCUGGUGCUGUUAGUGCUCCAUCCCAGUCAUCUGAAGCAAUCUUGUGCAGAGAUGACAUUGAAGAGCCCCGGCUUGAUGUAGAUGCAUCAUAUAGCAGCACUGUUGUUGUCAUGGCAGGAGAGGUAUUCAAGUUGGAAGCCAGUGUAACUGGAAGGCCAAUCCCAUCUCUGGUAUGGACCAAAGAAGGAAAGGAGCUUGAGGAUACAGCCAAAAUUGAGAUAAAAACAUCCGAGUUCCACACAACUUUAACAAACAAAGAUUCGCUCAGGAGGGAUGGUGGUGCUUUCACUUUGAUUGCCAGCAAUCCUGGUGGCUUUGCUAAGUUCAUAUACAAUGUCAAGGUGUUAGAUAGACCAGGACCUCCCAACUCCCUCACUGUAACAGAUGUCACUGCUGAGAAAUGUGUCCUUAAUUGGCUCCAUCCAACACAUGAUGGUGGUGCCAAGAUUGAGUACUUUAUCAUUCAGAGACGAGAGACCAGCAGGUUGGCUUGGACAAAUGUGGCCACAGACCUUCAAGCUAAUAGGUUCAAGGUCACCAAGCUUCUAAAGGGCAAUGAAUACAUUUUCAGAGUUAUGGCUGUUAACAAGUAUGGUGUGGGUGAACCUGUGGAGUCAGAACCUGUCAUCUGUGCCAACCCCUAUGUACCCAGUGACCCACCACAGCAACCUGAAGUCACCAUAAUCACCAAGGAUUCUAUGGUUGUCUGCUGGGAUCGCCCUGAACAUGAUGGUGGCAGUAGAAUAAACACAUACAUAAUUGAAAGACGGGACAAAACUGGCCUGCGCUGGGUGAAGUGCAACAAGAGGACUGUAACUGACUUGCGAUUCAAAGUCUCAGGCCUCACACCAGGGCAUGAAUAUGAAUUCAGAGUUCUUGCUGAGAAUAAUGCUGGGCUAAGUCAGCCCAGUCCUUCCAGUCCAUUCUACAAAGCCAUUGACACCAUCUUCCAACCUGGACCUCCAGGGAACCCCAGAGUGCUGGACACAACCAAGUCUUCUAUCACACUUGCAUGGAACAAGCCUGUCUAUGAUGGUGGUUCAGAAAUCACUGGUUACAUAGUGGAGACCUGCCUGCCUGAGGAGGAUGAAUGGACAAUUCACACUCCCAAGAAUGGUUGGACUGCCACUUCUUUCACCAUCACCAAUUUGAGGGAAAACCAAGAGUAUAAAAUCAAUAUUUCUGCAACUAAUUGUGAAGGAGUGGGAGAGCCUGCAGCUGUUCCUGGAACACCCAAGUCUGAAGACAGACUAGUUCCUCCAGAAAUUGAACUUGGAGCAGAACUACGUAAGGUGGUCUGCAUCAGAGCCUGCAGCACACUCAGACUUUUUGUCCCUAUCAAGGGAAGACCAGCACCUGAAAUAAAAUGGUCUAGAGAGCAUGGGGAAUCUCUAGAUAAAGCUAACAUUGAAAUCACCUCAUCAUUCACCACUCUUCAGGUAGAGAAUGUUGACAGAUUUGAUGGGGGUAAAUACAUUGUGACUGUAGAGAAUGCCUCAGGAAGUAAGACAGCCUUUGUUAAUGUCAGAGUGCUAGACAGUCCUGGAGCACCUCAGAAUCUGAUUGUCAGGGAGGUCACUAGAGAUUCAGUUUCUCUUGCUUGGGAUGCUCCUGUCAUUGAUGGUGGUUCCAGAGUCCGCAAUUACAUCGUGGAGAAGCGUGAAUCAACCAGAAAGGCUUAUUCAACUGUGUGUGCCAGCUGCCAUAAGUCAAGUUGGAAAGUUGGAGACCUAGAGGAGGGAAAGAUGUACUUCUUUAGAAUUUUGGCUGAGAAUGAAUAUGGCAUUGGCCUCCCAGUAGAGACUCUUGAACCAAUUAAAGCAUCAGAGAGGCCUCUUCCCCCAGGCAAAGUGUCUCUCCGUGAAGUUACCAGCAAAAGUGUCACAUUAAGUUGGGAAAAGCCUGACCAUGACGGUGGAAGCAGAAUCACUGGCUAUAUAGUUGAGAUGCAGGGAAAAGGCAGUGAGAAGUGGACCCAGGUUAUGGUUGUAAAAAGCAAUGAAGCUCAUGUUACUGGCCUUACACAGGGAGAGGAGUAUACAUUCCGUAUUUCAUCCAUUAAUGAAAAGGGAGUCAGUGACCCCCGCCCUCUCAAUGUGCCUGUGGUUGCCAAGGAUCUGGUCAUCUCACCAACCUUCAAACUUCUUUUCAGCACAUUUAGUGUGCUAGCAGGGGAUGAUCUGAAAAUAGAUGUACCAUAUGCUGCCCAUCCCAAGGCUACAGCAACUUGGCUCAAAGAUGGUGUUGCUCUCAAAGAGACGACAAGAGUGAAUGCAGAUGCCACAGACAAAAAUCUUCUCCUGGUUAUUAAGGAGGCUUGCAGAGAUGAUGUGGGAACAUAUACUGUCAAACUUACUAACACAGCUGGAGAGGCAUCUACAGAUAUCAGUGUUAUUGUUUUAGAUAAGCCUGGCCCUCCAACUGGCCCAAUUAAGCUAGAUGAGGUCACUGCUGAUAGCGUGAUCCUGUCCUGGGAUCCACCUCAGUAUGAUGGCGGUUGUGCCAUCAAUAAUUACAUCGUUGAGAAGAGAGACACAUCUACCACAAACUGGCAGAUUGUGUCAGCUACAGUAGCCAGAACCACUAUCAAGGCAGCACGUCUGAAAACUGGAUCUGAGUACCAAUUCAGGAUUGCUGCAGAGAACAGAUAUGGCAAAUCUUCAGCCCUGUUAUCUGAUACUAUUGUUGCUCAGUAUCCUUUUGAGGUUCCUAGUUCACCACGUUCUGUUACCGUUCAGUCAACCACCAAGGAAAGUAUGGUGGUUGUAUGGGAAAAACCCAGCAAUGAUGGUGGAAGCAAGAUUUUGGGAUACCAUUUAGAGCUAAAAGAGAGAAACAAUAUAUUGUGGGUGAAACAGAACAAACAACUUGUCCCAGAAACUAGAUUCAAGGUUAUUGGCCUGGAGGAGGGUAUUGAAUAUGAGUUCAGAGUUUAUGCUGAGAACAUUGUUGGCCUCAGCAAAGCCAGCAAAGUGAGUGAAAUACAAGUUGCCCGAGAUCCUUGUGACAGACCAGGAAAACCAGAAGCUGUCAUUGUAACACGGAACCAAGUGACACUAAGAUGGACAAAACCCCAAUAUGAUGGUGGAAUCAAGAUCACAGGUUAUGUUAUUGAGAAGAAGGAGGGAGCUGGUCGCUGGAUGAAGGCCAGUUUCACUAACAUCACUGAAACAGAAUUUGUUGUCACAGGACUUAUUGAGAAUCAGACUUAUGAAUUCCGUGUCAUUGCCAAAAAUGCAGCAGGUGUUUUUAGCCAGCCAUCUGAUUCUACUGGAGCCAUCACUGCCAAGGAUGAGGUGGAUCCACCCAAAAUUGACUUGGAAGUUAAAUACUCCCAAACUGUGGUAGUUAAUGCUGGAGAGACAUUUAAACUUGAGGCUGCUGUUUACGGUAAACCUGUACCCACAAUUCAUUGGCUGAAAGAGGGCCAGGAGAUCACCGAAGCAGCUCGCUUAGAGCUUAAGAACACAGAUUUUACAGCUUGUCUUGUUGUUAAAGAAGCCAUCCGUGUUGAUGGAGGUCAGUACAUACUUCUAGUAAAGAAUGUUGGAGGAGAGAAAUCUGUUAACAUUAAUGUUAAGGUUUUAGAUAGACCUGGUGCACCCGAAGGCCCUAUAUCCAUUUAUGGUGUCACUAAUGAAAAAUGCUCAAUUUCCUGGAAACCUCCCUUGCAAGACGGAGGAAGUGAUGUUUCCCAUUAUAUUGUUGAGAGGAGGGAAACCAGCAGAUUGGUUUGGACUGUAGUUGAACCAAAAGUUCAGACACUGAACUUGAAGAUCACCAAAUUACUUCCUGGUAAUGAAUAUAUUUUCAGAGUGAUUCCUGUUAACAAAUAUGGAGUUGGAGAGCCACUGGAAUCUGAGCCAAUGGUUGCCAGGAAUCCAUUUGUCACUCCCAACCCACCAACAAAUGUGGAAGUUUCCACAAUCACCAAAGACUCUAUGGUGGUGACCUGGGAGAGACCAACUAAUGAUGGUGGCAGCCCAAUCCAGGGAUACAUUGUUGAGAAACGUGACAAGGAUGGUGUGCGAUGGACUAGAUGCAACAAGCGCAAUAUUAGUGAGCUGCGCUUUAGAGUUACCGGGCUUCUUGAAAACCAUAGCUAUGAAUUCAGAGUUGCUGCUGAGAAUGCUGCAGGUGUUGGCAUGCCUAGUGCACCAACAGUGUACUACAAAGCACUGGAUCCUGUCUUCAAACCAGGCCCACCAAACAACCCCAAGGUGGUAGACACAUCUAGAUCCACUGUUUCUCUAACAUGGGGCAAACCCAUCUAUGAUGGUGGCUGCGAGGUUCAGUCUUACAUUGUAGAGGCAUGUAAUGGUGCAUCUGAUGAGUGGUUUAUGUGUACUCCACCAACUGGAAUCAUGGACACAAAAUAUACUGUGAAAAAACUUCUGGAAAAGCAUGAGUACCAAUUUAGAGUGUGUGCAAUCAACAAGGUUGGUGUUGGUGAGCAUGCUGAUGUUCCUGGAAAAAUUCUUUUGGAGGAGAAACUUGAAGCACCUGAUCUUGAUCUUGAUGUAGAUAUGAGAAAGAUGAUCAACAUCAGAGCAGCAAGUACGCUCAGAUUGUUUGUUCCUGUAAGGGGUCGUCCAGCUCCAGAGGUGAAAUGGGGCAAGGCUGAUGGUGAGAUUAAGGAGACUGCUCAGAUUGACAAUACAGGCAACUAUGCAUCACUUGUCAUUGAGAAUGUUGACAGAUUUGAUAGUGGCAAGUACACCCUGACUGCUGAGAAUGCUAGUGGAGUAAAAUCAGUCUUCAUAAGUGUCAGAGUGCUGGACUCCCCUAGUCCACCAACUAACUUCGUGGUGAAAGAGAUUACCAAGAAUUCUGUCACUCUCACAUGGGAGCCUCCACAUCUGGAUGGUGGCUCAAAGAUUAAGCACUAUAUUGUUGAAAAGCGUGAGAGCACCAGGAAAGUGUACUCUCCCAUCACGACAUGCAACAAGAUGUCAUGGAAAGUUGAACCUCUUCCAGAGGGUGGAAUCUUUUUCUUUAGAGUAUUGGCUGAGAAUGAAUAUGGUGUGGGUCUCCCUGCUAAAACUAUAGAACCAGUUAAGAUAUCUGAGAAACCUCAGCCACCUGGCAAGGUCAGUGUUGUUGAUGUUACUCACAGCACUGUAACUUUAACUUGGGAAAAGCCUCUGCAUGACGGUGGUAGUAGAAUCACCCACUAUGAAGUUGAACUAGCUCCCAAGGACAGUGAAGCUUGGUCUAUAUGUGCUAGUGUGAAAGCACUGGAAACAUUAGUGACAAACCUUCUCAAGGGAGAGGAGUACCAGUUCAGAGUUGUUGCUGUAAAUGACAAGGGCAAAAGUGACCCACGACAGUUGGCUCAUUCUGUUGUAGCAAAGGACCUUGUUAUUGAACCUGCUGUUAGACCCAAGGCAAGUUCUUACAGUGUCCAGGUGGGGUAUGACCUCAAGUUAGAGGUCCCGGUCGCUGGUCACCCUAAACCAAUUAUCACCUGGACCAAAGAUGGCGUAGCCCUUAAGCAGACUACCAGAGUCAAUGUCACCGACUCAGCACAAACUACCACUCUUACCAUAAAGGAUGCUACCAGAGAAGAUGGAGGUAUGUACACUAUCGGUGUCUCCAAUGACCUUGGUUCAAAGGAUGCCACUGUAGAGGUGAUCACCUUGGACAAACCAGGCCCACCCACAGGCCCUGUAAAGUUGGAGGAUAUCAGUGCUGAGAGCAUCACCCUCAGCUGGGAACCUCCUACAUACACAGGUGGUUGUCCAAUCUCAAACUAUGUGGUGGAGAAGAAAGACACAACCACAACAAACUGGUCGGUUGUGUCUGCCACUGUGGCUAGAACCACUCUAAAAGUCAGCAAUCUGAAGACAGGCACUGAGUACCAGUUCAGAAUCUAUGCUGAAAAUAGAUAUGGAAAGAGCUAUGCAAUUGAUUCACAGCCUGUUGUGGCACAGUAUCCAUUCCAGGAGCCAGGACCACCAGGAACACCAUUUGUUUCUUCAUACACUAAAGACUACAUGGUAGUUGAGUGGCAUAAACCCCCAAGUGAUGGUGGCAGUGCCAUCUUGGGCUACCAUUUGGAAAGAAAAGAAAGGAACAGUAUCCUCUGGACAAAGAUAAACAAAAUGCUCAUCCAAGAUUGUAGAUUCAAAUCUACUCCACUCGAGGAAGGCAUUGAGUAUGAGUAUAGAGUCUAUGCAGAGAAUAUUGUUGGCAUUGGUGAAUGUAGCAAAGUGUCUGAGGUUUAUGUUGCCCGUGAUCCAUGUGAUCCUCCUAGCCGUCCUGAGGCUGUGAUUGUGACCAGGCACUCAGUGAAACUCAAGUGGAACCCCCCGGCAUACGAUGGUGGGAGUUUAGUUACAGGUUAUCUAGUAGAGAAACGUGAUCUUCCUGAAGGAAAAUGGAUGAAGGCUAGCUUCACAAACAUCAUUGAACACGAAUUCACAGUUACUGGCCUCACAGAAGAUAGCAAAUAUGACUUCAGAGUAAUUGCAAAGAAUGCUGCAGGUGCCGUUAGCAAGCCCUCUGAGAGCACAGGAUCCAUAACUGCUAAGGAUGAAGUUGUACCACCUAAGAGUGAGACAGAUCCUAUGUACAACCAGACCAUUGUUAUAAAUGCAGGAGAGACAUUCAAUCUUGAGGCCAGUGUGGAAGGAAAGCCUAUUCCAACUGCUCAGUGGUUCAAGGGGAAUCUUGAAGUUGAAAACUCAGCAAGAGCGGAGAUCAGAAACACAGAUUUUAAAGCUUUGCUUGUUGUAAAGGAUGCUAUCAGAGUUGAUGGUGGACAGUAUACUCUGGUUCUCACAAAUGUGGCAGGAAGUAAGACUAUCCCCUUCAGUGUGAAGGUUCUGGACAGACCAGGGCCUUCAGAAGGACCUCUUACUAUCAGCAAUGUUACUGAGGAAAAAUGCUCACUGUCGUGGCUGCCACCCAGGCAUGACGGAGGCGCCAGCAUUUCUCACUACAUCAUUCAGAAAAGAGAAACUAGCCGCUUGGCAUGGACUGUGGUCUGCAGUGAUUGUAAAGCUACCAUGUUUAAAGUUACAAAACUACUGAAGGGAAAUGAGUACAUCUUCAGAGUCAUGGCUGUCAACAAAUAUGGCACAGGUGAGCCACUUGAAUCAGCACCAGUUAUCAUGAGAAAUCCAUUUGUUCCACCUGGAGCACCUCAGGAUCUUGAGAUCACAAAUAUCACCAGGGAUUCUAUGACUGUAUGUUGGAACCGUCCUGAGACAUCAGGAGGCAGUGACAUUGUUGGCUACAUUGUUGAGAAGAGAGACAGAGCAGGAGUGAGGUGGACCAAGUGCAACAAACGCAGAGUGACAGACUUGCGUUUCAGAGUAACAGGACUGACUGAGGACCAUGAAUACGAAUUCAGGAUAUCUGCUGAGAAUGCAGCUGGAGUGGGCCAGCCAAGUCCAUCGACAACCUAUCUUAAGGCAUGUGACCCCACCUUCGAGCCAGGCUGUCCCACCAAUGUCCAUGUGGUAGACACUACUAGAGACUCCAUUAGUCUGGCUUGGCACAGACCUAUCUAUGAUGGUGGCUGUGAGAUUCAAGGCUACGCUGUGGAAAUAACCAAGGCUGAUGAGGAGGAAUGGGCCAUAUGCACCCCACCUUGUGGAGUCAAUGCUACCAAGUUUACUAUCAAAAAGUUGAUUGAACACCAAGAAUACAAAGUCCGCAUUUGUGCCAUCAACAAGGUGGGUGUUGGUGAGCCCACUGAGAUUCAGGGAGUCGUCAAACCUAUGGAUAAAAUUGACCCUCCAGAAGUGAUUCUGGAUUCAGAGCUCAGGAAGGGAAUAGUUGUCCGUGCAGGAGGCUCGAUGAGAGUCUGCAUUCCAUUCAAAGGCCGUCCUACUCCUGAGAUAAACUGGGCCAAAGAGGAUGGAGAGUUACCCAGUAAAGUUCAGGUUGAGACUGGUGAAGAUUACACACAGCUCUCAAUUGAAAUCUGUGACAAAUAUGAUGCUGGAAAGUACGUGCUCAAUUUAGAAAACAGUGCUGGCACCAAAUCAGCUUUUGUUUCCGUUAAGGUGCUAGACACUCCAGGGGCUCCUUUAAACCUAACAGUAACAGACAUCAAGAGGGAAAGUGUGACUCUGACCUGGGAGCCUCCUCUUAUUGAUGGUGGUGCAAGAAUCAAGAAUUACCUUGUUGAAAAGAGGGAGUCCACAAGGAAGGUUUACUCUAAUGUGGACAACAAGUGCACAAAGACAAGCUAUCGUAUAACUGGCCUGACAGAGGGAACUAUAUAUUAUUUCAGAGUCUUAGCAGAGAAUGAGUUUGGUGUGGGACAGCCAGCUGAGACAGAAGAAUCAGUAAAAACAUCUGAGCCCCCCCUGCCUGUGGGUAAGGUCACAUUGACCGAAGUGACAAAAACAACUGCUUCACUCUCCUGGGAGAAGCCAGAUCAUGAUGGAGGUAGCAGAAUAAUUGGUUACUACAUUGAGAUGCAGCCUGUUGGCUCAGAGGAAUGGGUGGUAGCUGCCACAUGCAAAACUUGUGAAGGCACUGUCACAGGCCUCAGUGCAGGGCAUGAGUACCUAUUUCGAAUCUUAGCCUUCAAUGAGAAGGGCAAGAGUGACCCUAGACCUUUGGCUGCGCCAGUCACUGCUAAAGAUAUAACCAUUGAACCCAAAUUCAAGAUUCAAUUUAACACUUAUAGUUUACAGCACGGUGAGGAUUUGAAGAUUGAGAUUCCAGUGAUUGGACGACCUGUUCCCAAGGUUGAAUGGAAGAAGGAUGGACAAGCUCUUAAAGAGACAACAAGAAUUAAUGUUUCCAGCACAUUGUCAUGCACUAAGCUGUACAUCAAAGAUGCAAAUAAGGACGACUCUGGCAAAUACACUGUCACAGCCACCAGUAGCAUUGGAACAGCUACAGAGGAGAUUACUGUUAUUAUUCUUGAUAAGCCUGGGCCACCCACGGGCCCUGUAAAGAUAGAAGAGGUGAGCUCUAAUUAUGUCACUCUCUCUUGGGAGCCACCAGAGUAUACCGGAGGCUGUCCCAUCAAUAAUUACAUCGUGGAGAAGAGAGAUACUACCACCACAGCAUGGCAGAUUGUUUCUGCUACUAUUGCCAGGACAACCAUCAAAGUCACCAAGUUGAAGACUGGUGUUGAAUAUCAAUUCAGAGUGUCAGCUGAAAAUAGAUACGGGAAGAGUUCUGCAAUUGUCUCUCCUGCUGUUAUUGCUCAGUAUCCAUUUAGUGAGCCUGUGGCCCCAGGAACACCAGUCAUUUCUUCUGUAACCAAGGAUAGCAUGGUCGUUGAGUGGAAACCUCCUACCAACAAUGGGGGCAGUCCAAUUCUUGGCUAUCACCUUGAGAGAAAAGAAAAGAAUAGCCUCUUGUGGACUAAAUUAAACAAGCUUCUAAUCCCAGACACACGUUUCAGAACUACAGAACUUGAAGAAGGUAUUGAGUAUGAAUUCAGGGUUUAUGCUGAAAACAUUGCUGGUCUCAGCCCAGCUAGCAAGCUGUCUGAGAGCACAGUAGCAAGGGACCCUUGUGACUCACCAGGAACUCCUGAGCCUAUUGAAAUCACCAGAAACCAUGUGACACUCCAGUGGACCAAGCCCCAGUAUGAUGGAGGGAGUGCAAUUACUGGCUAUGUGAUUGAGAGAAGGAAGCACCCAGACACCCGCUGGAUGAAGGCCAGCUUCACUAACAUCAUUGAUACACAAUUUACACUUACUGGUCUGACUGAAGACUGUGUGUAUGAGUUCAGGGUCAUUGCCAGAAAUGGUGCUGGGAUUUUGAGCCAACCCUCUCAGAGCACAGGGGAAAUUACUGCCAAAGAUGAAAUUGAGGCUCCAGCAGCCACCAUGGAUUCGAAAUUCAAGGAUAUGACUAUUGUUCACGCAGGUGAGACAUUUGUCAUUGAUGCUGACUAUACUGGAAAACCUUUGCCUGAGGUCAUUUGGUUAAAGGAUGGAAAAGAGAUUGACAAAGCCACACCAAGAAUGGAAAUCAAGACUACCCUUACACGUACCAUCCUGACAGUCAAGGAUUGCAUCAGAGUGGAUGGUGGCCACUUUGUCCUCAAGCUUAUUAAUGUGGGAGGAGUCAAGAUGAUCCCAGUUAAUGUCAAAGUUCUGGAUAGACCUGGGCCUCCAGAUGGACCUCUAGAAGUCAAAGGGGUCACAGCUGAGAAAUGUUAUCUGCAUUGGAAUCAUCCCUCACAUGACGGAGGAGCUGGCAUCUCUCACUAUAUCAUUGAGAAGAGAGAGACUAGUCGUUUGUCAUGGACUAUGGUUGAGCCCAAGAUUCAGGCAAUCAGCCACAAAAUCACAAAACUAUUGCCUGGCAAUGAAUAUAUCUUUCGAGUUACUGCUGUAAAUAAAUAUGGUGUUGGCGAGCCUUUAGAAUCAGAAGCUGUUGUUGCUCGUAACCCUUUCACCACUCCCAGUGCCCCCUCAAACCUUGAGGUCGGUGCCAUCACUAGGGACUCCAUGGUGCUUUCCUGGGAGAGGCCCAAUGAUAAUGGAGGUGCAGAGAUUGAGGGAUAUGUCCUUGAAAAACGUGAUAAAGAUGGUAUCAGAUGGAGUAAAUGCAACAAGAAGAGGCUGAAUGACCUGCGAUUCAGAUGCACUGGUCUCACAGAGGGCCACUCAUAUGAAUUCAGGGUUUCGGCUGAAAAUGCUGCUGGUGUAGGAAAGCCUAGUGCACCAACUCCGUACAUCAAGGCCUGUGAUGCCACUUAUCCACCUGGACCCCCAAAUAAUCCAAAGGUCACUGACCAUUCAAGUACCACAGUUUCCCUUUCAUGGUCCAGGCCUAUAUAUGAUGGUGGUGCACAGAUCACUGGGUAUAUUAUUGAAAUGAAAGAGGCAACAGAUGAUGAAUGGAUCAUUAGCACACCACACACUGGCGUCCAAGCCACUAACUACACAGUAAAGAAACUUAAGGAGAAUGCGGAAUACAACUUCCGCAUAAGUGCUGUUAAUUGUGAGGGAGUAGGAGAACAUGUAGAUUUGCCUUGUUCUGUGAUUGCUGCAGAGAAGCUGGAGGCUCCUGAAAUUGAACUAGAUUGUGACCUAAGAAAGAUGGUCAACGUCCGUGCCUCUGCUACCUUGCGUCUGUUUGUGACAACCAGAGGGAAGCCUGAGCCUGAAGUCAGAUGGUCAAAGGCUGAUGGCACUCUAAAUGAACGUGCCCAGAUAGAAGUCACAAGCUCUUACACAAUGCUGGUGAUUGAGAAUGUUGACAGAUUUGACACUGGCAAAUAUGUGCUGACCCUUGAAAACCUCAGUGGCUCUAAAUCAGCCUUUAUCAACGUCAGAGUUCUGGAUUCUCCUAGUGCUCCUACUAACCUCGGAGUUAAGGAUGUUAAAAGAAAUUCUGUCUCUCUCUCCUGGGAGCCUCCUCUAAUUGAUGGUGGGGCUAAGAUAUCACAUUAUAUAGUGGAGAAGAGAGAACAGAAGAGAAUGGCUUUCACCAGUGUUUGCACUAACUGCGUCAGAAACUCCUACAUUAUUUCAGACCUGCAGGAAGGAGGCCGAUACUAUUUCCGUGUGUUAGCUGUGAAUGAACUCGGAGUAGGUCUGCCUGCAUCCACAGAUCAAGUUAAGGUGUCUGAGCCUCCUCUGCCUCCUGGUAAGAUUGUGGUUGUUGACAUUACUCGUCAUGCUGUUACACUCUCUUGGGAGAAACCUGAUCAUGAUGGAGGCAGUAAGAUUACAAACUAUAUUGUGGAGAUGCAGCCCAAGGGAGAUGACAAAUGGACGGUGUGCAGUGAAGUCAAAGCACUUGAAGCUACCAUUGAUGGACUCACAACUGGAGAGGAAUACUCCUUCAGGGUAACUGCUGUGAAUGAUAAGGGUAGAAGCGAUGCUAAGCCUCUGGCUACUCCUGUGGUGGUAAGGGACAUCACGAUGGAGCCCAUCAUCAACCUGUUAUUCACCACAUACAGUGUAAAAGCAGGAGAUGAUUUGAAGAUUGACGUUCCCUUCAAAAGCAGACCACAGCCUGAGGUGUGCUGGAAGAAGGAUGGCCAAGUGCUUAAGCAGACAACCAGGGUAAAUGUUCUCAAUUCAAAAACCUCAUCUAAGAUUGUCAUCAAGGAUGCCACGAAGGAGGAUGUAGGGAAGUAUGUGAUUACCCUGACUAACUCAGUUGGUACCAAGUCAGCUGAAAUCUCUGUUAUAAUCCUGGAUAAACCUGGACCACCUAGUAACAUUAAGGUUGAUGAGGUGAGCGCUGACUUUAUUUCUCUGUCUUGGGAUCCUCCAACCUAUGAUGGUGGUUGUCAGAUUAACAACUAUGUAGUUGAGAAGAGAGACACUACUACUACAACAUGGCAAAUCGUGUCAGCCACAGUGGCCAGAACAUCAAUAAAGGUUUCUCGACUUACUCAGGGGACAGAGUACCAGUUCCGCAUUGCAGCUGAGAACCGUUAUGGGAAGAGUCCUGCCAUAGAUUCUGCUCCUGUUGUUGCUCAGUAUCCAUUUGAGCCUCCUGGCCCUCCAACCCAACUUCAUGUUGUCCAUGCCACCAAAACUGGGAUGCUCGUGGUAUGGGGCAGACCUGCAAGUGAUGGUGGAAGUCCUGUUAUUGGUUAUCACAUUGAAAGCAAAGACCAAAGCAGCAUCUUGUGGACCAAGGUCAACAGAGGUCUGGUGACUGAGAACCAGUUUAAGAUGACAGGAAUGGAAGAAGGUCUGUUGUAUCAGUUCAGAGUGUAUGCUGAGAAUAUUGCUGGAAUUGGUCCAUGCACUAGGGCAAGUGACCCUGUGGCAGCCAGGGAUCCAUGUGAAUCUCCACAUAACCUUAGAGUCACAAACAUCACUAGAAAUUCAGUUUCUCUUUUUUGGGAAAGACCUGAAUAUGAUGGCAGUGCAAAAAUUACUGGCUACAUUGUUGAGCGUCAAGAGCUUCCCAAUGGUCGCUGGCUGAAAUGCAACUUCACCAAUGUUCAAGACACUUACUUCGAUGUCACUGGUCUCACAGAAGAUGUCCGAUAUGAUUUCCGUGUUAUUGCUAAAAAUUCUGCAGAGCAAUUGAGUGCUCCUUCAGAAAGCACUGGACCCGUCACUGUCAAAGAUGAUGUAGAUCCUCCCACCAUUAUACUGGAAGAUAAAUUCAGACAGUUGGUUGUCAUUAAGGCUGGAGAAAUCAUUAGAAUUGAUGCCGAAAUUACUGGGCGUCCACUCCCAGUUGUUUCAUGGUCUAAGGAUGGUAAGGAGAUUGAGGCCAAGGCUAGAUGUGAAAUCACAUCCACUAACUUCACAACCACGCUCAUUGUCAAAGAUGCUAUCAGAAGGGACUCUGGACAGUAUGUUCUAACUCUGCACAAUGUAGCUGGAACCAGAUCUGUGGCUAUCAACUGUAAGGUUCUGGACAGACCUGGACCUGCAUCAGGACCUUUAACAGUUUCUGGUCUCACAGCAGAGAAAUGCACCCUGUCAUGGGGACCACCUCAGGAAAAUGGUGGUGCUGAAAUUAUGCACUACAUUGUUGAGAAACGUGAGACCAGUCGUCUUGCCUGGACUCUUGUCUAUGGUGACAUGAAGGCAACUACCUGCAAAGUGACUAAACUGCUCAAAGGAAAUGAGUACAUCUUCCGAGUUAGGGGAGUCAACAAAUAUGGAGAUGGUGAAAGCCUGGAGAGUGAGCCAACAAAGGCCACUGAUCCAUUCACUGUCCCUUCAGCUCCCACUAAUGUCCAGGUCACCUCUGUUACAAGUGAGGCAAUGACCAUUUGCUGGGAAAGACCUGUUUCUGAUGGUGGCAGCAGUAUUGCUGGCUAUGUAAUUGAGAAGCGAGAGAAGACUGGCCUCCGCUGGUGCCGUGUCAACAAGAAACCUGUUUAUGACCUUAGAGUGAAAGCUUCACACCUUCGCGAGGGCUGUGAGUACGAAUACAGAGUUUUUGCAGAGAAUACUGCUGGCCUCAGUGCUCCUAGCACUCCUUGCCCACUCACCAGGGCAGAAGACCCACAGUUUUUACCCUCACCUCCAGCUAAGCCUAGGAUAAUUGACUCCACAAAGACUACAGUCACCCUGUCAUGGAAUAAGCCACUUUUUGAUGGUGGAGCACCUGUGACUGGUUACAGAGUAGAAUACAGGAAGACAUUAGAUGAUGAAUGGAUUGUUGGAGUACAGAACACCAAAAACACAGAAUUUACAGUGGUGGGAUUAUCACCUGGAACUGAAUAUGUGUUUGUUGUCAAAUCCAUUAACAAGAUUGGAGUGAGUGAGCCCAGUCCUGAGUCAGACAAACAAGUUGCCAAAGAAAGAGAGGAGGAGCCAACCUUUGAUGUUAGCAAUGAAAUGAGAAAGACUCUUAUUGUAAAGGAUGGAAGCUCUUUCACAAUGAAAGUUCCUUUCAAAGGCAAACCCAUCCCUAGUGUUACUUGGGCUAAGCCUGAUGUAGACCUUAGAGUUCGCGCUGUAAUUGACACCACAGAUACCUUUACUUCCAUCACCUUAGAAAAAGCAACUCGGAAUGACUCUGGAAAAUACACUGUCACUCUAUCCAAUGUAGCUGGUACCUCCUCCUUGACGCUCAUUGUCCGUGUUUUGGACUCACCUGGGCCUCCUAGUCAUAUAGAGGUCAAGGAAGUCACAAAGACCUCUGCUACUAUAACCUGGGAUACUCCUGAGAUUGAGGGAGGAGGACCAGUCAAGAAUUACCUUAUUGAUUACCGUGAGGCUAGCAAGAAAGGCUGGACUAGAUUGACUGACACAUGCCACAGACUGACAUACAAGGUGGCAGACCUGCAGGAGGGAGAAGUCUACUACUUCAGAGUGACAGGCGAGAAUGAAUAUGGUAUUGGUGUUCCUGCUGAGACCAAAGAGGGGACCAAGAUCACAGAAAAACCAAGUCCACCACCAAAACUGGGUGUAACGGAUGUGACCAAGGAAAGUGUGUCCUUGGCUUGGGCCAAGCCAGAACAUGAUGGAGGCAGCAGAAUUACUAGCUACCUGGUAGAAGCACUGGAGAAUGGACAAGAGAAGUGGGUUAAAUGUGGUACAACAAAGUCCAUCCACUUCACAGUGUCUGGUCUGAGGGAGAAUGCGGAGUACUUCUUCAGAAUCAGAGCUGAGAACUAUGCUGGAUUCAGUGAUGCUAAGGAAAUGAUUACUCCUGUAGUGGUCAAAGACCAGCUUGAAUCUCCUGAGAUCAACAUGAAGGACUUCCCCCACAAUACAGUAUAUGUUAGAGCUGGAUCUACCCUAAAAUGUGAGAUUCCAUUGACAGGCCGGCCUUUACCUAAAGUGACUCUGUCCAAGGAUAAUGUGCUGCUCAAAUCAACAAUGAGGUUUAACUCAGAAGUCACUCCUGACAGCAUCAAGAUUAGUGUGCGUGAGAGCAUUGCAGGAGACUCAGGCCGCUAUGAUAUUAUUGCCUCCAACUCCAGUGGAACCACCAAGUCCUUUGUAAAUAUUGUGGUUCUUGACCGCCCCAGUGUCCCACUUGGACCAGUGGAGCUGUAUGAUGUCACAGAAGACAGUGUAAGCUUAAAGUGGCUCCCACCAGCAUAUGAUGGUGGCAGUCCCAUCACCAACUACAUCAUCCAGAAGCGAGAGACAACUACAGCCAACUGGAUGGACGUGUCUUCAGCUGUGGCCCGUUGCACCAUGAAAAUUAUGAAGCUGACCACUGGCCUGGAGUACCAAUUCAGAAUUAGGGCAGAGAACAGAUAUGGAAUCAGUGAACAUAUUGACUCCCCAGCUGUCGCUGUCAGUCUUCCUUACACUAUACCAGAUGUGCCAUCAACUCCAGAAAUUACUGCUGUAACCAGGGAAAGCAUUACCGUUGCAUGGAAGGAGCCAAAGUCAGAUGGAGGCAGCCAUGUGUUUGGUUACCAUCUCCAAAUGAAAGACAAAAACAGCAUCCUUUGGCAGCGAGUCAACAAAACAGUGAUCCGUGCUACACACUUUAAAGUCACCAACAUAAAUGCUGGACUUAUUUAUGAGUUCAAGGUAGCAGCAGAAAACUCUGCUGGAAUUAGUGCCUUCAGCAAGAUUUCUGAUGCUGUAUUGGCUAUUGAUGCCUGCGAGCCACCCCUAUACUUGCGUAUAACUGACAUCACUAAGAACUCCAUUAGUCUGGCCUGGCAGAAGCCUGACUAUGAUGGUGGAUCCCCAAUAACUGGUUACAUCAUUGAGAAGAGAGAGGGUGUUAGCCCCAAAUGGUCUAAAGCUAACCUCACCAAUAUCACAGACACCCGCUUCAUUGUUACUGGCCUCACCCAGGAUGAAACAUAUGAGUUCCGAGUCAUGGCAAAGAAUGCAGUUGGUUCAGUGAGCAAUCCGUCUAUCACUGUGGGGCCAGCCACAUGUGUGGACACUUAUGGUGCCCCAGAGAUUGAAAUACCUCAGGAGUAUCUUAAUGAGGUCAAGCACAAGGCUGGCUCUAAUGUGGAACUCAAAUUUAAUAUAAGAGCCAAACCUGCUCCCAGUAUUGAGUGGUUUAAAGAUGGCAGAGAGCUUAAGCCUACUUCUCAGCUCUCUUUUAAACACACUUUCGAGUCCACAAGUGUGUUCGUGAAGGAAACAACUCGUCUUAACUCUGGAACCUAUGAAGUCAAGGUGAAGAACUCCCUCGGAUCUUCAUGUGCCAUUGUCAGGCUGCUCAUUCAAGAUAAGCCAGGCCCACCUGCUGGAGAGAUUCAGUUUAAGAAGGUGACAGCUGACAACAUCACCAUCAUGUGGUCACCACCUGCUGAUGAAGGUGGUGCCAUGGUGACACAUUACAUUGUAGAAAAGCGGGAGACCAGCAGGGUAAUGUGGUCGAUUGUCUCAGAGAAACUGGUUGACUGCAUUGUGAAUGUGCCCAGACUCAUAAUGGGCAAUGAGUACAUCUUUAGAGUCCGUGGAGUCAACAAGUAUGGCAUUGGAGAGCCACUGGAGUCUGAGCCCAUUAUUGCCAAGAAUGCAUUUGUACCUCCCAGCGAGCCAUCUAAGCCUAAAGUUACUAUGAUCACUAAGUCUACCAUGACAGUGACCUGGGAAAGACCAGCGUUGGACGGAGGCAGUGAUAUUGAUGGCUACUAUCUAGAGAAAAGGGAGAAGAGGAGUCUGCAAUGGUUCAAGGUGGUGAAGGGCACUAUCAGAGACACCAGGCAGAAAGUGGCUAACCUGGUGGAGAACAAUGAGUACCAGUACAGAGUGUGUGCUGUCAACAAGGCUGGAGCAGGGAACUACUCUGAACCUUCUGAGCUCUAUAAAGCCUAUGACCCAAUAGAUCUACCAGGUGAACCCACUAAGCUGCGUGUGGUUGACUCUACAAAGACAUCUAUCACACUUGGAUGGGAGAAGCCCGUCUAUGAUGGUGGCAGCGAAAUUACACACUAUAUUUUAGAGCAGAUGAAUACAGAGGACAAAGAAUGGGUGAUUACCAACCCACAAGUCAAGACAUGUGAGUAUGUCGUGUCCCACCUCAAACCUGGCAUCUACUACUUCUUCAGAGUAUCUGCUGUCAACUGUAAAGGCAAAGGAGAAGACAUCAAAAUGUACCAGCCUGUGCAAGCCAAAGAUAUUUUAGAGGAGGCUGAUCUGGACUUGGAUGUUGCUAUGACAACUCAAUACACAGCAAAGGCUGGCCGUGAUGUGGAAGUCUUUAUCCCCCUGAAGGGUCGUCCUACACCAAAUGUCACCUGGCGCCGUGGUGACCGUAACAUGGCUGGUGAUAACCGCUACACAGUCACAAGCACUGAAAGAGCUACCACACUCCUCAUCCCCAAGGUCACCCGUGAUGACUGUGGAAAGUAUGUGCUGGAAAUUGAGAAUGGUGUUGGAGAACCUAAGAUAGUUACUGUUUCCCUCAAGGUUCUGGACAGUCCAUCCACCUGCCAGAAACUGAUGAUAAAGAAUGUCACAAGAGGAAAGCUGACACUAAGCUGGGAGCCUCCGCUCAUAGAUGGUGGCUCCCCUGUGACUAAUUACAUUGUCGAAAAGAAGGCCUCCACUAUGAAAGCUUAUCAAGUGAUUACUGAUGAGUGUUUAAAUACAAGUUACAAGGUGUCAGGGCUGGAGGAAGAUAUAGCUUACUUCUUCCGUGUGUCUGCUCAAAAUGAGUUUGGUGUGGGUGACCCUUGUGAAACCACUGAUGCUGUCCGAGCAACUGAAACUCCAGGAGCUGUUAAAGACCUAAUAAUGGUGGACUCCACAAAGAACUCUGUCACCCUUCAGUGGAGCAGACCUGACCACGAUGGUGGCAGCCACAUCACUGACUACAUCAUUGAGAAGAGAGCCCAGGAUGAAGUCAAAUGGACUUUAGCUGCUAAAUGCAAGCGGUGCAGCUGUGAAGUGACGGGACUCAAGGAAAAUGCUAUCCUGGAUUUCAGAGUGUUUGCAAAGAAUGAGAAAGGCAACAGUGACUUCUCCCAAAUUGGUCCGAUCACAGUGAUGGACCUCAUCAUUCCACCUGAAGCCAAACUGAAUGAUUAUCCCAAUGGAGAGCUUGCUGUUCGUAUAGGUCAAAACAUCCAUAUUGAGUUACCAUUCAAGGGAAAACCAAGACCUACAAUCAGCUGGCUAAAGGAUAAUUUCCCACUAAAGGAAAGUGAGAAGAUUCGCUUUAGGACCACUGACAACAAGACUUCAGUUACAGUCAGAGGGGUUAAGAAAGAACAUGCUGGACAAUACACCUUGGUUCUGGAUAACAGAGUCAUUAAGAACUACUUUGACAUCAAUGUGAUCACUCUGGGACCCCCUUCAGUCCCUACUGGCCCCAUCCGUUUUGACGAGAUAAAAGCUCAGAGUAUUAUUAUCUCCUGGGAUGAGCCGAAGGAAGAUGGAGGUGGCGAGAUCACCUGCUACAGUGUGGAGAAACGUGAAACCUCCCAGGCCAACUGGAAGAUGGUCUGCUCCAGUGUUGUCAGGACUACCUUUAAGAUUCCUAACCUGGUCAAAGGAACUCAGUACCAGUUCAGAGUCCGUGCAGAAAAUAAGUAUGGGGUCAGUGAGCCACUCAUCUCUUCAGAUGUUGUUGCCCAGCACCAGUACAAACCUCCAGGUCCUCCAGGAAAACCAGUUGCCUACAACAUCACCAGUGAUGGUAUGUCAAUAAAGUGGGAUGCCCCAGAUUUUGACGGGGGUUCCCCAGUCUUAGGUUAUCAUGUCGAGAAGAAGGACAGGAACAGCCUCUUAUGGCAGAAAGUGAAUUCCACAACCAUCUCUAACAGAGAGUACAGGAUAAUUGGUCUUGUGGAGGGUCUGGAGUACUCCUUUAGAGUCUAUGCAGAGAACAAUGCCGGACUCAGCCCUUGCAGUGAGCAGAGCAAACAUGCACUCGCUAUCUCCCCUGUUGAUCCACCCGGUACCCCAGUCUGCAUUGAUGUAACCAGAGACUCAGUCACCCUCCAAUGGGACAUUCCCAAGAGGGAUGGUGGAAGCAAAAUUGUAGCCUAUAGUGUGGAGAGGCGUCAAGGCAGAGGCAAAUGGCUACGGUGCAACUUCACUGAUAUCAGUGAGACCCAGUUCACUGUAACUGGUCUCUCACCUGGAGAAAGAAUUGAGUUCAGAGUGAUUGCCAGGAAUGCUGUUGGCACAGUCAGCCCACCAUCCAACUCCUCUGGAUACAUAAUGACCAAGGAUGAGAGCAUUGCUCCUGAGAUUGAGUGGUCUCCAGACCAGGUGCUCACCCUGAGGGCUGGAGAUAACGUCAGUCUCAGCUGCAAAAUCACCGGACGUCCAGUCCCACAGGUUCUUUGGUACAAGGAGGGUAAAGAGAUCGACAAGAGGACUAUGAUUGACAUUGAGAUUACUACUGGCAUUGGCACCAGUAGUCUGUUUAUUCGCGAUUCUAACAGGAACCACCGUGGAAUUUACACUGUAGAGGCCAAAAAUAGCUCUGGAACCAGGAAAGCUGACAUUAACGUUAGAGUCCAAGAUACCCCUGGACCCGUCGAGGGCCCAAUCCGUUUCACAGGCAUCACAGCUGAGAAGUGCACUGUGUGGUGGAGCCCACCAGAGAACGAUGGCUGUGCUGCCAUUUCUCACUAUGUGGUGGAGAAAAGGGAGACAUCCAGGAUCACUUGGGCCUUGGUCACCUCCAAGUGUGAAGCUUGCUCUUAUAAUGCCACCAACCUCAUCAAAGGCAAUGAGUACCAGUUCAGAAUCUCUGCUGUCAACAAGUUUGGUGUCGGAAAACCACUGGACUCUGAUCCUAUAAUUGCGAAGAUGCAAUACACUGUUCCUGAUGCCCCUGGUACACCAGAUGCCACCCAUGUUACUGGAGACAGCAUAACGCUGUGUUGGACCAGGCCACGGUCAGACGGAGGCAAUGAGAUUAAAUGCUACAUCCUAGAGAGGAGAGAGAAGAAGAGCUUGCGCUGGCUUAAGGUCUCCUCCAAGAGGCCCAUUACAGAGUUAAGGCACCGUGUGACCAAACUUACUGAGGGCAAUGAGUAUGAGUUCCGUGUUAUGGCUGAAAAUGGAGCUGGUGUUGGACCAGCCAGCAGCACCUCCAGGCUCUUCAGAUGCAGAGAACCAACAAGCGCUCCCAGUGCUCCCACUGUAAUCAAGGUCAUUGACUCCACUAAGUCCUCUGUCACCCUGGAAUGGACCAAGCCAGUCUUUGAUGGUGGCAUGGAAAUAAUUGGCUACAAUAUAGAUAUGUGUAAGGCCAGUCUGGAGGAGUGGCACAGAGUCAACAGACAGAUUUGUAUUCACACCAGGUAUACUGUCACAGGUCUAGUACCUGGAGAACUCUACAAGUUCAGAGUCAGUGCUGUAAAUGGAUCAGGAGAGGGCGAAGCAUCAGUGAUGCCAAACCCUGUUCAGUCUUUGGACAGACUUACAUCUCCUGAAAUUGAUCUUGGUCCUGACUUCAAGCAAACUCAUAUUGUGAAGAAUGGAGGCACUAUAACCCUACAUAUUGCUUUCCGAGGAAAGCCAGCUCCUCUAGCUACGUGGUCUAAAUUAGACAGUGAGCUUCCGAUAAUGGCUGAUAUCAACACCACAGAUUCAUUUUCCACUCUGACCAUAGAGAACUGCACCAGGUAUGAGGCAGGCAAAUACACCCUGUCCCUGGAGAACAACAGUGGGCGCAAAUCCAUCACAUUCACUGUUAAAGUACUGGAUACUCCUGGACCUCCAGGAGCCAUAACCUUCAAAGAUAUUACUCGCGGAGCCUUGACAGUGAUGUGGGACGCUCCUGCCACUGACGGUGGAUCCCGAAUCCACCACUACAUUGUGGAUAAGCGUGAAGCAAGCCGCCUUGCCUGGCAAGAAGUCAGCACCAAGUGCUCACGGCAGAUGAUCAGAGUAACUGGUCUGGAAAUUGGUGUACCGUAUUUGUUCAGAGUGAUUGCUGUUAACCAUUAUGGCCAGGGAGAACCAAAAGAGAUGACUGAGCCUAUAAUUGCCACAGAAGAACCUGCGCCACCCAAGAGAUUGGAUGUUGUUGACACAACCAAUUCCACAGCCUCACUGGUAUGGCUAAAACCCGAGCAUGAUGGAGGCAGCCGCAUUAGAGGCUAUAUUGUUGAAUUCAGGGCUAAGGGCACUGACCACUGGGUUGUUAGUGGAGAGACUAAGUCUCAGAAGAUGUUGGUAGAGGGUCUGAUUGAGAACACAGAAUAUGACUUUAGAGUGAAAGCCAAGAAUGAUGCUGGAAUUAGCGAACCUCAGGGCACCUUUAGCUCUGUGGUCAUAAAGGAGCCUUGCAUAGAACCAACUGCUGAUCUCAGCAGCAUCACCAACCAGCUCAUCACUUGCAAGACUUCCAACACCUUCACAAUUGAUGUCCCUAUCAGUGGCAGACCUGCACCUAAAGUUACCUGGAAACUGGAAGAGAUGAAGCUGAAGGAGACUGACAGAGUCUCCAUUAAGACCUCAAAGGAAAGAACCAUUUUGGUAGUGAAAGACAGCAAGAGAAGCGACAGCGGCAAGUACUACCUGACACUGGAGAAUGCUGCUGGUGUGAAGACAUUCACAGUGACUGUGGUCAUAGUUGGCAGACCAAGUCCACCCACAGGACCAGUAGAAAUUUCUGGAAUCUCUUCAGAGUCCUGCACCCUUUCUUGGUCUGAGCCAGCUGAUGAUGGUGGUACUGACAUCAGCAACUACAUUGUAGAAAAACGGGAAUCUGGCUCUGCUUCUUGGCAAGUGGUGAACUCCAGUGUGAAGAGAACCACCAUCAAAGUCACACAUCUCACCAAAUACAUGGAGUACACAUUUAGAGUCUGUGCUGAGAACAAGUUUGGAGUCAGCAAGUCCGUUGAGUCUGCCCCUGUUGUCAUUGAGCAUCCAUUUGUUCCACCAAGUCCUCCAACUCGCCCAGAUGUGAUAUCUAUAUCUGCCAAUGCCAUUAGCAUCAAAUGGGAUGUUCCAUAUGCUGAUGGUGGCAGCAAGGUGACAGGCUACUGGAUUGAGAAAAAGGAGAGGAACACGAUCCUGUGGGUGAGGGAGAACAAGCUACCCUGCCUGGAUUGCCAAUACAAGGUCUCGAACCUGAUUGAGGGGCUAGAGUAUCAGUUCAGGGUGUAUGCCAUGAACCUUGCUGGGCUCAGCAAAGCCAGCGAAGCCUCCAGACCUGUAGUGGCACUCAAUCCUGUUGAUCCUCCUGGCAAACCCGAGGUGACAGACAUCACCCGCUCUUCUGUGUCAUUGUGCUGGACGGUGCCCUUCAAUGAUGGUGGCAGUAAGAUCAUUGGUUAUGUGGUGGAGAGAAAAGUCUACAGCACAGAUGAGUGGGAUGACAACCGCUGGCUCAAGUGCAACUAUACCACAAUCACAGAGAACUACUUCACCAUCACAAACCUAGGUGAAGGAGAGACCUAUGAAUACCGUGUCGUUGCCAAGAAUGCUGCAGGUGUUCAAAGUGUCCCUUCAGAGACCACUGGACCAGUCACAUGCAAGGAUGAAUAUUCUCCUCCCAAAGCUGAACUUGACAGCAAACUGAUAGGUGAGACUGUCACUGUUACUGCUGGUUCUGACCUUGUCUUGGACGGUGCUGUGGGUGGUAAACCAGAGCCUACAGUGUACUGGUCAAAGGGUGACAAGAUUUUAGAACUUGGAGAAAAAUAUUCACUGACCUACACUGCCACUAGAGCCAUGGCUGUCAUCAAGAGCUGUGACAGAUACGACACAGGUAGAUACAUUCUAACUGUCAAGAAUGCCAGUGGAAUUAAGACGGCAGCUGUCAGCGUUAAAGUUCUAGACACUCCUGGAGCUCCAGCUGAUAGGAUUGUAAUCAGCAGAGUCACAGAGGAAAAAUGUACAGUGUCUUGGAAGAUACCUCUGGAGGAUGGUGGAGACUCUGUCACCCAUUACAUUGUGGAACGUCGUGAGACCAGCCGCCUCAACUGGGUCAUCAUGGAGACUGAGUGCAAGACCCUGUCAUGUGUCAGCACUAGGUUGAUCAAGAACAAUGAGUACAUCUUUAGGGUUAGAGGUGUCAAUAAGUAUGGGGCUGGAGUUCCUUUGGAAUCUGAUCCCAUCAUCGCCAGAAACGCUUACACAAUCCCCUCCCAGCCAGGCACACCAGAGGUGACUGCAGUGGGUAAGGAGCACGUUAUCAUCGAGUGGCUGAAGCCUGAGAGUGAUGGAGGAAGCGAGCUCAAAAACUACAUCGUUGAAAAACGAGAGAAGAACAGUAGCAGGUGGACUCGAGUGAAUAAGACCUACACCAUCUAUGACACCCGCCUGAAGAUCACAGGCCUACUGGAGGGAAGCGAGUACCAGUUCAGAGUUACAGCAGUCAACUCUGCUGGAUACAGCCAGCCAAGUGACACCUCAGUAUACAUCCUCUGUAAAGACCCCACAUACACCCCAGCUCCUCCAUCAGUGCCUCGCAUCACAGACACAACGAAACACAGCAUCACCAUGACUUGGACCAGGCCCAUGUAUGAUGGUGGAUCAGAUGUCACCGGCUACAUUGUGGAGAUCCUAGAGGAGGGUUCUGAGCAGUGGUACCGUGCCACUGCCAAAGCCCUCAAGACUAAUGAGUAUGUGGCUGCUGGUUUGGCUGCCAAUAAGAAGUACAGAUUCAGGGUUGCUGCCAUUAACAGCAAUGGGACUGGAGAGUUCAGUGAACCAAGUGCUGAAAUUGAACCACUUGAGAAAAUUGAAAUACCCGAUUUGGAGCUGGCUGAUGACAUAAAGAAAACAGUGUGCCUCCGCGCUGGAGGUACUCUGCGCCUAUUUGUGUCUGUCACUGGUCGUCCGACGCCAGUAGUGGCCUGGAGGAAGACGGGGGUGGAACUACAGAGCCGUGGUUAUAUUGAGACUACUGACAAGUACACAUCACUGGUAGUAGAGAAGGUUGAUCGCUAUGACUCUGGAAAAUACAUUGUAGAGGCAGAGAACCCAUCUGGAAAAAAGACUGCCAUCAUCCUUGUUAAAGUCUAUGACACUCCUGGUCCUCCAUGUUCAGUGAAAGUGAAGGACUACACCAAGGAAUCUGUUGUGAUCACCUGGGAUGUCCCAAGCAUUGAUGGUGGUGCUCAUGUCAGCAACUAUAUUAUAGAGAAGCGUGAGGCCAACAUGAAGUCCUAUAAGACUGUUACCACUGAGUGUAGGAAAACACUGUACAGAAUCAGUGGACUGGAGGAGGGUGUGUACUACUUUUUCAGAGUCCUGCCAGAGAAUAUCUAUGGUGUCGGUGAGCCCUGUGAGACAGCGGAGGCUGUGCUGGUGUGUGAAGUGCCCUCAGUGCCUGUGAAGCUUGAGAUUGUUGAUGUUUCCAAAUCUUCUGUCACCCUGCACUGGGAGAAGCCUUUGCAUGAUGGUGGCAGCAGAUUGACAGGCUACAUUAUUGAGGCCUGCAAAGUAGGCUCCGACAGAUGGAGUGCUGUGGCGACAGUUAAGGCCUCAGUAUCCCAGCACACCAUCCAGUCUCUGACAGAAAAUGACCAGUAUCUGUUCAGAAUCCGCGCCACGAACAGCAGGGGAGCCAGUGAAUCCACUGACAUUGUCACUCCAGUGAUCAUCCAAGAGAUCAAGGUUAUGCCCAAGAUUGACAUGACAAGUAUCCCUCAGAAGAUAGUUCAUGUGAAUCGCGGCAAACCCAUUGACCUCAACAUCCCAAUAAGGGGCAGACCACAGCCAGUCUGCUCGUGGUACUUUGGUGGUGUGAAGCUGAAGGACACCCUGGACCGCAUCAAGAUUGACAGCACCAGCAAAUAUACCCAUCUCGUCAUCCGUGAGACGACCAUCUCUGACACAGGAGACUACACACUAGAGGUGAAGAAUACCAUAGGCAUGGCAACUGAAAUUAUCAAGGUUAUCAUCCUGGACAAACCGAGUAUUCCUAUGGGUCCAGUAAAGAUCGAGGAAGUCGACGGUGUUUCAGUGACAGUUAGUUGGCAACCUCCAGAGAAUGAUGGUGGUGCCAAUGUCAGCGGAUAUGUCGUUGAGCAGCGUGAUGCCCACCGGCCUGGCUGGACCACCAUCUCCGAGUCUGUGACAAGGCCUUGCUUUAAAUUCACUAGGCUCUCUGAAGGAACUGAGUACGUGUUCCGUGUUGCAGCCAUGAAUCGUUUUGGCAUUGGUGGCUUCCUGCAGUCUGAUGUGGUGGAAUGCAAGAGCGCCAAGACCAUCCCUGGACCCCCAAGCAGGCCAGAAGUGCUUGAUGUCACCCAUGAGGGCAUGACCCUGACCUGGAAACCACCUGAGGACAAUGGUGGCUCCACUAUUGCGGGCUAUAUCAUAGAACGGAAAGAGGCCCAUUCUGACAGGUGGUUGAGGAUCAACAAAAACCCUGUUACUAUGACCAGGUACCGUUCCUCCGGACUGAUUGAGGGCCUGGAGUAUGAACACCGUAUCACAGCCAUUAACUCUAGAGGGGCUGGGAAACCCAGCGAGAGUUCUGUCAUUACCAUCGCUUUAGACCCCAUUGAACCUCCAGGUCCUCCAGUUCAGGCCAGAGUCACAGACACUACCAGGACUUCUGUUUCUCUAGCUUGGCUUCCACCAGAAGAGGAGGGUGGUUCUGUCAUUACUGGCUACUUUAUUGAAAUGCAGAAGGUAGACCAGCUGGAAUGGACACUGUGUAACACAACUCCCACGAAGAUGUGCGAGUACAUCAUCACCCACAUGCCACAGGGGGCUGAAUACAAAUUUAGGAUCAUCGCCUGCAAUGCUGGUGGUUGUGGAGAAGCUGCUGAGAUUCCUGGAGUGGUUAAAGUCCAGGAGAUGCUUGAUUAUCCUGACUAUGAGCUGGAUCCUAAAUAUGAAGAGGGCUAUGUGGUCAGACAAGGUGGUGUCAUCCACCUGUCUGUACCCAUUAAGGGUAAACCCAUCCCUACAUGCAAGUGGACCAAGGAUGGUCGUGACAUCUCCCAUCGGGCCAUGAUUGCUACGCAUGAUGACAUCACUGAGCUGGUCAUCAAAGAGGCGCAUAAAGAUGACACUGGUACCUACGACUUGGUGCUGGAAAACAAAUGUGGCAGGAAGGCUGUUUAUAUCAAGGUGAAAGUGAUUGGUCGCCCAGAUGUCCCAGAAGGGCCUCUGGAAUUUGACGACAUUCAGGCCCGAUCAGUAAGAGUCAGUUGGAGGCCACCAUCAGAUGACGGUGGAGCAGACAUCCUGGGAUACAUAGUGGAAAGGCGGGAGGUACCCAAGGCUGCCUGGUAUACAGUGGAUGCUCGAGUAAUUGGGAACUCUCUAGUGGUGAAGGGCCUAAAGGAGAAUGUGGAGUACCACUUCAGGGUUGCUGCUGAGAAUCAGUUUGGUGUCAGCAGAGCUUUAAAAUCUGAAGAGUCUGUCACACCAAAGACUCCACUUUGCCCACCUGAACCUCCCAGCAACCCACCAGAGAUCAUGGAUGUUACCAAGUCCACAGUUUCUCUCUCCUGGGCCAGGCCCCGCGACGAUGGAGGCUCUCGUGUCACUGGAUAUUAUGUUGAGAGAAGGGAGGUUUCAACAGAGAAGUGGGUCCGCCACAAUAAGACCCACAUCACCACCACCAUGUUCAAUGCCACUGGUCUCAUCCCUGAUGCAGAGUACAUGUUCAGAGUUGUCGCACAAAAUGACAUUGGACAGAGCGAACCUGGUCCUGCUUCUGAAUCUGUAGUCUGCAAAGAUCCAUUUGACAAACCUAGCCAACCAGGAGAGAUUGACAUUGUCUCUGUCACUAAAGACUGUAUCACCAUCCACUGGCUCAGGCCUGAGCAUGAUGGUGGCAAGGAGAUCCUAGGUUACUGGAUUGAGUUCCGACAGGCUGGAGAGAGUGCCUGGAAAAAAUGCAAUAAGGAGCGCUCGAAGGAUCGUCAGUUCACCAUGGGUGGCUUAAUGGAAGCCACUGAGUAUGAGUUUAGAGUCUUUGCUGAGAACGAGACUGGACUCAGCCGACCUCGUCGCACACCUAUGGGCAUCAAGACCAAAUUGAGUGUUGGUGAGGCUCCAGCUUUGACAGAAGACAUCCAAGAUGUAACAACUAAACUUGGCGAGUCUGGCACUCUGACCUGUGGCAUUAUUGGCAGACCUCUGCCUGAGAUUAAGUGGUACCGCUUUGGCAAGGAACUGAUCCAGAGCCGCAAGUACAAAAUGAGCUCAGAUGGUCGAAACCACUCCCUCAGCAUUCUAACAGAUGAACAGGAAGAUGAGGGCCUGUACACCUGUAGGGCAAUCAAUGAGGCUGGAGAGAUCGAGAGCAGUGGUAAACUGCGUUUACAGGCAGCUCCCCAGUUUCACCCUGGCUUUCCCCUGAAGGAAAAAUACUUUGCUGGGGCUGGCACCAGUCUCCGCCUUCAUGUCAUAUACAUUGGCCGUCCCAUCCCACAGAUCAUGUGGUUCUAUGGCAAGAAGCCUCUGAAUCCAUCUGAAAAUGUGAUCAUUGAAAACACAGAGAGCUACACCCACCUCGUGGUGAGGAAUGUUCAGAGAAAGACCAACGCUGGUCGCUAUAAGGUGCAGCUCAGCAAUUUCUUUGGAACUAUUGACACUGUGCUUCGUGUAGAAAUCCAAGACAAGCCAUGCAUGCCUGAGGGGCCCCUAAUUGUUGAAGCCCUGCUUAAGAGCUCAGUUGUCAUCAGCUGGAAGGCUCCCAAGGAUGAUGGAGGAUCAAUGAUUACCAACUACAUUGUGGAGAAACGGGAGGCCAAAGAAGGGGAACAGUGGUACCUGGUGUCCUCCUCUUUGUCUGGAACCACCUGCCGUGUCCUCAAUCUGACGGAGAAUGCUGGCUACUACUUCAGGGUUUCAGCUCAGAAUCAAUAUGGAGUCAGCGAGCCUCUAGAGAUCCCAUCAGUGGUUAUAAUCAAGAGUCCAUUUGAAAAACCUGGCAUCCCACAGCAGCCUUUCAUUAUCAGCUCCACAAAAGACUCUUGUGUUGUCUGUUGGAAGCCUCCAAGCAGCGAUGGUGGAGCUAAAAUCACAAACUACUACCUGGAGAAACGUGAGAAGAAACAGAACAAGUGGAUGUCAGUAACUACCAAGAAGAUUGCAGAGACCAACUAUGAGGUCACAGGCUUGAUUGAAGGCUUCGAGUAUGAGUUCCGUGUCAAAUGUGAGAACAUGGGCGGUGAGAGCGAAUGGAGUGAGAUUUCUGAACCCAUCAUCCCCAAGUCUGACCAGCCUCCUCGCACUCCCACAUUCAGGGAGGAGAUCAGAGACAUGACUGUCAAAUACCAUGCCAGUGCAACAUUUGUCACUAAGGUGUUGGGCUAUCCAAAGCCUGUUGUGAAAUGGUACCGUAGUGGAAAGGAGAUCCUGGCAGAUGGAACUAAGAUCAAAGCGCUGGAGUUCAAGGGAGGCUACUAUCAGCUUGUCAUCACUUCUGCUGAUGAGAAUGAUGCCACAGUUUACCAAGUCAGAGCAACUAAUUCCUCAGGAUCCAUCUCUACCACAGCCAACUUGGAGGUGGAAGUUCCUGCUAAGAUCUAUCUGCCUCAAGAGCUCCAAGGAAUGGGCGCAGUCCAUGCUGUCCGUGGUGAUCACAUCACCAUCAAGAUCCCCAUCUCUGGCAAACCUGAGCCAACAAUCACUUGGCAGAAAGGUCAGGAGAUCCUCUCCAACUCUCCUUAUCACCAAGUCAUCACCACAAGGUCUUUCACAUCCCUGGUAUUCCAGAAGGGAGUCCAGAGGAAAGAUACUGGCUACUACAUUAUUACUGCAAAGAACAGGUUUGGAAUGGACAAGCAAACCAUCGAGGUGAAUGUGGCCGACAUUCCUGAAGCUCCAAAAGGCCUUGUGGUUAGUGAAAUUGCAAGGGAUUCUAUCACUCUUGUCUGGGAGCCCCCUGUCAGUGAUGGUGGAAGCAACAUUAUUAACUACAUUGUGGAGAAGUGCCCCACCACCAGUGAUAGGUGGAUUCGUGCUGGACAAACGACUGACUGUAGUAUCACUAUCAUCAACAUAUUUGGAAAGGCCAAAUACCAGUUCCGUGUUAUUGCCGAGAACCAGUUUGGUCUGAGCCCACCAUCUGAACCAACUGAGCCUAUCACCACAAAGGAAGACAAGUCUGUAAUUAGGAACUAUGAUGAGGAAGUGGACGAAACAAGAGAAAUUACUAAAGAGGAGGCUCUUUUCUACAAGGUGAAGGAGCUGUCCUCAAAGUACAUUAUCUCUGAGGAGCUUGCUCACUGCCAGUUUGGUGUGGUUCACCGUUGUAUUGAGAUUGCCACAAAGAAAACCUACAUGGCCAAGUUUAUCAAAGUCAAAGGAACUGAUCGUGAGUUGGUUUUGAGGGAAAUUGAAGCUCUUAAUGUGGGAAGGCAUAAGAAUAUCAUCUACUUGCAUGAAUACUUUGAAAGCAUGGAGGAGAUCAUCCUUAUCUUUGAAUUCAUUUCUGGAGUUGACAUCUUUGAGCGGCUUGGCACCAGCAACUUUGAGCUUACAGAGCAGGAGAUUGUCAAGUACCUUAGACAAGUCUGCUCUGCUCUCAAGUUCCUGCAUUCCCACAACUUUGGCCACUUUGAUAUCCGCCCAGACAACAUUGUGUACACUACAAGGAAAAGUACCAACAUAAAGAUCAUUGAGAUGGGCCAGGCUAGGCUUCUGGUGCCGGGAGAAAACAUCAGAAUGCUCUUUUCAGCACCGGAGUACUGCGCCCCAGAGGUCCACCGCCAUGAUUUGGUCACAACGGCCACAGAUAUGUGGUCUGUUGGUGUUAUGGCCUAUGUUCUACUCAGUGGCCUUAAUCCAUUUGCAGCAGAGUCUACCACAAAGAUGAUUGAGAAUAUCACCAACUGUGAGUAUGUCUUCGACAGUGAAGCAUUUAAGGAUAUCAGCCUGGAGGCUAUGGACUUUGUGGACAGACUUCUUGUCAAGGACAGGAAGCUUCGUAUGACAGCCCAUGAGGCUCUGGAGCACCCAUGGCUCAAGAUGAAAAUAGAGCAUAUUAGCAACAAGGCUAUCAGGACACUGAGACACAGAAGGUACUAUCAGACUCUGGUAAAGAGGGUUGAUACUAUUGUAUCAGCAGCUCGUGUGGCCUAUGGUGGUGCUUUCAAGAACCAGAGGGGAUUGGCUGUUGGUAAAGUGAAGAUUGGAACUGAGUGCCAUGGCUUCCGUGCUGGCCCAGUCAUGCAUGCCUCAGCUGAAGAAGGUGGUUAUGCAAGAUUCACUUGCAGCAUUGCCAAGCAUGACAAGAGUACACAGGUGUCAUGGUACUUUGGUAACUGCCAGCUACACACAAGCCACAAGUAUGAGAUUACUUAUAGUAAUGGCUUUGCCAGUAUCUACGUAAAGGACAUUGAAGAAAGUGAUGAUGGUGUGUACAGAUGCAAAGUGCUGAGUGAUGAUGGAGAAGACAGUGCUUAUGGAGAGCUUUUUGUCGAGACAGUGAGGAGUAUCAAAGAGUACUAUCUUAGCCGCUCCAUCAAGAAAUUAAGGAGGAGAGUUGACAAGACUAAGCUUCUGCAGAGACCACCAGAGUUCACUUUGCCUCUCUACAACCGCACCUCUUUCAUUGGCGAAGAUGUGCGUUUUGGUGUUACUGUUACUGUGCAUCCAGAGCCUUGCAUAAUUUGGCUUAAGAAUGGUGAAAAAAUCAAGCCAGGUGAUAAUGACAGCAAGUACACGUUCACCAGUGAUAAGGGUCUAUACCAGCUCAUGAUCCAUAACCUGGACAUGACUGAUGAUGCUGAAUACACCGUUAUGGCCCACAACAAGUUUGGAGAAGACAGCUGCAAGGCCCGUCUCACUGUGGCACCACAUCCUGUGACAGAAGAAACUAUGAAGCCCAUGUUCAAACGCCUGCUGGCUAAUGUUGAGUGCAUGGAGGGACAGAGUGUCCAUUUUGAGCUCAGAGUCUCAGGUGUACCACCUCCUACUCUUAAAUGGCAAAAGGAUGGUCAUCCACUACAGUUUGGUCCCAAGGUGGUUGUCAUACAGGAGGACGUUGACUCUCAUGUCCUUCACAUUAGAGAGACUCUACUUGAGGACUCUGGUGUUUACAAAGUUACUGCAACCAACUCUGCUGGCACCGCCAGCUGUCAGGCAACAUUGAAGGUGGACCGCCUUACCUAUACAAGGAGAGAAUAUAGGAGUGAGGAAGAGAAAUACAUGCACAUACAGAAACAAAUUGAAAAGACCAACAAGAUGGCUCAGAAAAUCGUUGCUACUGAGGAGCUUGUACCGCUUAAUCCCACUGCUCAAGAAGCUCUCAAAUAUGCUGCAGAGAUUUACAAGCCAGCAGUGAGCACAAAGAAUGUCGAGGGUGAGUUUGACAUCAAAGAGGAGAAGUCAGAGACCAAGAAGUUGGAGGAGGAGAGGAGGAUCUUCAUGCCCUAUGAAAUUCCUGAGCCUGUGGUUCAUGAUCCCAGAGUUCUUGAUGAGAACAAAGGUAUCAAACUGUUUGUACCUCUGUCAGAUAUGAAGUGGUACAGAAAGCUAAAAGAUCAAUAUGAGAUUUCAGAGAGGAUGGAGAGGAUUGUGCAGAAGAGACAGAAACGUAUUCGUUUGUCCAGAUGGGAACAGUUCUACGUCAUGCCCCUUCCUAGAAUCACUGACCAGUAUAGGCCAAGAUGGCGUAUUCCAAAACUCACUCUAGAUGAUCUGGAGACUGUCAGACCUGCACGCCGCUCUCCCAGUCCUGUGUCAGAGGCGUUGUUCAGAUCUAGGAGGAGAUCUCUGGGAGACCUUAGCGAUGAGGAGCUGAUGAGAACAGAGGAAGAAGAAGGAAUGAUGUUGGAGGAUGAACUGGAGCUUGGCUUUUCUGCCUCACCUGCUGGCAGCCCUGUACGCAUUGAGCGACGUGCCAUGGAGCAUGAGGAAAGAAGGCAGGAAGGUAGACAUGAAACCGUUGAGGUUGCUGAGACAAAGAAGAAACGUACCAUCUCUCAGUAUAUGAGGAGGAGAAGGUCACUGUCACCCACUUACAUUGAGCUAAUGCGUCCAGUUUCAGAACUGAUAAGACAACCACAUGCUAGGCAUCCUGUGGAAGUAGAGGGAGAGAUUGUGGGGAGGAGGUCCCCUACCCCAGAGAGGACCCGACCACGUUCCCCCAGCCCCAUCAAGUCAGUUGAAAGGUCUUCACGCUCCUCUUCGAGGUUUGAGCGGUCUGCCCGUUUUGAUAUCAUGUCCCGUUACGAGGCCAGAAAGGCUGCUCUGAAAUCUGAAAGGAAGUAUCAGUUGGUCAGUCAGACACCUUUCAGUUUGGACCAUGCCCCGCGUGUCACUGUUAGGAUGCGUUCUCAUCGUAUCCCAGUUGGUCAAGAUACAAAAUUCACCCUAAAUGUACAAGCUAAACCAGAGGCUGAGGUCACGUGGUUCCACAAUGGAACGGCGAUCUCUGAAUCCAGUGAGAAAUUCAUCUUUACCAACAUGACUGGUGUCUUGACCAUCACUAUUCUGGACUGUCAGGAAGAGGAUAGUGGCACGUAUCGCUGUGUAUGUUCCAACUCUAAGGGAGAGGCUUCAGACUAUGCUACCCUGGAGGUGUCAGGUGGUAGCUACACAACUUUCUCUUCUCGCCGCAAGGAUGAGGAAGCUCCCAAAGCACAUGUCCCUGAAGUCACUCGAACAGACCACUACCACAUCUCCCACUUCAAAGCUGGCUAUGCUUCACAGACCCACUUUGAGGUAGAAGAAACCAAAUCUAAGUUAACCGAAACACAUGAGGUAUUCACACAUGAGAGAUAUGGCGCCUCCUCUGAAAGGUACUCCUCUGCUGAGAGGUAUGACUCAUCUAUCAAGUAUGCUUCUGCUGAAUACCUGUCAUCUAGUUCCUCUUAUUCAUCUGACAAAUUUUCUCUGAGUGGGAAACACACCAUAUCUGAAGCUAAACUGAAAUCAUCUACCACUGCUGGUGAUGAGGAAGUUUCUGUCCAGAAGGCAAAACUUUCUCUUCCAGCUAGAAUCCUCACUAAGCCUCAGUCUGUGACAGUUGAGGAGGGAGAGACUGUCAGAUUUACCUGUGAUAUUGAUGGUGAGCCUGCACCCACUGUGACAUGGAUACAUGAGAACAGAACCAUUGUCUCAUCCCACCACAUUCAGGUCACCACAACUCAGUAUAAAUCCAGUUUGGAAAUCUCCUCUGUGACAGCCUCCCAUGAGGGCAGUUACACAGUAGUGGUAGAGAAUUCAGAAGGCAGACAGGAAGCUCAUUUUACUUUAACCAUCCAUAGAGCAACCCCCAAGCAGGAAGUUAAAAUAAUCAAACCCCCUGAGCCAUCCGUGAAGUCACCCACUCCCAGUGUAAAGUCACCUGCACCUUCAGCCACAUCCCCUAUUCCCUCCACAACCUCUGCUGUUCCCAGUGUGAAGUCACCAGAACCUAGCACCAAAUCCAUCGAGCCUUCAGUUACAUCACCAGCUUCAAGUAUAAAAUCUCCUGAACCAAGUGCAACAUCUCCUGCUCCAAGUGUGAAGUCCCCAACACCAAGUGUGAAGUCUCCUGAACCCGAGGGGAUUAAGUCUCCUAAGAGCAUAAAGUCUCCUGAACCAACUGCACCUUCUCCUGCACCGAGCUUAAAAUCACCGACUCCAGGUGUCAAAUCUCCUGAGCCUGAGGGACCUAAGUCACCACGAGGUCUAAAAUCUCCUGAGCCACGACUCAAGUCACCACCGCCAACUAAGACCCUGGGGACUGGAAAGUCACUGGAAUCUGAGGAAGUAAAAUCACCCCGGGGUAUCAAAUCUCCAGAACCUACAGGAAUCAAAAUGCCAAGAGGUGUCAAGUCCCCAGAACCUCCUGGACUCAAAACACCAAAAGGCAUCAAGUCCCCAGAACCAGCAGGCAUCAAAUCACCAAGGGCACUGAAGUCCCCUGAACCUGAAGGGAUCAAAUCACCUCCUAGAAUGAAGUCUCCUCCUCCCACCAUGUCCCCCAAGAGAGUUGUAUCUCCACCCACCGUAAAAUCCCCAAUCCCCAAACCCCCCAAGGUCAUGAGUCAGCUAACAGCAGAAGCCUGUGAGGGGUCAGUGAGGAUGUCCUGUGUUUGUGAGAGCUCCGUCAGAGAGGUGGUAUGGUAUGUGAAUGGGAGGAGGCUUUCACAAAGCAGUCGCCUAGAGAUGCACUAUUCUGAGGGUUCUUGCAGCCUUUUGAUCCAUAAUUUAACAGACAGUGAUCAGGGAGAGUACAUCUGUGAGAUGAAAUCAGAAGGAGGAGUAUCCAAGUCUUCUUUCAACUUCACUGGACAAGUGUUUCAGUCAAUUCGCAAGAAGAUUACAGCUUAUUGUGAACAGCAGCUGGGACUUCAAGGAUCAGUAUUGAUGAGUCAAAAGGAGUCAUCGUCAUCCUUGAGUUCAUCGGUGAUGAUGAAGAAAGAAAUCCAUACAAUGGAGGAGUCGUCUGCCUUUUCUUCUACUUCCCAGCAGGCAGUGAUGUCAUCCAUGACGGAUUCCCGCUCCUUCAGCAGCAUGGCAGCUGAAAUGAAGUUUGAGACCAUGUCCAUGUCCAGCAUGUCCUCCGUGUCAUCUGAGGCAUAUGCCAUGAGCUCCAGUAGCCUCAUGGAGAUGGCCUCCCACAUGGAGGGAUCACUUAGAGCUCUUGGUUCUGCUCCAAGGAUUGAAGCUCUGCCAGAGGACAUCAGCAUUGAGCCUGGCAAAGUCCUGACAGUCGCCUGUGCCUUCUCUGGUGAUGCCAGACACAUUGAGUGGUCGCACGACGGCAAAAGGAUUGAGUUGACUGCUGCCGGACGCUUCCAUAUUGAGACCACUGAGGACUUGACCACGCUCAUUAUCACUGGGGUGAAGAAGGAGGAUGCUGGAAGCUACACCCUCAAACUGUCAAAUGAGCUAGGAUCUGAUACAGCAACUGUUCACAUUAGUAUUCGAUCGGUGUAAGGAAAAAAAACAACUCUUCAAAACUUCCCCUUUUUCCUUUUCUCAUGCGUUUUUAUUUAAUCAAGCAAAAGAAUCUACUUGAUAAAGAUCUGGAUUUCUGUUCUUGUAAAUAUGAACUAUUUUUGUAACUAUCUUGACAUUAAUUUUUGCCAAACUAGACUAAAGUCUAAAGGUGUUAUAAAAUGUACCAUAUUGGAUAACUGUGACUUAGGAUUUUUGAUCCAUUAUUCUGUGACAUGUACAUAAUGUAUAUAGCCGAAUUUACCGGUUAUGGGAAGUGUAUGCAUUGUUAUUUAUGACAAUAAUAUUAACUAAAACAAAAUGAAACUGUAUAUGGUUUAACAGGAGAAAGUUCCAACAGGAACGAAUACUCUGUUAAAUUAAGAAACUAAACUUUGUGCCUCAACGAUAAGUUGAAGUCUUAAGAUUGCCUCAACAGGUAGAGAGGCUCCCUGUUGAUGUUAACUCAAUCAGAGACAAAACUAUGAAUACACUGCUUUAGAGAGCAGUGCAUUAGCAUUGUGAAAGCAGUGUGAGAUCCUGAAUGCUGUUUGCAUUUACCCUCAUGUAAGCAGGAUGACUGGACCUCGCACUCCGACUGAUUCUGUCGUACUGCUAUUUCACUGACGUGCUCAGAGUGCAAGCGGCCUGCACUCCCUGAGCACAAGUGUUUCUUUUAUAUUUUGUGCUCUGCAUCUGGCAAACAACCACUGAUGAGACUUUUCACUUGUACCACCAACCUGGCCAAUCACUUUAAAUAAGAGUCCCUCCUGUGCUUGUUUGCAGAAACAGAGCUGUCUCUCGGAGGUAUGCAGUGUGUUUGUGUGCUAGUUUUUAGAAGUUCACCUGUCAGUCAAGGUGGGUGCGGCAAAGCAGAUGUAUGAAACCACCUACUGCUGCGUUCAACAACAAGUCCCACAUGUCGCCCUGCAGUUUAAGGGUUUGAUUGAAGUUUGAGUUGUAGUUUUGACUAUUUUCGCACCCUCCUUGAGUCUUUCCUCCAGUUAUUUCUUUAAUAAAGCAUGAUUAUCAGCACUACA